GCCGCAGUGGAAGUCUUUGGUCUGGUCCAGGAGUUACUUCCUGCUGUCUCCGCUUUGAACCAGAAGUAUGCGCAACUGGCUUUCAACCCCAACCAAUCAACAGACAGCACCAUGGGCAACCAGCUGGAGCAGGGCCUAUCGGCAUGCACCACCUCCAGUCACUAUGCUGUGAUAGAGAGUGACCACCCUUACAAACAGGCCGGAGUCACACAGUAUAAGGUAAAGCACGCACACAAACACACACACACACACACACACACACACACACACAGUGAAGUGGGACUGUUCCCAACAUAGGAAUUCUUAGUCAAGGGUAAAGAAAAGUAUAUAUCAAGCAGAACUGGACGUAUUAUAUUAACCAGAAUGUGUAUUUGUUUAUUUGGAUCCCCAUUAGCUUUUGCAGAAGCAUCAGCUACUCUUCCUACCAUAACUGUUUCAUGGCUUUAACCAUCUUCUCCCCCUUCACACCUCAGGUGUCAUUCCCGGACUGCGUGCGGUGGACCACGAUCGAGUUUGACCCCCAGUGUGGCAUGGCCCAGCCAGAGGAUGUCCUCCGCCUGCUCAUCCCCAGCCAUUCACUCCACCUGUCCAGCCUGAGCACCAAGCCCCUGGUCCACGACACCAUCAACACCUGGGUGGAGCUCAAGAAGAUCUCCGGCUCCAAUGGCUGGCCCACCACUGUCCUAGUGCUGCCAGGUAAGAUAAAAGCGGUCCAACGCUUCACCUCCUCUCUGAUGAAACACUUUGAUGAAACGCCUCCAUAUUUUUAGAUGAAUAAUUAUUGUUCUGUGGCGCAUCCUGAUCGGGCAAAACUAGUUGUAAUUACCGGUACUUAAUUUCAAACAGAUAUGCCCGCUGGGUGAGGGUGUUUUGUUUCAGUAGGAAGGCAUUUAAUGUGACUAGCUAAGUCAAAUGACACGCAAGGAAACAAAUCAUCUGAACCAAUCAAAGGUUAUGUUAUUGAUCGGGGCAGCUCAAUCUCUUCAUUGGACAGCUCUGCUAAACCACUUGCCACAGCUACAUUAAUUAAUCUCAGGUGACCUACAAUAAAGUAGUCCCCCUGUCCUCCCUGCUGACAAUAUGACAGCAUCACCCUUCUGUUCUUCCUCUGGGAUUCCAGGAAACGGGGCCCUGUUCUCCUUGGAAACGGCCUCUGACUACGUAAAAGACGAGAAGGCCUGUUUCUACGGCUUCAAGUGUGUUGCCGUGGGAUACGAAUUCAACCCUGGACCAGAUGAGGUAAGGGGGAACUAUCUUUUGCUAUGUUAAAGGGGUAGUUUACCCAAAAACAAGAUUUACCCGCUUUUCCUAUUCUUGUACUGUCAUUUGUUGUCAAAAGCAAUGUUUUUACAACUAAUGAUACCUUUGUGUGUGUGUGUGUGUGUGUGUGUGUGUGUGUGUGUGUGUGUGUGCGUGCGUGCGUGUAUGUUUCAGGGUAUUAUCCAGCUGGAGAAGGAGUUGGCAUACUUGGGCAGUGUGUGUGCUGCUGCUCUCAUGAAGAAGGAUCUGGCUCUUCCUAUUGGUGAGGGAGAUCAUAGGAGAACAUAGAACAUGAUAGAACCGAUGGGGAACUGAUAUUGAACAUAUACUGUAUCAACUCAUAUUCUUUCAAAACAAGUACCAGGUGCUUAUUAUUGAAGUUGCAGUCAAAUAUAUUUGCACCUUUACACUUUACAAUGGAGUGCAAUGGAGCAAAAUGUUCUGUUUGCUCUUUUCAAGACGGGUUAAUAAUUUUGUCCAGGCCAUUUUGUGACUUUGAAGUGAAAAUUCAAAAUGUCUGUUUUUUCUUGGUCCUGUGCAGUUGUAAAUCACACAAAUACACUUGUGAACACCAAACGUUUUUUCAAUUUCAUCUUAUUUUAGAAGAAAUAGUGCCAAUAUAUUUGACCACAACUGUGUAUGUGUGUGUAUGAUUAUAAUUUGCACUAAAUAGCAUAUCAUAUUUUAUACUCUGUACUUUUUUUCCAGGGAAUGAACUUGAAGAGGACCUUGAGAUUCUUGAAGAUGCCUCUCUCCAGGUAUUCUGAUGCCAUUUAACUUUUUCAUAAUCACAUUGUGACAUAACUAAAGCUGUCAAGUGUGUAACCAUGAGGUAUGAAAAAGAUGGCCAGCACUCACAAACGUAUUAUCAUCAAGCCUCCGUCAGCAUGUAACAAUGACAUACUUCCGUCUCCACCCCCACUCCUUCCCCUCCCCCCUCUCCCCCCAGGUGUGUAAGGCCCACUCAGGUAUCCUGGGCAAGGGGCUGGCCCUGUCCCACUCCCCCACCAUCCUGGAGGCUCUGGAGGGCAACCUGCCCCUGCACCUGCAGACCAACGAGCACUCCUUCCUUGAGGACUUCAUCACCUGCGUGCAGAACUCCAGCGGAGGACGCUUGGCCAGGUGAGAGAGUUGGAGAGGGCAUGUAGACAUAAACACAUAGGCACAUUCACACAUGCUCACGUACACACACACACACUGCUGUGAAACAAAGCUCAGCUCAUGGCCAAGUAAGCUGUGAAGAACAGUUAUGAAAACUCUCACUGCUUUGUAAAUUUAUUUGCCUCUUGGCCCGGUUGUAAAUAAAUAGAUUAAUUAAGAAAUGUCCCCCCCCUCCCCUCUCCCCCCUCUAGGUGGCUGCAACCAGACUCAUACGCGGACCCCCAUAAGACGUCUCUGAUCCUGAACAAGGACGACAUCCGCUGCGGCUGGCCCAGAACAGUGGCCGUCCAGACCAAAGACCAGUACGGAGACGUGGUGCAUGUGCCCAACAUGAAGGUCAGGGUUUUGAAUUGUUCUAUUCUUACUUCACGUCAUAAAAAGCCUACAUCGUCACAUGAUUGUUUGUAGUGACAGUUUAGACCCGAAACAUACACUUAUGUUUGCCGCACACUACCUAUUCAGACUGUUAGCUAACCUGACAUUCAGACUGGCUACCAAGUCACUGAAAUUUGCGUUAACUUGGGACAUUUUCAACUCUGGUCACAAGCUCUCUAGUUGCCGACCAUUAAGUCGCUGAGUGUCCCCUUGUGUGCAUAUAAAAUGACUGGUCGCUGGUAGCUAGAUCACUGAUAGCCUCACCAGAUUUAAACCCACUGUAAUGAUAUCAGAUUUUCAUGGUGAACAUAAAAUCUAUAGAAUAUGUUAGCUAACAUUUGCGAACUGUACACCUUGUUGAACACAUCCCAUGUCUCUUGCUCUCCUCUCCCCCAGGUGGAGGUGAAGGCGGUGCCCGUCUCCCAGAAGAAGUCCAUGCAGCAGGAGUGCAUGAGGAAGCGGCAGCGUCUCCCAGGCAGCGCCAACCCCUCCUCCUCGUGCACUGCUGACCUGACCUUCGGGGGCCUGCCCAUGCCCAAGCUGGACGCCACAUACGAGCCCAUGAUCAUCAAGGAGGCGCGCUACAUCGCCAUCACAAUGAUGAAGGUUGGGCAACCAUAAACCUGUGACCUUAGAGAUAAUACAGAUUUCUUUAGAUGUUUAGAUUAAAAUAAUGUUUUAUCUUUAUGCAUUGGACUGAAAUUAAUUGAUCAGCUUGUAUGUGAAGAAUACUGGUUUGUUUUCUACCUGGGCCCUCGUUCACCUCCCUCCACAGAUCUUAUAGAUCUGGAUGGGAAAGCAACAUGGCAGAACCUAGGUGAAGCUGUUGCUCACCAGACCCGUGUUUCCUUGUGAAAUGAUAGAGAAAUAGUUUUUUUGUUUUUUUUGUGUAACCUACCUGUAUUAUGUUUUUGACACCAUGCUUAUCCUCUCUUUUCCAGGCCUAUGAGAAUUACUCAUUCGAGGAGCUUCGCUUUGCUUCGCCCACUCCAAAGAGGUAAUAGAUGAGAAAGUUCAAUCAAGUGCAGCAAAAGUAAUUGAAUGAAAACAAACACAUUUACAUUUUAGUCAUUUAGCAGACGCUCUUAUCCAGAGCGACUUACAGUAGUGAGUGCAUACAUUUUCGUACACUAUUUGAACCUAGGUUUGAUGACAAAUGAGAAAUGAGGGGGAAGCAGGUCUGUUCAUUUGGAUUUAAACGUUUUCAUCCCUGUGUUUCUCCCCCGCCAGGCCCAGUGAGAACAUGUUGAUCCGGGCCAACACAGACGGGACCUACAGCGCUAACUGGACCCCCGGGGCUGUGGGCCUCUACACCAUCCAUGUCACCAUCGACAGCAUCGAGAUCGGUAAACCAGACCAGGGUUGGGGUCACUUCUAUUUAUAUUCAGUCAUUUCAUUGUAAUAAGUGAACAGAAAUUCAAUUUCCAAUUUCCAUUUCCUCUAUUGAAAUUGGACUAGAGAGUUCAAGUCAGGUCAACAUAACUUGUGUCAAUGUGUAAUUUCAGAGUUUCUGUUAAUUGAAAGUUUGGCACUCCAAAAAAUGUACGUUGGUAUUGUGUUAGAUUAGAGCAAAUAAAUGUGUUAGUUAGUUUAAUGUAUUAAACAUAAAUUAAUUGUUAAUAUAAAUUAAAGUUAUAUGUUAGCUGAGUGUGGACUAUGUGUGUGUUUAACCCACUAGAUGCUGGUCUGGAGGUGGAGGUGAAAGACCCUCCUAAAGGCAUGAUCCCACCUGGCACACAGAUGGUUAAACCCAAGGCAGAGCCCCAACCUAGCAAGGUGAGACCGACACACCUGACCACACACACACCUGAGAACACACACUCAUCUGAGAACAGACACGUGCCCAAACCAAAGAACCUGAAAACACACCGUCACAGCCAGUAGUGCCUGUUGCGUGUUCAUUUACUGUUUGUAUUGGGUCCUCUGUUGUUUACUCCAGCUGUUGCUGUCAGUGUCUGGGUGGAAUCUAUAGGAUCAUUUAUUUCACGUCUUGUUCACUCUCAUUCUAAUUAGUGCUUAUCUGUGUGGACAUUUAUAAUGAAGAAAAUUGCAACAUGAGGAGUGUUGUAUGUUUAAUGCAGUGAUUAUUUUCCACUGUCACAAACCAUGUUCUAUAUCAUUGUUUUUGGGGCUGACUAUUAUUAAACAGAAAAUGGGGAAACAAACAACAAACUGCACAUUUCCAAUCAGCUCUUUGUAUCCCCCUUCUGAACUUGUGUACAGUGGAUCAUAUCCAACACCAUCAGAGAACUGGGUGGAUGGUAGGGUUUCAUAUUGUUUGAAUAUAUUUAUUAUUUAUUUAACCAGGGAAGUCCCAUUGAGACUAACAACUCUGUUUCAAGUCAACCCUGGUUUUGGACUGGCCAACAAGCAGUGUUCCGAAUGGAGUACUUCUACGCUUUCUCCCACUAUUUUGCAGUGUGGGCGUGCCUGUGUGUGUGUGUGUGUGUGUGUGUGUGUGUGUGUAUGUGAUUGUCUCUUCAGUGUGUGUGUUUGUCCUCUUCCCCUCUGCUGCCACUUUUUUUUCUCUUUCCCCUCCUGAGGUUCCUGCAGCUCAAUGUCUACCUGUCUCUCCUCUGCUUCUCUCAGGUCCGCAUAUUUGUGUCCAAGGACAGUGCAGGCCUCCGUGUGCGUAGUCACCCCUCCCUGCAGAGCGAACAGAUAGGCAUAGUGCAAGUCGAUGGCACCAUCACUUUCAUUGAUGAGGUAAACUGCUCUAGACCAGGCGAUUUGAUCAUGUUGUAGCAUUACUCUUUAUUUUCUUUCAACUUGUAUUUGUUUGUUUUUAAUUUUAAUUAAUUAGGACUGAAUCCUAAUUUGAGAUCCAAGUGUAUAACCUUAACCUUUUACACUCAUGGGAAUUGGCCUAUACAGUGAGGGGGAAAAAGUAUUUGAUCCUCUGCUGAUUUUGUACGUUUGCCCACUGACAAAGACAUGAUCAGUCUAUAAUUUUAAUGGUAGGUUUAUUUGAACAGUGAGAGACAGAAUAACAACAACAAAAUCCAGAAAAACGCAUGUCAAAUAUGUUAUAAAUUGGUUUGCAUUUUAAUGAGGGAAAUAAGUAUUUGACCCCUCUGCAAAACAUGACUUAGUACUUGGUGGCAAAAUCCUUGCUGGCAAUCACAAAGGUCAAACGUUUCUUGUAAUUGGCCAACAAGUUUGCGCACAUCUCAGGAGGGAUUUUGUUCCACUCCUUUUGCAGAUCUUCUCCAAGUCAUUAAGGUUUUGAGGCUGACGUUUGGCAACUCGAACCUUCAGCUCCCUCCACAGAUUUUCUAUGGGAUUAAAGUCUGGAGACUGGCUAGGCCACUCCAGGACCUUAACGUGCUUCUUCUUGAGCCUCUCCUUUGUUGCCUUGGCCGUGUGUUUUGGGUCAUUGUCAUGCUGGAAUACCCAUCCACGACCCAUUUUCAAUGCCCUGGCUGAGGGAAGGAGGUUCUCACCCAAGAUUUGACGGUACAAGGCCCCGUCCAUCGUCCCUUUGAAGCGGUGAAGUUGGGGGGCGGAGCUAGCAUGUUGGAGUGAACGGCUGUGUGUGAGAGGCUCCCGCAACUUUUUUGCGAAAUAAUCUAACCUAACUUACUUUAUUGCACUUGUUACAACAAACUUUUCUUUCUAAUACAAUAUUGUAACUUUCUAUGUGAAAAUGCCUAGUAAUAAGCGACCAAAGGACAAUAAAUCCACAUCAGAGGCCUACUCCCCACCAAACAACGAGACAAACAUGGCGGAAGGCACAGGUAACAACGUGACACUUACAGAACUUACCCGGGCUUUGGGAGAACUACGUGUUGCUAUAGCGGAGGAUCUUAAGGCUACUAUUGCUGAACUGGACACUAAAAUCGAGAGCACCAUUCGAACGGUCGCUUCGCAGGGCCAGAGUAUUGUGGACCUUGAGAAAGCUUCAGAAUUCAACGCUGGUAGGAUCGACGAGUUAGAGAAACUAUGCACGUCAUUGCAGGAUAAUGUGCAGAAGCUUUCUGUGAAAGUGAUCGACCUGGAGGGCAGAUCCAGGCGUCAUAACCUUCGCGUGGUGGGUCUGGCAGAAGGGGUGGAGGCGGGCUCUCGCCCAACCGACUUCUUCGCCAAGCUACUGAAGGAUGCAAUGGGACCGGAUGUUUUGGCGUCGGAUCCCCUACUGGACCGUGCACACCGCGCCCUUGUCCCAGUGCCUGGACCGGGCCAGCGUCCUCGCCCAGUAAUCAUCUGUUGUCACAGUUUCAAGACCAAGGAUCUUAUCCUGCGCGAGGCUCGAAUGAGGGGCAACCUGUUACAUAAAGGGCACCCCUUUCGUGUCUAUGAGGACUAUGCGCCCGAUGUGGCAAAGCACCGCGCUGGCUACAGAGAUGUCAUGACCAAACUCUACAAACUCCAUCUUCGCCCAGCCUUGCUCUUCCCUGCAAGACUAAGAAUUACCCCGCCUUCCGGGGAGAAGAUCUGGCUCUCCUCGGUUCUGGACGCAGAGAAGUUUGUCCGGGAAUAUACACCAAUCCCCCGUACAGGUUAGAGUGCCUUGUCAUUGUGUGUUAAGGUCUGCUCACGGACUCGAAUCCAUACCAUACCAUAACGGGUGAAACCGUAUUCAACGGUCUCAGCAAGGGCUACCGAACAUGUAAUACGAUGUGCUGACCAAUGGAGGGUGGUCAGAGCUCUCACUUAACGUUAAUUUCACUUUCAUUCCGACUGGGUUUAGAGCGAUGCCUGUUUGGGACGCCUUCCAGGUCGGAUCAUUGACACUUUCGGAUGGAUAUACUUAUAUUCCCCUAUUUUUGUUUUGUUUCGUUAUUUAUUUUUCAAUUCUUACAUUAUUCCUGUGCGUACAUAUAAUAAUAAUUAUUUGUACUUUAUUAUUAUUUUCUCUUUAGCAUUUUAGUAUUAUGUAUGUGUAUAUUUUAAAUUUGUAUAGAUUAUUAUUCUGGGGUAUGCAUGUUUGUGUAUGUAGAUGUGUGUGUAUGGAUGUAUGUGUGUAUGCGUGUGUAUGUAUCUGUAUAUAUUUAAGAAUAUUUAUUUUAUAUGUAUAUAUUUUUUGGGUGUGUGUAUGUAUGUGUGCGUGUAUACGUGUGUAUAUGUGUGUGUGUGUGUGCGUAUAUAUAUACGUAUGUGUGUGUGUGUAUGUAUGUAGGUAUGCACAUGUAUGUAUGUAUGUAUGUAUGUGUGUGUGUGGAUGUGUAUAUGUGUAUGUGUGCACAUAUGUAUUUUUAAUUUUUUUACAUUUUUAUUUACUUUGUUAUUUUUUUGAUUGGGGGGUACGUUCAAUUUAUCAAAAUCCUUGUUCCCAUCUCCUAACCCACAAUAUGUAACUGUACUGCUGUCUAUGUCGGUUACUGAUGGUUUAUGUUUAGACCGGUAUUGCUUAGCAAUAGAAUCUUGUGAUGUUACAUCUUGCUUAUCUCAGGGAUUGACCCAAGAUUAACCUUAAGUGCGCAAUAUGUUUAAGUUGCAACUUAUUCUGUUUAGGUUUAUUAGAUGCUAAUUGAACACUUUAAGUGCGGGAGCCUCCUCAGUUCAUAUGUUAGUAGAAGUUCUAGGAUAGUGAGAGGUGAGCGCAUAGUUGGGAUUUUAUUUGUGUUUUACCUCUUGUUCGAGGUCGCGCCGUGCUUUUUUGGCAUCGGCCAGACAAUGUGUUUGUUAUUUUUAUUUUCAUAUUUUUUUCUGUCCUAUGUGUGUAUGCCUGUUAAAUGUGGGUUGAUGGGGGGGGGUAAAGGUUGGGGAAAGUAGGGGAACAGGGUGGAGAGUAAAGGUGCUUGCGGGGGGGGAGGGGUGGGUUGGAUACUGCUCGGGUGUAGGUGCUACAUAUGCUGAUCGUGAUGGUUUGGUGCGCUUUCUUACCUUUUUAGUGAGUUACAAGUUAUGCAGGCCACCAUAGGAACUACAAAUGAGAGGAGGGCGGGACUUACAUUCACUUCCUGGAAUGUCAAGGGUUUAAACGAACCAAUUAAGAGAGGCAGGGUCCUAGCCCACUUGAAAGCACUUUCGUCUGAUAUUAUAUUUUUGCAAGAAACCCAUCUGAAAAACAAAUCUCAUAACAGACUUAAAUGUAAGUGGGUGGGACAAGUGUAUCACUCUAACUUCUCUGCCAAAACGAGAGGCACAGCGAUUCUGGUACGGAAAGGAAUUCCCUUUCUACAUAAAACCACUAUUGUGGAUAAAGAGGGUCGUUAUGUGAUCGUAAUAGGAGAGAUCCAUUCUACUUCUGUAACUCUACUAAAUAUCUAUGGGCCAAACAUUGAUAACCCCUCUUUUUUCAAAAGAGUCCUUGCCCUGAUUCCAGAUAUCUCCCAUACUAAUCUGGUCAUUGGAGGGGACCUUAACUGUGUACUAGACCAAUAUUUGGAUAGAUCCUCUACCCGGCGAACCCCUACCUCCCAUUCAAGCGAAUUCUUGAAUACCUACAUAAAAAAUUCUAACUUAUUUGAUAUAUGGAGGAUCUCUAAUCCUACGGGUAGGGAAUACUCCUUUUACUCUCAUGUCCACAAUGUAUAUACUCGAAUUGACUACUUUUUGGUUGAUGCUAAAUUACUCCCCUAUACCUGUAAUGUGAGAUAUCAUGAUAUUAUAAUCUCUGACCACAGUCCACUCACCUUCUCCCUGAGAUUGGGUGACAUCGUACCAAACGAGAGGGUCUGGAGGUUGAAUCCUCAGCUCCUCACAGAACCAACAUUCUGUGAACAACUUAAAGACCAAAUUACAUUUUUCUUUGAUACCAACGACAACACAGAGACUUCCCCAGCAUUAUUGUGGGAAACGCUGAAGGCUUAUUUGAGAGGCUGUAUCAUCUCCUUUCAGACUGCCAGGAGUAGGCAAAACAGAAAAAAAUUGGUAGAACUGGAGGGACAAAUUCACUUACUGGAUAGGGAGAAUGCUAGACAUCCAUCUAUGGAGAAACAUAAACAAAUUAUGUCUUUAAAAUUUAAAUACAAUCAGAUCCUCUCGGCUAAAAUUGCCAAAUCUUUUCUCUAUGCCAAGCAAAAAUAUUUUGAGUUUGGUGACAAACCACACAAAUUACUCACCAGACAACUUCGAAAAAACGUGAGUGACCGAAUGAUUCACAAAGUUAAAUCUGCAUCUGGGGAAUUACUCUCCUCCCCCAAAGACAUCAAUGACAGAUUCCGUCAGUUUUAUGAGACUCUAUAUACAUCUAAAGCGGAUCCUAACCCCUUAAUUAUGCAAAACUUUUUGGAGGACUGUAAUCUUCCUGCCCUGAACCAGGAAGACUCUAACUUCCUGAAUAAGGAAAUAUCUCUUGAAGAAAUUAGAGGAACAAUUAAAUCUCUAAAGAGUGGCAAGACCCCGGGCCCAGAUGGAUACCCUGGUGAAUUCUAUAAAACAUUCAGCAACAUGCUAUCUCCCUACCUGCACAAAAUGUUGGUUCGGGCCAAUGAGGAUGGAGCUCUCCCAUCUACUUUGGAUGAGGCGUUUAUUACAGUUAUACAUAAGAAGGGUAAAGAUCCGGAAGAGGUAGGGUCAUACAGACCAAUAUCCCUCCUUAAUACAGACCAAAAGAUUUUAGCAAAAACUCUGGCUAACAGGCUUAGCACUUUAAUUGGCAAAUUGGUCCAUUCGGACCAGACCGGCUUUAUCCCUAAUAGAAACUCAUUCUUCAAUCUCAGGCGCCUCUUCAACAUUAUGUAUUCUCAGAGGUUACCUAACGUGGACCUUGCCGUUAUAUCUCUUGACGCCGAAAAGGCCUUUGACCAAGUUGAGUGGCCCUAUCUAUUCAAGGUCCUACAGAAAUUUAAUAUUGGAGAUGGGUUCAUAAAUUGGAUCCAGCUUUUAUAUAGGAACCCCUGUGCGAGAAUACUCACUAACCAAUCAAUGUCGCCCCGAUUUAACCUUCACAGAGGGACAAGGCAGGGUUGUGCGCUGUCGCCUAUGCUCUUCGCCCUAAUUAUUGAACCUCUCGCUCAAGCGAUCAGAUCUAACUCAGCAAUACACGGCUAUAAUACUAAAGAUACUCUAAAUAAGAUUUCCCUAUAUGCAGAUGAUAUUCUCCUCUAUGUAACAGAACCCCAAGCUAGUAUUCCAGCUAUUCUUGAGGUGAUUAAUUUGUUUGGUACCUUCUCGGGAUACAGAAUAAAUUGGAACAAGAGUGAAUUAAUGCCCAUACGGUUGCAAAACACCUCCUGGCUAGAACAUCUUCCAGUUAAGUUAUCUUCAGAAAAAUGUAUCUACCUUGGAAUUGUAGUUACCAAACAAUACUCCUCACUAUUUAAAGAGAAUUUCCCUUCUCUGAUGCAAAAUCUCAAGGCAAACAUACAGUUUUGGAGAACUCUCCCAAUUUCUCUGCUCGGAAGAAUUAAUGCCAUUAAAAUGGUCUUCCUCCCACAACUGCUCUACCUAUACCAGAACAUCCCAGUAUUCAUACCUAAAUCAUUUCAUAAACAACUGGACUCUAUUAUCAAUCCUUUCAUCUGGGAUUAUAAAACACACAGGAUAGGUAAAAAACACCUAUGUAAAUCCAAGAUGGAAGGAGGAUUGUCUCUCCCAAAUUUUAUAUUUUACUAUUGGGCCGCUAACCUCCGCGCUGUUACGUUUUUGCUGGAUGACGCAACCCCGCCACCCAGCUGGCUUAGCAUGGAGCGGGAGGAGUGUCACCCCUUCUCUAUUGGUGCCGUGAUUUUGUCACCUGUUAAUCUGGAGAUGUCACUUUACCAUAACAAUCCUAUUAUACAUAGCACAGUCCGAAUCUGGAAGCAAAUUAAAGUCCACUUUGAGCUUAGACCAAUAUCAUUCAUGCUCCCUGUUGCCAGGAAUCCCUCCUUUGCCCCCUCUAACCUUGAUAACACCUUUGAGCGAUGGGGAGAGUUGGGGAUAAGUACCAUAGGGGAUUUAUAUAUAGGAGGGACCUUUGCUUCCUUUGAAGCGCUGAGGGAAACUUAUAACCUUCCCAGAAGUAACUUUUUCAGAUACCUACAAAUUAGAGACUAUGUUAGAAAACACCUCCCAACAUUUGAGAAUGCUAAACCUUCCAUGUUUGACGGAUGCAUAAAAAUAUGCCCCACCUCAGACAAACUGAUAUCUCGUCUAUAUGAUGCUUUUCAAUCUGUUAGCGCACCCUCUACAGAUGCCAUUAAGGCAAAAUGGGAGGAAGAACUAGGGACUGAUAUUUCGGUGGCAGACUGGGAGGAUAGCUUGGAGUAUAUCCACACCUGCUCCAUUAACUCCAGACAUCGUCUCAUACAAUUUAAGGUACUACACAGAUUACACUAUUCCAAAACUAAACUGCAUAGGAUAUUUCCUGAUACAUCCCCUAUGUGUGAUAAAUGUCAGGCUGAGCAGGGUACACUACUCCACUGCUUUGCCCUAUGCUCUAGUCUGUAUGGUUAUUGGUGCGGAAUAUUUGGGGUCCUCUCUGAAGUUCUGGAGACUUCAAUAGACCCAGACCCGCUUCUGAUAAUCCUGGGAGUGUCCGACUCCCUAAACGGAUUAACCAACUCCCAAAAACAACUAAUCUCUUACAGUCUCAUCUCGGCAAAAAAAUUAAUCUUGUUGUUUUGGAAAAGGAGGGAAGCGCCCUCUACCAAAUUAUGGCUCAGCGAAGUGGCAAAAACUGUACACUUAGAAAGAAUUAGAUAUAUUCUGAACAAUAAAUUAGCAACAUUUGAUCAAAUCUGGCAGCCUUUCCUCUCUUACCUGGACCAGUCGGUGCUGUGAAUUUGUACUUUUUAACGCACUCUCAAUUGUCAUAUUUAUAUACACCUUUGGGCAGCGUGUGCUGGCCCCGACACUCGAGCAGUCGGGAGGGGAAUAGGGUGGAAUAGGGGGGGGGGGGGGAUAAAGGGGGGUAUAAGUGGGGGGGUUACAUCUACCCUUUUUCUUUCUACCUGUCCCUGUUCUGUAUGUCGUGUUUUGUAAUAUUUGUUUUAUGUCCAGAACUCUGGGUCUUGUUGUUCAUGUCUGUUCUCUUAUGUUUAGAUAAGAACUGUACACAUGUCUUUCAUACCUAUACACCAUUCUUGUGUGUGUUCAAUAAAAAAAUAUUUGAACAGAAGCGGUGAAGUUGUCCUGUCCCCUUAGCAGAAAAACACCUCCAAAGCAUAAUGUUUCUACCUCCAUGUUUGACGGUGGGGAUGGUGUUCUUGGGGUCAUAGGCAGCAUUCCUCCUCCUCCAAACACGGCGAGUUGAGUUGAUGGCAAAGAGCUCGAUUUUGGUCUCAUCUGACCACAACACUUUCACCCAGUUCUCCUCUGAAUCAUUCAGAUGUUCAUUGGCAAACUUCAGACGGGCCAGUAUAUGUGUUUUCUUGAGCAGGGGGACCUUGCGGGUGCUGCAGGAUUUCAGUCCUUUACGGCGUAGUGUGUUACCAAUUGUUUUCUUGGUGACUAUGGUCCCAGCUGCCUUGAGAUCAUUGACAAGAUCCUCCCGUGUAGUUUUGGGCUGAUUCCUCACCCUUCUCAUGAUCACUGCAACUCCACAAGGUGAGAUCUUGCAUGGAGCCCCAGGCCGAGGGAGAUUUUGUGUUUCUUCCAUUUGCGAAUAAUCGCACCAUCUGUUGACACCUUCUCACCAAGCUGCUUGGCGAUGGUCUUGUAGCCCAUUCCAGCCUUGUGUAGGUCUACAAUAUUGUCCCUGACAUCCUUGGAGAGCUCUUUGGUCUUGGCCAUGGUGGAGAGCUUGGAAUCUGAUUGAUUGAUUGCUUCUGUGGACGGGUGUCUUUUAUACAGGUAACAAGCUGAGAUUAGGAGCACUCCCUUUAAGUGUGCUCCUAAUCUCAGCUCGUUACCUGUAUAAAAGACACCUGGGAGCCAGAAAUCUUUCUGAUUGAGAGGGGGUCAAAUACUUAUUUCCCUCAUUAAAAUGCAAAUAAAUUUAUAACAUUUUUGACAUGCGUUUUUCUGGAUUUUGUUUUUGUUAUUCUGUCUCUCACUGUUCAAAUAAACCUACCAUUAAAAUUAUAGACUGAUAAUUUCUUUGUCAGUGGGCAAAUGUACAAAAUCAGCAGGUGAUCACUGUAUGAAUAGGGCUAAAUUGAAAUGUUUCCUACAUAAGAAAUAUGAAAAUGCAUAAACAUGGUUGCAAUUGAAAGGGAACAGUUUGUAUAUUAUGGGAAAAUUAUUAGACCAAAGGUGAGGGCACAACAUUUCACCUGACACAAGACUGAAUCCAAACAUUACAAUGUUGAUUUUAUGUGCAUUUUACAUUUACUGUAUUUUUUGUAACAUUUGUUGAUAACCAAAUCAGAAAAUACUCUGGAUACAUUCAGUAAGAUGAUAAGAAUAUUCAUGUAAAAUGUGGGGUAGGUGCAACAUAAGACAAAUAAAUUACAAGGGUUUGAGUGAGAGGACUAACUGGUGUCUCCAAGUGGCCACACACCUCUCCAAAGUCUGCACAGUUCCUAAGUAAUUUCAAUGCACUUUUAUGACUCGAAGAAUCUUCAACUAUAACGUGUGUUAUUUUUUUUAGCUCUUCUAGCUGUGCCAUUGAGGAACUAGAGCAAGCACACUUGUAGUUAUUUUGUUUUUGAACACACAACCCUGCAUCCCCACCAUCACACAAUUACUGUUGUUCAUGCAAUCCAAAAAACGGUCCAUUCUAAAUUGUAAUCUGGGUCAGGUGGGCAUCAUUUGAAAGCCUGUUCUAUUGCCAACAUGACUAGCUAAGUUAUAAAAUACGAUAGUAUUAUUAGGCUUUCACAAUGCAAUUCAGAGAAACGCAUCAUAAUUUUGGUGCGCACAGAAAGGAUUCAUGAGUGCAUUCAGGUGCGUGUGCCGUGGCGAAUUUACUUCAUAAUAGACAAACAUAGGCUCAUUCUGUUCAGAACAACCCAGGGUAUGACAACAUGUCAUCUUGUAACUGUACAUCGAACAUAGUGAUCAUAAAUGUUUACACUAGAUAUGACAUUAGUUUUAUGAUAUGGAAAUGUAAAGUGCACAUUUGUACUCGCGGGUAUUUGACUUGCAUGUAUGACAUCAAAGCGGUAUUUAUUGUAAUCCUCAAAGUCUCAUCUUUCUAAAUGCAUAGUCCUCUUCAUUUACAGCAUUUCCCUCAAUCAGACAAUAAACAAUGUGCAAAUUUGCCCAAUUAGUGGGAGGGAUGGAGGCAACUCAAGUUCAGAACAGCUGUCAGUCAAAACCCAUACAGUGCUGUAAAGUGCAGAGCCAGAGCUCUGACGUCAUGUAUAGCAUGUUACAGUACAGCCACUGCGUUCCAAUUCAGGCAUUUAUCAGUGCCCAAAUCUGCCAUUUUCAUCCUGUAUAUGGUACGAGUGUAAAGGGUUAAUGGUUGCAACAUUCCAGAAAAGUUCCUCCUACUUUCUGGAGAGCCUGGGAACGUUGGGAAAGUUUCCAGGAUUUUGCAACCCUAACCUCAGACUUUCGCGCAAGUCAUGCAUUGUGGUCAGUUGGGGAUUUGAGUGGAAAUUUGAGGUAUAUGCACAGAUCACAAGUCAGGAUGAGUCCUUGCAAUAUACAGUCAUGGUCAAAAGUUUUGAGAAUGACACAAAUACUAAUUUUCACAAAGUCUGCUGCCUCAGUUUUGAUGAUGGCAAUUUGCGUAUACUCCAGAAUGUCAUGAAGAGUGAUCAGAUUAAUUGCAAUUCGCAAUUUGCCAUGAAAAUGAAGUUAAUCCCCCAAAAAACAUUUGCACUGCAUUUCAGCCCUGCCACAAAAGGACCAGCUGCCAUCAUGUCAGUGAUUCUCUCGUUAACACAGGUGAGAGUGUUGACGAGGACAAGGCUGGAGAUCACUCUGCCAUGCUGAUUGAGUUAGAAUAACAGACUGGAAGCUUUAAAAGGAGGGUGAUGCUUGAAAUCAUUGUUCUUCCUCUGUUAACCAUGGUUACCUGCAAGGAAACACGUGCCAUCAUCAUUGCUUUGCACAAAAAGGGCUUCACAGGCAAGGAUAUUGCUGCUAGUAAGAUUGCACCUAAAUCAACCAUUUAUCGGAUCAUCAAGAACUUCAAGGAGGGAGGUUCAAUUGUUGUGAAGAAGGCAUCAGGGCGCCCAAGAAAGUGCAGAAAGCGCCAGGACCGUCUCCUAAAGUUGAUUCAGCUGGGCACCACCAGUGCAGAGCUUGCUCAGGAACGGCAGCAGGCAGGUGUGAGUGCAUCUGCACGCACAGUGAGGCGAAGACUUUUGGAGGAUGGCCUGAUGUCAAGAAGAGCAGCAAAGAAGCCACUUCUCUCCAGGAAAAACAUCAGGGACAGACUGAUAUUCUGCAAAAGGUACAGGGAUUGGACUGCUGAGGACUGGGGUAAAGUCAUUUUCUCUGCCAUAAGGCAAAAGUGAUAACUAAGUGGCUCGGGGAACAAAACAUCGACAUUUUGGGUCCAUGGCCAGGAAACUCCCCAGACCUUAAUCCCAUUGAGAACUUGUGGUCGAUCCUCAAGAGGCGGGUGGACAAACAAAAACCCACAAAUUCUGACAAACUCCAAGCAUUGAUUAUGCAAGAAUAGGCUGCCAUCAGUCAGAAUGUGGCCCAGAAGUUAAUUGACAGCAUGCCAGGACGGAUUGCAGAGGUCUUGAAAAAGAUUGCAAAUAUUGACUCUUUGCAUAAACUUAAUGUAAUUGUCAAUAAAAGCCUUUGACACUAAUGGAAUGCUUGUAAUUAUACUUCAGUAUUCCAUAGUAACAACAAUAUUUUGUGAAGACCAAUACUUGUGUCAUUCUCAAAACUUUUGACCACAACUGUACAGAGUAAUUUUGUAUGACUGUUUUGAGUACAGUAAAACUGUGCAGUGUGUCUACCACUUUCUAGUGAUUACUGCUUCUCCUCUGAGCUCACUUAUUUGUUACCUUUGCCUUUGUGUUGCUUUAUACCCAUGCAAGACACACCGAGGCUGCUGCCAAAAAACAUAAAAAUUAAAGAGAGUCACAGCAUUCUGCUCAGUGAUGUUACUCUGAGUUUAGUGUGUUUUCACACAACAUGACACUCCAAGCAUGCUCCAUUUAUUUUAGGACAGGUUUUAAACCUGGGUUUUACAUUGUUUUGCACCACUCAGUAUAGGUAACUCCGCCUUCCUUCUUGUUGAAUCUGGGUUUCUGGAGCCAUUCAGCCCAGUUGACUCCGUUUCCAUAGUGACAGGAGGGGGGUAUGGCUGUGCUCUCUGCCCUCUGUUGCUUGUUUUCCCAUAGAUCCACAAUGAUGAUGGUGUUUGGCUCAGGCUGAAUGAUGAGACAGUAAAGAAGUAUGUGCCCAACAUGAAUGGGUACGCUGAAGCCUGGUGCCUCUCUUUUAACCAGCACGUGGGCAGGAGCCUGCUGAUCCCAGCUGACGUAAGUAAAGUGACAAUCAGUCAGUCUGUAUGAUAGCAGGGUAGUCUACCCCCUAUGCUGCUCAUUUGGGGAAAGCUUCACAGAUCAUGAGACCCCUCACUACCAGACCUUCACGCAAACUAAUGGUAGCAUAAGGGCAACGUGCAUGCCUUAACUCAUGUCUGAGGGGAUGAGAAAAAGGUUCACUUUAAUGUGACUAGAAUGUGUUCGGUUGGACAUGGCUUUUGAAAAACACUCACAUGAUCAGUUAAUACAUGUUUAAUGCAUUGAAGGCAUCCCCAAUGCAGGAAUUGACCAAGAUAGAAGUAGUAGAUGAGCCAUUUCAGUGUGUUUAGUUUUAGAGGGUCUUAGCUGUACUGUCUGUGAUUAUCUUCACCUCUUCCUCAUUGCUUUCUUCUCACCCACGCUUCACAAGCAAGACACAAACAACCUCAAAACUCUAAAGGCUGGUUGCUUAAACUCAGAUUAAGCCUAGUACUGACCUAAAAAAAGAAAAAAUAAAAAUGUAUUUUUCAAUUGAGCAUGCUUUGUAGUCCAGGACUAGGCUUAAUCUGGGUCCGGGAAACUAGCCCUGUCUAAUCAGGGACUUCAUGGUUGGAUAGAUUAGAAAAUGUUUACAUUAAUUAGUUAAAAGGCAUUGCCUCUGUAUUCACAGUUAUUCUGAAAAUUAAUGGUUUUCUGUCAUGAAGCAAUCAUUGGUCCCCAACACCACUUCAGAUGGAAAUUGUGCUUCUACCACUCCACAAUUCUGCCUAUGCAUUGGGCUGCUGUGGCUUUUAAGGUUCACAGAGGCUUCUGUGUAAGGGCAUUGUCGAAAACAGCAUGACACACUACAUCCUAUGUGUUGAAGAUUUUUUGAGAAGAUUGUUCUUUUUUAAAGUGAUUUUCUGUCUUUUUUUAACUUCAAAAUACUUUAAAAAUGAAAACAAUCUUUGAUCAAUAUGAUCGUUUCACCAUUGUGGCCGGUAACCCAAAAGUGGGUUAAAAAAUUCCACCCCAACCCCUUCCCACCCAAAAUAACAAAAUGUUCACCAUGACACUUCACAUGAAGUAAGCUAAUAUUUGACAGACUUUGUCAGCGUUCAGAAUCCUUCACAAGAUUUUGCCAUUCCUUCACGAAUGUGAGGAUGAGCAAUGACAUUGACUAGAAUACAGUAGAAUACAGUAUAUACAUAUGAAAUGAGUAAAACAGUAUGUGAAUGAAUCCUCUGCCGUUUCUUGACUUGUACUUACGAUUUGUUGCUCAGAGUCUCUUUAACGCUAGCCAAGGAGUCAGGGAUAUCAGCUUUUUGUCGUGGACCCCCUUAACUAUAUUCCCACAGGUGAGUUGUCUGAAGGAGAGAUGUGUAUGGCUUGGCUGCUCUGGUGCUUUUUCAUCCAUCUGUUAUUUCUAUAUGUCCUAUUGAAACCCCUUCCCCCCUGUGAAGUUAUAUAAUUUGAGUUAUAGUCGACUUUGCGUUUUGCCGUCAGGGACAUGAUUUCUUAACCACAGUUGCAUCACUUUCUGAAUAGUUUAAUUUAAGAGCACUGUCAUUCUACCUCCAUUCCCCUUUAGGAAUCAGCUAUUAAUUUAAGGUCAAUUUUUAUGCUGUCUGUCCCAUGAUAACUUUGUUCUCAUUUCACUUGAAAUUCGAGCCAUUGAGGAAAAUUGAUAACACGUAGAUAACAUUUGUGUGUUGAAUGAGGGUUAAUGACAUUGACAUCAAUAUGUUACAUGUGGCUUUUGUAUGAAAAUGUAGAUGACAUAUAGCCUACUGUAUGUGUCUAGUAUUGUGGCCCCCAUUUGUAAUAGCAUGCCUCUCCCCAGUUAGUAGAAGUCUAACCUACCCACACUGCAUUUUCCUUUUGGGCAUAUCAUCCACAGUUGAAGUCGGAAGUUUACAUACACUUAGGUUGGAGUCAUUAAAACUUGUUUUUCAACCACUCCACAAAUUUCUUGUUAACAAACUAUAGUUUUGGCAAGUCGGUUAGGACAUCUACUUUGUGCAUGAAACAAGUAAUCUUUCCAACAAUUGUUUACAGACAGAUAUAUUUCACUUAUAAUUCACUGUAUCACAAUUCCAGUGGGUCAGAAGUUUACAUACACUAAGUUGACUGUGCCUUUAAACAGCUUGGAAAAUUCCAGAAAAUUAUGUCAUGGCUUUAGAAGCUUCUGAUAGGCUAAUUGACAUCAUUUGAGUCAAUUGGAGGUGUACCUGUGGAUGUAUUUCAAGACAUACCUUCAAACUCAGUGCCUCUUUGCUUGACAUCAUGGGGAAAUCCAAAAUGGUACACCUCCACAAGUCUGGUUCAUCCUUGGGAGCAAUUUCCAAACGCCUAAAGGUACCACGUUCAUCUGCACAAACAAUAGUACGCAAGUAUAAACACCAUGGGACCACGCAGCCGUUAUACCGCUCAGGAAGGAGACGCGUUCUGUCUCAUAGAGAUGAACGUACUUUGGUGCGAAAAGUGCAAAUCAAUCCCAGAACUACAGCAAAGGACCUUGUGAAGAUACUGGAGGAAACAGGUACAAAAGUAUCUAUAUCCACAGUAAAGCGAGUUCUAUAUCGACAUAACCUGAAAGGCCGCUCAGCAAGGAAGAAGUCACUGCUCCAAAACUGCCAUAAAAUAAGACAGACUACGGUUUGCAACUGCACAUGGGGACAAAGAUUGUACUUUUUGGAGAAAUGUCCUCUGGUCUGAUGAAACAAAAAUGAAACUGUUCGGCCAUAAUGACCAUCGUUAUGUUUGGAGGAAAAAGGGGAUGCUUGCAAGCCGAAGAACACCAUCCCAACCGUGAAGCACGGGGGUGGCAGCAUCAUGCUGUGGGGGUGCUUUGUUGCAGGAGGGACUGGUGCACUUCACAAAAUAGAUGGCAUCAUGAGGAAGGAAAAUUAUGUGGUCCUCUGUAGCUCAGCUGGUAGAGUACGGCGCUUGUAACGCCAAGGUAGUGGGUUCGAUCCCCGGGACCACCCAUACACAAAAAAUGUAUGCACGCAUGACUAAGUCGCUUUGGAUAAAAGCGUCUGCUAAAUGGCAUAUUAUUAUUAUUAUUAUUAUUAUUAUUAUUUUUAUUAUUAUUGAAGCAGUAUCUCAAGACAUCAGUUAUGAAGUUAAAGCUUGGUCACAAAUGGGUCUUCCAAAUGGACAAUGACCCCAAGCAUACUUCCAAAGUUGUGGCAAAAUGGCUUAAGGACAACAAAGUCAAGGUAUUAGAGUGGCCAUCACAAAGCCCUGACCUCAAUCCUAUAGAACAUUUGUGUGGGCAGAACUGAGAAAGUGUGUGCAAGCAAGGAGGCCUACAAACCUGACUCAGUUACACCAGCUCUGUCAGGAGGAAUGGGCCAAAAUUCACCCAACAUAUUGUGGGAAGCUUGUGGAAGGCUACCCGAAACGUUUUACCCAAGUUAAACAAUUUAAAGGCAAUGCUACUAAAUACUAAUUGAGUGUAUGUAAACUUCUGACCCACUGGGAAUGUGAUGAAAGAAAUAAAAGCUGAAAUAAAUCAUUCUCUCUACUAUUAUUCUGACAUUUCACAUUCUUUAAAAUAAAGUGGUGAUCCUAACUGGCCUAAAACAGGGAAUUUCUAUUAGGAUUAAAUGUCAGGAAUUGUGAAAAAUUGAGUUUAAAUGUAUUUGGCUAAGGUGUAUGUAAACUUCCGACUUCAACUGUAUGUUAGAGAGACAUUAAUGCAACAAUUUCCUGAAUUCAUGUAGCAUAUCAAAUCCAUAGUAUUCCUAGCAAUUUGUUUUUAAUCUUUAGGUUUACACUGUACUUUUAUGGUUGAGUAAAUGUACAGUUGAAACAUAUUUCAAGCCUGUGCAGUAUGAAGUGAUACAUCAUUUUUAUUUAUGCAUUUAUCAUACUUUGUCGUCACACUUUUUGAGAACUUUGUUGUGGCAUUCAGGUGUUGUCAAUGAAGCCUGUCUUCUUGUCCACUUUAUGCCAUUAAGGCAGUAUCAGCCCAACAACCACCUGUGCACUUGAUGCUCACAGGGUGUCCUCGGAAAUGUGUUCGUCAUUGCUGCAACAUUUAAGUGAACAUUAGGCUCUAGGUUUGUUAGAGAGAGUGGAUCCUACUGGUUUUGUUGAACUGAUAGCUCUGUGGACAGUACUGUAAAGCUGUAACAGCUAUGCUGGAACUUUGAUCAUUUGAUAAUCUUAAACACUGGUCAUGCUAUAUCCCCUCUCAUAAGACACACACAGUUAUCAGGAAUCAGGAUGAAACUAUGACCUCGCAUCAGACAAAUCCAUUACUACUCUCCCACUGACUGUGGUCCUCUAACCUAACCUAGCCUGAUUGGUAUUAACGCUAGUCAAUUCCCUCUUGCAGGAGGCCAGGGGCCAUUUGGAGCAGUGUGUUAAGGAGGUGAGCGCCAGCGGCCGCCCCACCCACGAGGCCCCCUCCAUGCGGGAGCAGGGCAGGGCGUGGCAGGGCGGCGGCGGCCCUGGGCUUUAUAAGGUAGUGAAGACGGGCCCUUCGGGUCACAACAUCAGAAGCUGGCCAAACCUUAGGGGUAUCCCCAUUGGAAUGUUAGUACUUGGGAACAAGGUCAAGGCAGUAGGCGAGGUACGCACUGCCCCCCCCCCACAAAACCCUGAAAAUGAUAAAUGUGUGACUUAAAUGACUUAUCGUGGCUGCCGUUAAAUUAUCUAUAAUAUAUUAUAUAUAUAUAUUAUCUUUUUUUAAAUACUUCCAAUCAAAGUAGAGUAGAAGAGGGCAACAAAAAAUUAGCAUAAGAUCUACAGAACUAAAAAUGGGCAUAAGAACUACAGAACAGUAGUUCUAAUGCCCGUCUUUUUUGUUGCCCUCCUCUACUUUGCUCUCUCUUUGCUAACACAGACCGAAGUUGCUGUAAUGUGUUUCAUUUGCUCCCCCUUUUGCUUGUAAAUUGGUUGACUUGUUUUGCCUUCAGAAAGUAUUUGUUGACUUGUUUUGCCUUCAGAAAGUAUUCAUACCCCUUGACUUAUUCCACAUUUUGUUGUGUUACAGCGUGAAUUCAAAAUUGAUUAAAUACAUGUUUUUCUAUCACCCAUCUACACACAAUACCCCAUAAUGACAAAGUGAAAAUGAAAUGCAGAAAUAUCUCAUUUACGUAAGUAUUCACACCGCUGAGUCAAUACUUUGUUGAAGCCCCUUUGGCAUCGAUUACAGCUGUGAGUUAUUCUGGAUAAGUCUCUAAGAGCUUCCCACACCUGGAUUGUGUAACAUUUGGCCAUUAUUAUUUUCCAAAUUCUUCAAGCUCUGUCAAAUUGGUUGUUAAUCAUUGCUAGACAACCAUUUUUAGGUCUUGCCAUAGAUUGUCAAGUAAAUUUAAGUCAAAACUGUAACUCGGCCACUCAGGAACAUUCAAUGUCUUCUUGGUAAGCAACUACAGUGUAGAUUUGGCCUUGUGUUUUAGGUUAUUGUCCUGCUGAAAGGUGAAUUCAUCUCCCAGUGUCUGGUGGAAAGCAGACUGAACCAGGUUUUCCUGUAGGAUUUUGCCUGUGCUUAGCUACAUUCAGUUUCUUUUUUAUCUUGGAAAAACUCCCCAGUCCUUAACGUUUACAAGCAUACCCAUAACAUGAUGCAGCCACCACUAUGCCUGAAAAUAUUUAAUGUAUUGGAUUUGCCCCAAACAUAACACUUUGUAUUCAGGACAAAAAGUUAGUUGCUUUGCCACAUUUUUUGAAGUAUUACUUUAAUACCUUGUAGGAAACUGCAUGCAUGUUUUGGAAUAUUUGUAUUCCGUACAGGCUACCUUCUUUUCACUCUGCCAAUUAGGUGAUUAUUGUGAAGUAACUACAAUGUUGUUGAUCCAUCCUCAGUUUUCUCCUAUCACAGCCAUUAAACUCUGUAACUGUUUUAAAGUCACCAUUGGCCUCAUGGUGAAAUCCCUGGGCGGUUUCCACCCUCUCCGGCAACUGAGUUAGGAAGGAUGCCUGUAUCUUUGUAGUCACUGGGUGUAUUGAUACACCAUCCAAAGUGUAACUAAUAACUUCACCAUGCUCAAAGGGAUAUUCAAUGUCAGUUUUUUUCUCUUCUUUUUUUUCUCUACCAAUAGGUGCCCUUCUUGCGAGGCAUUGGAAAACCUCCUUGGUCUUUGUCGAUUAAAUCUGUGUUUGAAAUUCACUGCUCAACUGAGGGACCUUACAGAUAAUUGUAUGUGUCGGGUACAGAGAUGAGGUAGCCAAAAAUCAUGUUAAACACUAUUAUAUGACAAAUUAAAUUAAAUUAAAUGUUAUUAUUGUAAAAUAAUGCAACUUAUUAUGUGACUUUUUAAGAACAAUUUUCUCCUAAACUUAUUUAGGCUUGCCAUAACAAAGGUGUUAAAUACUUAUUGACUGACAUUUCAGCUUUUCAUAUUUAAGAAAAUUAUAAAAACGUAAUUCCACUUUGACAUUAUGUGGUAGGGGUGUUCUGUGUAGGCCAGUGACAAAAAAAUCUAAAUGUAAUCAAUUUUAAAUUCAGGCUGUAACACAACAAAAUGUGGAAAAGGUCAAGGAGUGUGAAUAGUUUAUGAAGGCACUGCAUGUACUUUGCCAAUGAAAGGGUGAAUACACAAGAUGCCUCUGGGUGUGGGUGUGUGCUCUGUCCUUUCUCUGGUGGCUCUUUCUUUUAUUAACACACUCCAAUGGCUUCAGCAUUUAUUUAUUUUUUCCUUUUGCAUUUAUUCAUUUCAGUUUAUUUAAACAAUAUCACAAUUAUCUUAGUUUAUUUAUCAUUGGAAACAGAUUAGAUAUUUUCUGAGGUUUACAUUAUAUAGGGCGGCAGGUAGCUUAGUGGUUAAGAGCGUUGUGCCAGUAACCAAAAGGUUGCUGCUUCUAAUCCCCGAGCCGACUAGGUGAAAAAUCUGUUGAUGUGCCCUUGAGCAAGGCACUUAACCCUAAUUGCUCAUGUAAGUCGCUCUGGAUAAGAGUGUCUGCUAAAAUGACAAAAAUUUAAAAUGUAAAUAUACUUGAAAUGCUGAAGCCAUACUGUAUCUCAGAUUAAUCUUUCCCCUCUUACACCUUCUGUUCUCUUUGUUUUUCUGCACACAUUUUGAUACGCUCAAAUAUUUCUUCACCCGAAGUGCUGAAUGGUGCCUACUUGACCUCUUUUUGGGGGAUGUGGUGUGUCAUGCUUUUACUAGAAUGCCCUGUCUGAACCAAUGGCUCUCUGGCUCUUUCUCAAUUAAUCUUUCCUCGAGUCCUCACGUACUAUAUCCUCUCCUACUUCUCAAACCGCAUUGGAGAUGGAGGUCUGAGGGGAGGAACCUUGGACCUCCUCCAAUAGGGUUGAGAAGGUGGCAAGGCGAUACUAGGAUACGAGGAAUCGUGGAAAGACUCACUAAGCCUCUCUCUCUCUCUAAGCACUUAUUAACAUUUCCACUUUCCAUCUGUGUCUGUAUGUCUAAAGUGGUGAUUUUAUUUUAGGACCUUUACAAAACAAAAACAAACAAACAUGCAUUUACCUUUCAAUAUGAUUCACUUUUAGAGUAAGUUGUUUAAUUGAUUCUCUUUAUACAGUAAACUCUGCAAAUAUUAUAGCUACAAUGCAGUAUGGAAUUGCUCUGUAGGGAUGAUGUUGUACAUUUUACAUUUUGUAUAGGGUGAUGGGAUGAUAUUUGUGAGGUGUGUGUGUGUGUGUGAGAGAGAGGAUGGUGCUGUGUGUGUGUGUGAGGACUAGCAUGUGUGUGCGUGUAUAGGGAUAAAGAGUGCUGUGUUGUCCGUCAGGUGGUAAACACUGAAGGGACGUGGGUGCAGCUGGACAAGAAUAGCGUGGUGGAGUUCUGCGAGAGCGACGAAGGAGAGGCCUGGUCUCUGGCCCGAGACCGUGGGGGAAACCAGUACCUACGCCACGGGGAAGGUAAGAGCCCCGCUAAUGGCCUUUUAACUUACUGCUUUGAGACCUCUUUAAUCUUUGUAGAUCAAGGCCCGUAUUCACAAAGCAUCUCAGAAAAGUUCCUAGGAAUCCUGUUAAAACAUGUUUUAAGACAACAAAACCUCCCAGCUCAGAGUAGGUUUUAGGAUGAUGUUAAGACACUGGCCAGACAAACUCUCUGAGCCAGGAAUAAAAUGAACUCAUUUUCUCAGCUGGUUAUCACGACAGUUUGAGGUACCGCAAAGGAAAGAUAGUGAUGACGCUCAUUGACAUUGUUGCAAAUGUUGGGAAAUAACCAAUCGUGAUGAAGCAUCAUCAGCUGUGAUGAAGCAUCAUCAUCAUCAUCUAGCACGUUUCAGACAACCAUGGUGAAUGUGACUGUACAUCAAAUUUUGCAAUGGUAAAACGUUUGAUAUAAUUUUCGCCUGACACGAUCAAUUUGCCUACUUUUAAUUAUUGCUUAAAAUGUUGGCAUGCAUAACCUUUUUUUUCACCAAUUCUAAUGGUUGUUAAAAGUGAAAUUUUAACAAUAUUACCGUUAUAUCAACACAUUUGUCACUCCUGUUUUAGUCUAUUUUUAAAAGUCUAAGCCGUUAGAUAAGAAAAUUUUAAAACAAACAUAAAAACGAUAUUUGAUAAAAUAUUGAAUUUGGCCUUUACUACUAUAGCCCAGAGAAAAGCAUUGAAUAACACAUUCAUAAAUGGCAAAAAAGACAGUCCAAAAAUAAAUCAUAAGAAACAAGGUUUUGAAUUGUUUGUUCUAUAUCUAGGAGUUCAGGAAAUAUUUUUUUGUUUUUUUUCUACACAUAUUUAACCCCUUUUCUGGGUAGGCACAAAACUGCCUUCAUACUGUAUACUGAACAAACACAUAAACUCAACAUGUAAAGUGUUGGUCCCAUGUUUCAUGAGCUGAAAUAAAAGAUCCCAGAAAUGUUCCAUACGCACAAUAAAGCGUAUUUCUCUCACAUUUUGUGGAAACAUUUGUUUACAUCCCUGUUAGUAAGCAUUUUUCCUUUGCCAAGAUAAUCAAUCCACCUGACUGGUGUGGCAUAUCAAGAAGCUGAUUAAACAGCAUUAUCAUUACACAGGUGCACCUUGUGCUGGGGAAAAUAAAAGGCCACUCUAAAAUGUGCAGUUUUGUCCAUAUCCAUCUUUUUGACCUGUGGGAUCGUCUGAUACCAGCCACCCGGACAGCUGAUGAAACUGUGGGUAUGCACAACCAAAUAAUUUGUAUAAAAGGCCACUCUAAAAUGUGCAUUUUUGUCACGCAACACAAUGCCACAGAUGUCUCAAGUUUUGAGGGAGCGUGCAAUUGGCAUGCUGACUGCAGGAAUGUCUACGAAAGCUGUUGCCAGAGAAUUGAAUGUUCAUUUCUCUACCAUAAGCCGCCUCCAACUUCGUUUUUGAGAGUUUGGCAGUACGUCCAACCGGCCUCACAACCGCAGAACACGUGUAACCACACCAGCCCAGAACCUCCAUAUCCGGCUUUUUCACCUUCGGGAUCGUCUGAGACCAGCCACCCAGACAGCUGAUGAAUCUGUGCACAACCGUAGACUUUCUGCACAAACCGACUUCAGUGGGCAAAUGCUCACCUUCGAUGGCCACUGGCACGAUGGAGAAGUGUGCUCGUCAUGGAUGAAUCCUGGUUUCAACUGUACCCGACAGAUGGCAGACACCCCAUGGUGGCAUUUGGAUUAUGGUAUGGGCAGGCAUAAGCUACGAACAACGAACACAAUUGCAUUUUGUCGAUGGCAAUUAGAAUGAACAGAGAUACCGUGAAGAGGUCCUGAGGCCCAUGGUAGUGCCAUUCAUCCGCCACCAUCACCUCAUGUUUCACCAUGAUAAUGCACGGCCCCAUGUCGCAAGGAUCUGUACACAAUUCCUGGAAGCUGAAAAUGUCCCAGUUCUUCCAUGGCCUGCAUACUCUCACAGCGUGUUCCAGUUCCCACAAAUAUCCAGCAACUUCACAUAGCCAUUGAGGAGGAGUGGGACAACAUUCCACAGGCCACAAUCAACAGCCUGAUCAACUCUAUGCGAAGGAGAUGUGUCGCGCUGCAUGAGGCAAAUGGUGGUCACAGCAGAUACUGACUGGUUUUCUGAUCCAUGCUCCUACCUUUUUUUUAAAGGUAUCUGUCACCAACAGAUGCAUAUCUGUAUUCCAGUCAAUUUAAAUAAUAUAGCCUAAAUAAUUAAUCUUUGUUACUUUUUUAGGCUCCCUGUCUGGCUCCUGACCUAUUUAGAGUUUAUAUGCUGUUUAAUAUGACAUGUAGCCUAUUUGAAAUGAUGAGCGCUUCUUACAUUCACCUUUUCAUAUUUAUUAAAAUACUUUUCAUUCAAAUGGUUUGGUUUCAAUACUUCAAAACCAAAUGGUAGGUCCAGGUUGUCACAUCAAUAGAUGGGUGUUGGUUAAAUUAUGAUUUCAAUGAAUAGAGCGAAUUUGGAGCGGCAGUUUCUUUGAGAUACAAAUGUAAUAGUUGUCUGAAUACUAAUGUAAAUAAGGUAUUUCAGUUUUUAUUGGUAAUACAUUUGUAGAAAUUUCUAAAAACCUGUUUUUGCUUUGCCAUUAUGGGGUAUUGUAUGUAUAUUGAUGAGGGCAAAAAAUUAUGUCAUACAUUUUAGAAUAAGGCUGUAACGUAACAAAAUGUGGGAAGGUCAAGGGGUCUGAAUACUUUCCGAAUGCACUGUGUGUGUGUGUGUAUAUAGGUAUAUAUAUAUAUAUAUAUAUAUAUAUAUAUAUAUAUAUAUAUAUAUAUAUAUAUAUAUAUAUAUAUAUAUAUAUAUAUAAUAUACACUACCGGUCAAACAUUUUAGAACACCUACUCAUUCAAGGGUUUUUCUUUAUUUUUACUAUUUUCUACUUUGUAGAAUAAUAGUGAAGACAUCAAAACUAUGAAAUAACACAUAUGGAAUCAUGUAGUAACCAAAAAAGUGUUAAACAAAUCAAAAUAUAUUUUAUAUUUGAGAUUCUUCAAAGUAGCCACCCUUUGCCUUGAUGACAGCUUUACAAACUCUUGGCAUUCUCUCAACCAGCUUCAUGAGGUAGUCACCUGGAAUGCAUUUCAAUUGACAGGUGUGCCUUCUGAAAAGUUAAUUUGUGGAAUUUCUUUCCUUCAUAGUGCCGGUGGAAAUGUGUCCUUUGGUCUGGAGUCCAAAUUUAAGGUGUUUGGUUCCAACCGCUGUGUCUUUGUGAGACGCGGUGUGGGUGAACGGAUUAUCUCCGCAUGUGUAUUUCCCACCGUAAAGCAUGGAGGUUAUUUGCUGAUGACACUGUCUGUGAUUUAUUUAGAAUUCAAGGCACAUUUAACCAGCAUGGCUACCGCAUUCUGCAGCGAUACACCAUCCCAUCUGGUUUGGGCUUAGUAGGGCUAUCAUUUGUUUUUCAACAGGACAAUGACCAAACACACCUCCAGGCUGUGUAAGGGCUAUUUUACCAAGAAGGAGAGUGAUGGAGUGCUGCAUCAGAUGACCUGGCCUCCACAAUCCCCCGACCUCAAACAAAUUGAGAUGGUUUGGGAUGAGUCGGACCGCAGAGUGAAGAAAGCAGCCAACAAGUGCUCAGCAGAUGUGGGAACUCCUUCAACACUGUUGGAAAAGCAUUCCAGGUGAAGCUGAUUGAGAGAAUGCCAAGAGUGUGCAAAGCUGUCAAGGCGAAGGGUGGCUAUUUGAAGAAUCUCAAAUAUAAAAUGUAUUUUUUUUAGCAACUUUUUGGUUACUACAUGAUUCCAUAUGUGUUAUUUCAUAGUUGUGAUGUCUUCACUAUUAUUCUACAACAUAGAAAAUUGUAAAAAUAAAGAAAAACCCUUGAAUGACUAGGUGUUCUAAAACUUUUGACCGGUAGUGUAUGUGUAUAUACAGUGAGGGAAAAAAAGUAUUUGAUCCCCUGCUGAUUUUGUACGUUUGCCCACUGACAAAUAAAUGAUCAGUCUAUAAUUUUAAUGGUAGGUUUAUUUGAACAGUGAGAGACAGAAUAACAACAAAAAAAUCCAGAUAAACGCAUGUCAAAAAUGUUAUAAAAAGAUUUCUGGCUCCCAGGUGUCUUUUAUACAGGUAAUGAGCUGAGAUUAGGAGCAUACUCUUAAAGGGAGUGCUCCUAAUCUCAGCUUGUUAACUGUAUAAAAGACACCUGUCCACAGAAGCAAUCAAUCAAUCAGAUUCCACUCUCCACCAUGGCCAAGACCAAAGAGCUCUCCAAGGAUGUCAGGGACAAGAUUGUAGACCUACACAAGGCUGGAAUGGGCUACAAGACCAUCGCCAAGCAACUUGGUGAGAAGGUGACAAAAGUUGGUGCGAUUAAUCGCAAAUGGAAGAAAUACAAAAUAACUGUCAAUCUCCCUCGGCCUGGGGCUCCAUGCAAGAUCUCACCUCGUGGAGUUGCAAUGAUCAUGAGAACGUUGAGGAAUCAGCCCAGAACUACACGGGAGGAUCUUGUCAAUGAUCUCAAGGCAGCUGGGACCAUAGUCACCAAGAAAACAAUUGGUAACACACUACGCCAUGAAGGACUGAAAUCCCGCAAGGUCCCCCUGCUCAAGAAAGCACAUAUACAGGGCCGUCUGAAGUUUGCCAAUGAACAUCUGAAUGAUUCCGAGGAGAACUGGGUGAAAGUGUUGUGGUCAGAUGAGAACAAAAUUGAGCUCUUUAGCAUCAACUCAACUUGCCGUGUUUGGAGGAGGAGGAAUGCUGCCUAUGACCCCAAGAACACCAUCCCGGCCGUCAAACAUGGAGGUGGAAACAUUAUGCUUUGGGGGUGUUUUUCUGCUAAGGGGACAGGACAACUUCACCGGAUCAAAGGGACGAUGGACGGGGCCAUGUACCGUCAACUCUUGGGUGAGAACCUCCUUCCCUCAGCCAAGGCAUUGAAAAUGGGUCGUGGAUGAGUAUUCCAGCAUGACAAUGACCCAAAACACACGGCCAAUGCAACAAAGGAGUGGCUCAAGAAGAAGCACAUUAAGGUCCUGGAGUGGCCUAGCCAAUCUCCAGACCUUAAUCCCAUAGAAAAUCUGUGGAGGGAGCUGAAGGUUCGAGUUGCCAAACGUCAGCCUUGAAACCUUAAUGACUUGGAGAAGAUCUGCAAAGAGGAGUGGAACAAAAUCCCUCCUGAGAUGUGUGCAAAUCUGGUGGCCAACUACAAGAAACGUCUGACCUCUGUGAUUGCCAAAAAGGGUUUUGCUACCAAAUACUAAGUCAUGUUUUGCAGACGGGUCAAAUACUUAUUUCCCUCAUUAAAAUGCAAAUCAAUUUAUAACAUUUUUGACUUGUGUUUUUCUGGAUUUUGUUGUUGUUAUUCUGUCUCUUACUGUUCAAAUAAACCUACCAUUAAAAUUAUAGACUGAUCAACUCUUUGUCAGUGGGCAAACUUACAAAAUCAGCAGGGGAUCAAAUACAUGUUUCCCUCACUGUACAGUUGAACUCAGAAGUUUACAUAAACUCAGGUUGAAGUCAUUAAAACUUGUUUUUCAACCACUCCACACAUUUCUUGUUAACAAACUAUAGUUUUGUCAAGUCGGUUAGGACAUCUACUUUGUUAUGACACAAGGAAUUUUUCCAACAAUUGUUUACAGACAGAUUAUUUCACUUAUAAUUCACUGUAUCACAAUUCCAGUGUGUCAGAAGUUUACAUACACUAAGUUGACUGUGCCUUUAAACAGCUUGGAAAAUUCCAGAAAAUGAUGUGAUGGCUUUAGAAGCUUCUGAUAAGCUAAUUGACAUCAUUUGAGUCAAUUGGAGGUGUACCUGUGGAUGUAUUUCAAGGACUAGCUUCAAACUCAGUGCCUCUUUGCUAGACAUCAUUGGAAAAUCAAAAUAAAUCAGCCAAGACCUCAGAUUUUUUUUUUUAGACCUCCACAAGUCUGGUUCAUCCUUGGGAGCAAUUUCCAAACGCCUGAAGUUGCCACGUUCAUCUGUACAAACAAUGGUACGCAGGUAUAAACACCAUGGGACCAUGCAGCCAUCAUACCGCUCAGGAAGGAGACGCAUUCUGUCUCCUAGAGAUGAACGUACUUUGGUGCGAAAAGUGCAAAUCAAUCCCAGAACAACAGCAAAGGACCUUGUGAAGAUGCUGGAGGAAACAGGUACAAAAGUAUCUAUAUCCGCAGUAAAACAAGUAAUAUAUCAACCUUACCUGAAAGGCCGCUCAGCAAGGAAGAAGGCAUUGCUCCAAAACUGUGUGAAAUCGCGUGAAAAAUGAGUUUUAAUGACGCCAACCUAAGUGUAUGUAAACUUCCGACUUCAACUGUGUAUAUAUAUACAGUGGGGAGAACAAGUAUUUGAUACACUGCCGAUUUUGUAGGUUUUCCUACUUACAAAGCAUGUAGAGGUCUGUAAUUUUUAUCAUAGGUACACUUAAACUGUGAGAGACGGAAUCUAAAACAAAAAUCUAGAAAAUCACAUUGUAUGAUUUUUAAGUAAUUAAUUUGUAUUUUAUUGCAUGACAUACAGUGGGGGGAAAAAGUAUUUAGUCAGCCACCAAUUGUGCAAGUUCUCCCAGUUAAAAAGAUGAGAGAGGCCUGUAAUUUUCAUCAUAGGUACAAGUCAACUAUGACAGACAAAUUGAGAAAAAAAAAUCCAGAAUAUCACAUUGUAGGAUUUGUAAUGAAUUUAUUUGCAAAUUAUGGUGGAAAAUAAGUAUUUGGUCACCUACAAACAAGCAAGAUUUCUGGCUCUCACAGACCUGUAACUUAUUCUUUAAGAGGCUCCUCUGUCCUCCACUCGUUACCUGUAUUAAUGGCACCUGUUUGAACUUAUCAGUAUAAAAGACACCUGUCCACAACCUCAAACAGUCACACUCCAAAAUCCACUAUGGCCAAGACCAAAGAGCUGUCAAAGGACACCAGAAACAAAAUUGUAGACCUGCACCAGGCUGGGAAGACUGAAUCUGCAAUAGGUAAGCAGCUUGGUUUGAAGAAAUCAACUGUGGGAGCAAUUAUUAGGAAAUGGAAGACAUACAAGACCACUGAUAAUCUCCCUCGAUCUGGGGCUCCACGCAAGAUCUCACCCCUUGGGGUCCAAAUUAUCACAAGAACGGUGAGCAAAAAUCCCAGAACCACACAGUGAAUGAAUGACCUGCAGAGAGCUGGGACCAAAGUAACAAAGCCUACCAUCAGUAACACACUACGCCGCCAGGGACUCAAAUCCUGCAGUGCCAGACGUGUCCCCCUGCUUAAGCCAGUACAUGUCCAGGCCCGUCUGAAGUUUGCUAGAGUGCAUUUGGAUGAUCCAGAAGAGGAUUGGGAGAAUGUCAUAUGGUCAGAUGAAACCAAAAUAUAACUUUUUGGUAAAACCUCAACUCGUCAUGUUUGGAGGACAAAGAAUGCUGAGUUGCAUCCAAAGAACACCAUACCUACUGCGAAGCAUGGGGGUGGAAACAUCAUGCUUUGGGGCUGUUUUUCUGCAAAGGGACCAGGACGACUGAUCCGUGUAAAGGAAAGAAUGAAUGGGGCCAUGUAUCGUGAGAUUUUGAGUGAAAACCUCCUUCCAUCAGCAAGGGCAUUGAAGAUGAAACGUGGCUGGGUCUUUCAGCAUGACAAUGAUCCCAAACACACCGCCCGGGCAACGAAGGAGUGGCUUUGUAAGAAGCUAUUCAAGGUCCUGGAGUGGCCUAGCCAGUCUCCAGAUCUCAACCCCAUAGAAAAUCUUUGGAGGGAGUUGAAAGUCCGUGUUGCCCAGUGACAGCCCCAAAACAUCACUGCUCUAGAGGAGAUCUGCAUGGAGGAAUGGGCCAAAAUACCAGCAACAGUGUGUGAAAACAUUGUGAAGACUUACAGAAAACGUUUGACCUGUGUCAUUGCCAAUAAAGGGUAUAUAACAAAGUAUUGAGAAACUUUUGUUAUUGACCAAAUACUUAUUUUCCACCAUAAUUUGCAAAUAAAUUCAUUAAAAAUCCUACAAUGUGAUUUUCUGGAUUUUUUUUCUCUCAUUUUGUCUGUCAUAGUUGACGUGUACCUAUGAUGACAAUUACAGGCCUCUCUCAUCUUUUUAAGUGGGAGAACUUGCACAAUUGGUGGCUGACUAAAUACUUUUUUUAUCUACUGUAAGUAUUUGAUACAUCAGAAAAGCAGAACUUAAUAUUUGGUACAGAAACCUUUGUUUGCAAUUACAGAGAUCAUACGUUUCCUGUAGGUCUUGACCAAGUUUGCACACACUGCAGUAGGGAUUUUGGCUCACUCCUCCAUACAGACCUUCUCCAGAUCCUUCAGGUUUCGGGGCUGUCGCUGGGCAAAACGGAUUCAGGUCUGGAGACUGGCUAGGCCACUCCAGGACCUUGAGAUGCUUCUUACGGAGCCACUCCUUAGUUGCCCUGGCUGUGUGUUUCGGGUCGUUGUCAUGCUGGAAGACCCAGCCACGACCAAUCUUCAAUGCUCUUACUGAGGGAAGGAGGUUGUUGGCCAAGAUCUCGCGAUACAUGGACCCAUCCAUCCUCCCCUCAAUACGGUGCAGUCGUCCUGUCCCCUUUGCAGAAAAGCAUCCCCAAAGAAUGAUGUUUCCACCUCCAUGCUUCACGGUUGGGAUGGUGUUCUUGGGGUUGUACUCAUCCAUCUUCUUCCUCCAAACACGGCGAGUGGAGUUUAGACCAAAAAGCUCUAUUUUUGUCUCAUCAGACAACAUGACCUUCUCCCAUUCCUCCUCUGGAUCAUCCAGAUGGUCAUUGGCAAACUUCAGACGGGCCUGGACGUGCGCUGGCUUGAGCAGGAGGACCUUGCGUGCGCUGCAGGAUUUUAAUCCAUGACGGCGUAGUGUGUUACUAAUGGUUUUCUUUGAGAUUGUGGUCCCAGCUCUCUUCAGGUCAUUGACCAGGUCCUGCCGUGUAGUUCUGGGCUGAUCCCUCACCUUCCUCAUGAUCAUUGAUGCCCCACGAGGUGAGAUCUUGCAUGGAGCCCCAGACCGAGUGUGAUUGACCAUCAUCUUGAACUUCUUCCAUUUUCUAAUAAUUGCACCAACAGUUGUUGCCUUCUCUCCAAGCUGCUUGCCUAUUGUCCUGUAGCCCAUCCCAGCCUUUUGCAGGUCUACAAUUGUAUCCCUGAUGUCCUUACACAGCUCUCUGGUCUUGGCCAUUGUGGAGAGGUUGGAGUCUGUUUGAUUGAGUGUUUGGACAGGUGUCUUUUAUACAGGUAACGAGUUCAAACAGGUGCAGUUAAUACAGGUAAUGAGUGGAGAACAGGAGGGCUUCUUAAAGAAAAACUAACGGGUCUGUGAGAGCCGGAACUCUUACUGGUUGGUAGGUGAUCAAAUACUCAUAUCAUGCAAUAAAAUGCAAAUUAAUUACUUAAAAAUCAUACAAUGUGAUUUUCUGGAUUCUCUCACAGUUGAAGUGUACCUAUGAUAAAAAUUACAGACCUCUACAUGCUUUGUAAGUAGGAAAACCUGCAAAAUUGGCAGUGUAUCAAAUACUUGUUCUUAUAUAAUAUAAUAUAAUAUAAUAAUUAUUAGUAUUAUUAGUAUUAUUUAGUUUUGGCCACAAAUACGAGUAUAGUACAAGUCAGCAGCAUUAUUUGGGUAUCAGUCAACAUAUUAUAAACUUUUAAAAGUAAAUUUUCACUGGACACUUACUUUAACAAAUCUAACAUGGAUGUGAAUGGAUGUAUUGGUUGCUGUCGUUGGUGGAGCUAACAUGGUCCAGCUCUGUCUUCUCUCCCAACAGAACAAACCCUGUUAGAGCACGUGGCCCAGACCUCCCCAACUAGCCCCUUUUCUGUCCAGGCCUUCAACAGGGCUGCUGCAGCCAAUGGGGCCAAUGGGGCACAGGGCUUCAACUACGGCAUCUCAAACAACAAAGGUGAGGCCAGCCGGGGGACGUGGAUAGGUGGCUGGGUGUUGAGAGGGAAGCCUACACUGAGUGUACAAAACAUUAGGAACACCUUCCUAAUAUUGACUUGUACCCCCAGUUGCCCUCAGAAUAGCCUCAAUUCAUCGGGGCAUGGACUCUACUCUACAAGGUGUCGAAAGCGUUCCACUGAGAUACUGGCCCAUGUUUACUCCAAUGCUUCCCACAGUUGUGUCAAGUUGGCUGGGUGUCCUUUGGGUGGUGGACCAUUCUAGAUACAAACAAGAAACUGUUGAGCGUGAAAAACCCAGCAGCAUUGCAGUUCUUGACAAACUCAAACCGGUGCACCUGGCACCUACUACCAUACCCCGUUCAAAGGCACUUAAAUAUUUUGUCUUGCCCAUUCACCCUCUGAUUGGCACACAUACACAAUCAAUGUCUCAAUUGCCUCAAGGCUUAAAAAUGAUUAUUUAACCUGUCUCCUCCCCUUCAUCCACACUGAUUGAAGGUGACAUCAAUACGGGAUCAUAGCUUUCACCAGGUCAGUCUGUCAUGGAAAGAGUAGUUGUUCCUAAUGUUUUGUACACUGUGUACAUGCACUUGGGGCUUGGUAGCUACAGCUGCUUCUGCUUUAGGAAUCUCCUAAGUUGUUGCCUGAAGCAGAACCUUGGUUGUGGUUAUUAGGCAUAACACUUAAGAAAAUGGUCCAACAUGGAGUGAAAUGAGAAGGUACUAGGUUUCGUUGUCUAGGUUUCGUUGUCUGUUGCAAAGCGUUUUAAAACAAAUCUAAUUGUAUUUGUCACAUGCGCCAAAUACAACAGGUGUAGACAUUACCGUGAAAUGCUUACUUACAAGCCCUUAACCAACAAUGUAGUUUAAAAAAAAAACUAUGCAGUUCAAGAAAUUUCAGAGUUUUCAGAGUUCAGAAAAUAUUUACUAAAAAACUAAAGUAAAGAAUAAAAUAAAAUGUAACACAAUAAAAUAACAUAACAAGGCUAUAUACAGGGGGUACCGGUACCGAGUCAAUGUGCGGGGGUACAGGUUAUUCGAGGUAAUUAGGUAGGGGUAAAGUGACUGCAUAGAUAAUAAACAGUGAGUAGCAGCAGUGUAAAAACAAAGGGGGGGGGGGGGGGUCAAUAUAAAUAGUUUGGGUGGCCAUUUGAUUAAUUGUUCAGCAGUUUUAUGGCUUGGGGGUAGAAGCUGUUAAGGAGCUAGACUUGGCGCUCCGGUACCGCUUGCCGUGCGGUAGCAGAGAGAAUAGUCUAUGACUUGGGUGACUGGAGUCUUUCACAAUUUUUGGGGCUUUCCUCUGACACCACCUAGUAUAUAGGUCCUGGAUGGCAGGAAGCUUGGCCCCAGUGAUGUACUGGGCCGUACACACUGCUCUCUGUAGCGCCUUACGGUCGGAUGCCGAGCAGUUGCCAUACCGGGCGGUGAUGCAAACGGUCAGGAUGAUCUCGAUGGUGCAGCUGUAUAACUUUUUGAGGAUCUGGGGACCCAUUCCAAAUAUUUUCAGUCUCCUGAGGGCGACUGUCUUGGUGUGUUUGGACCAUGAUAGUUCGUUGGACUCCUUUUCCUGUAGUCCACAAUCAGCUCCUUCGCGUCGGACUCAUUAAAGAAAAAAUCUUUGUCCAGUUUGAGGUGAGGAAUCGCUGUUCUGAUGUCCAGAAGCUCUAUUCGGUCAUAAGAGACGGUAGCAGCAUCAUAAUAUACAAAAGUUACAAACAAUGCAAAAAGGAGCCCGUAAAACAGCAGCCAUCCCCUCCGGCGCCAUUAUUAAAACAUGUUCUGUUGUGCGCCCAAAUGAACACAACCCAGAUGUGGCAACCAGGCUGCCUCACACAUAGGCACCAAUCAAGGAGAAUGAAAAUGGACUAACUCAAACUUAACCAAGCCUUACUUUGCUAUUCUCCUUAUCUCUCCUUCUAUGAUAUGUUGUCUGACUAGUAAUAUUCUGACUUGAAAUACUCAUGGCAUUGCCUAUGCAAGUCAGAUUAUUGGAGACACUCAGAUGUAUUGUGCUUAGGUUAGUUAUGCAUAUAUAUCUCAAGUGAGGAUGUGUCAAACAUAGUUUAUUUUUCCUUACAAAACCUUGCCGAUUUAUUAAUCAAUUAACCCACUUGUCGAAAUCAUGUCUUCAGUGCCUUAUUUUAACAACCAUUAUCAAUUUUCACUUUGGGUACAAAAUUUAGGAAUGAGUGUGAUUAUGGAACUGCUGAAGAGUUUCCACAAACAGUUGCUCCUUCUCACUUCUUCUCUCUUUGUCUUUCUUUAUACACUGUGUUUUUUAAUUCCUGUUUACUUCCUGCUUCUUGGUGACAUGUCUCACAACUUCCUGUGGGCUUCCUGGGUUCUCUUGGUCUCGCUGUUUGACUCCCAAAUCAUUAUAAUUUUUGUGCACAACUGGAAUGUUGAUGUAAAUUAACUGGUAGUGUGCUAGUUUUGUAGUUUUGGGGGAAUAGUGGAAAGACCAAAGCAUUGGCAAAAUCUUAAAGGUAUAGUUCACUUUUUAGUAGCUUAUUUUCGACAUACCUAGGGUGAUAUCAUUUUGUCAAAGCCAAUUUUUUAUUCGUUAGCUGGUUAUUUCGCAUUUUUGGAGACUAUAGCAAUGCUAGUGGAAAUGGAUUGUAUCAGUUAGCGGUGCACUCAAAAGCCUUGGGAAAGCGGGGUAGUGGCCCAAAGCGGUACUCUUUCCCCAUGCUGGAUCAAGUUGACCUUCCAAGGCCACAGGAGCUGUCAAUAGUCACUAACUCUCUGUCCAUUUUUUAGUUGUGCAUGUCUCAUUGUGUUUCACGAUGUGUGUAUAUCAUGUCUAACAUCACUACUAAGUUUCAGGCAUAAUGUUUCUGUCUGUGUGCAUGGUCCGGUCAGUGUGCUUCUGCAAGGUCAGGUGGGAUCUGGAACACCAUUGUUCACAAGUUCCCCCCAACUAGAAGGGGUGUCCUGGCUAUACUCUCCAACCUGGCCCCUCAUACGUCCCUAGACAACUUGACCAAAACGGAAUCACCCCCCACAGCUUCCAGUUGACUCAUCUGACCCCUUUCCUCUCCAAAUUCCCUCCAAGUUUUUCUCAGGUUUUUUGUAGUGAGAAUGAUUUCUUACCUGGUGGUGCUGAGCGAUUAAUCGAAUUGUCUUUUUUUUGGGGGGGUGGGUAUUAAACAACUAAUUGACCGACAUUGGUUGUGUGGGACGCUGGGCUGAAGGGACUUGUUUUCACUAAGCAAAUAUUCAACCUAGUUCAGUGCAGAAACUAAUUAACUACAAUGACCAUAAUCCAUUGCGCCUGUUUUUUCCAGCUCGGACAGAGACCGUUACAGUUUUACGCCUGCUACUUUAGGUUAGAUACACACAGACCACGUAGACCGCAUGAGAGAGGAAUAAACACAACCACAAGAGGGAAAGAGACAGUUCGUGAAAGUAUGCCUUAUCUACUUUGAAGAACUAGUAAAAUGAUUUCGUCGGACAGCUCUGCAGCAUACUUAGGCAGGCUAGCCUAGCUAAAUAGGAUGACUAAAGACAGUACAGUAUGGGGAGCACAGAGGUAAUGUUUGAUGGUCUGGCUGGCUGCUGUUACCUGAGCAGAGAUUAGAUUAUGACUUUAAGGAAUAAAAUAAGUAAAAAAAAUCAUCAAAUAAAAACUAAGUAACUGAAAUAUCUUAUUAUUUCAUAGUAAUUUCCUAUUUUUCUAUUGAUGUCUACCCAAUGUGGACCUGACUGAGACAAUAUAAUAUUUUCUAUGUUUUGGCAAUUGAAUGUUCACGAUUUUUUGCAUUGGAAUUUUCAUUAAAAAGCUCUAAAAUCAUUUAAAAAUCAUUUUAAUGUCAUUAUUUCAUAAUGCAUUUAAUGUUACAUUUAAUAUUUUUGCGCAACUGAAAUCGGAAACUGUGAUUCUUUAAAAAAAAUAUCGAAAUGAAACUGACCUCAAAAAGCACUAAUCACUCAGCACUAUUACCUGGUAAAUUAAAUGUAAAUUAGUCAGUACAAUAGGUCUGGGAGGGUGCUUGACUUUCAGAACUGGCUUACCAUUUACUUGGUACCAUUUACGUUUUUCAAAAGAUCUCUCUCUAUAGACUAAGUUCACUGAUUGUACAAAAAAUGUAGAACACCUUCCUAAUAUUGAGUUGUGCAUCCCCUUUUGCCUUCAUUCAUUCCGGGGCAUGGACUCUACAAGGUGCCGAAAGCGUUCAACAGGGAUGCUGGCCCAUGUUGACAUCAAUGCUUCCCCCAGUUGGCUGGAUGUCCUUUGGGUGGUGGACCAUUCUUGAUACUCACCGGAAACUGUUGAGCGUGAAAAACCCAGCAGUGUUGCAGUUCAUUAGGUGUUCCUAAUGUUUUGUCAUAAUUCACCGGAAUUAGUCAAACCUGAAUCAAUUUUCCCUAAAAUCUUUCAGAGAAAAUUUUAUAAUUUUGUUAUUCCAUAUGGAAAUGACUGAAGGACAGGAUUUUUCUAUGUUGUUGGGGAGAAAGCUGAUGCCCUCGACGUUACUGCUACAGUACAUAUAGUACAAACAGUUUUAUUUUCAGCCAAUCGCCAUUACUGUCCUGAAACCCCACCCUGUGACAUCCCCCAUUACCCCAUUGUGACUUUAGUUUACCCCCUUCCCUCCCUAUCUCUGGCAUUACCUGUGUGGGAGAUGAUGAUUGAUCAAUGGACAUUUUAAUGUUUAAUGGAUUAAUUGAUUGAUUGAUACCCCCCCCCCCUUUGGAAUUCUAUAAGACCAUAGUGUAAGCUAAGCUGUAGUCCGUCCGUCCCCCUCCCCCCCUUCCCCUUGUCUUCCGUUAUUUGCAGGUGACCAACAGUUGAGUGCCAUACUGAAUAGUGCCAUUCAGUCUGGGCCCUUCCUCCCUCCAGCCGCUCCUCCCUCCUCUUCCUCCGUAUUUGAGCAAGCCGCCCAUCUUUCCUCCUCCUCCCUUGUCCACAGCCCAUUUGUGUUUGGACAAUGCCCCAGUUCCCAAGUGUCUCAGCCGCAGCCACAGCUUCUGAGUAAGUCUGUCUGUCUGUAUGACAGUGUCGGCGCUUGUUUGCACAGGUGCUGCCUGGUCCCAUCUUAACUCCUCCUUAGCUUAUCACUCUUUUGUUUUGGAUUUUUACUUUACAUGCCUAUUUGUUUAGCUUAUUUCUGGGAUUUUUUUGGUGGGGGACCAAUGACAACGUUGCUGUUAUGGUCUGACUGCUGCUUACCUUGUCUGUACUGUAGCUGCUUGCUUUUUUUAUACCAAUGGUCUUUCUCUCCUUUUCGUCAUCUUCAUCCCCGAUUUAAACAGAGAUUCAGCGAUAUGAAGUGAUCACGGGCAGCAGUCUGCCCAGAGAUAUGAAGUGAUCACGAGCAUCAGUCUGCCCAGAGAUAUGAAGUGAUCACGGGCAGCAGUCUGCCCAGAGAUAUGAAGUGAUCACGAGCAUCAGUCUGCCCAGAGAUAUGAAGUGAUCACGAGCAGCAGUCUGCCCAGAGAUUGUCACAUUUCUUGCUUCUCUCUCCUGCAAUGUUAUAGCUGCCUGACAACAAAUGUUGAUGAGUGCAGCCUCUGCCUUCACAUUGUCUUUGUUUGUGUCAGAACCCUGAGUCGUUAGGACGUCCCCGGGACGUCACGAAAUGGUUGCCUAAAGUCGUCAGGACGUUGUGUCAUGGUCCCCUGGCAGUUUUGUCCAGUUCCCAGUUGGUCCCAGGGGCGUCUCCGAGGACGUUUUUAGGACAAUGUGUCAUGGUCCCCUGAACGUUCUUGGGAUGUUGUCAUGAUCCGCUGGAGGUUUUUGUCUAGUUCUUGUUACCUGAUGGUCGCAAAUAAACUUUCUCCCCCUCCAAAAAUGUUGUUUUACCCAGGGCACGCGCGCCAUAGUUUCAUUACACAUCAGCCCUUGUUACUGCCUAUCAAGGCUCUGAUUGGUGAACCACUGAUUCAGUCACAGCUCUUUGUCUUUUGGCAAUGCUAGGGACACCCACACACAUACAGUGCUCUUAACAUAGUGUUUUCAACUUACACAUUUGACACACUUUGACAUACAUGAUUACAUUGUGUAUGUUUCUUCAUACAGUAUUUUUUUUACAUUGUAGAAUAAUAGUGAAGACAUCAAAACAAUGAAAUAACACAUAUGGAAUCAUGUAGUAACCAAAAAAGUGUUAAACAAAUCAAAAUAUAUUUUAUAUGAUUCUUCAAAUAGCCACCGUUUGCCUUGAUGACAGCUUUGCACACUCUUGGCAUUCUCUCAACCAGCUUCAUGAAGUAGUCACCUGGAAUGCAUUUCAAUUAACAGGUGUGCUUCUUAAAAGUUGAUUUGUGGAAUUUCUUUCCUUCUUAAUGCGUUUGAGCCAAUCAGUUGUGUUGUGACAAGGUAGGGGCUUAUACAGAAGAUAGCCCUAUUUGGUAAAAGACCAAGUCCAUAGUAUGGCAAGAACAGUUCAAAUAAGCAAAGAGAAACGACAGUCCAUCAUUACUUUAAGACAUGAAGGUCAGUCAAUACGGAAAAUGUCAAGAACUUUAAAAGUUUCUUCAAGUGCAGUCGCAAAAACCAUCAAGGGCUAUGAUGAAACUCGCUCUCAUGAGGACCGUCACAGGAAUGGAAGACCCAGAGUUACCUCUGCUGCAGAGGAUUAGUUCAUUAGAGUUACCAGCCUCAGAAAUUGCAGCCCAAAUAAAUGUUUACAGAGUUCAAGUCCUAGACACAUCUCAACAUUAACUGUUCAGAGGGGACUGUGUGAAUCAGGCCUUCAUGGUCGAAUUGCUGCAAAGAAACCACUACUAAAGGACACCAAUAAGAAGAAGAGACCUGCUUGAGCCAAGAAAAUCGAGCAAUGGACAUUAGACCGGUGGAAAUUUGUCCUUUGGUCUGGAGUCCAAAUUGGAGAUUUUGGGUUCCAACCGCCGUGUCUUUGUGAGACGCUUUGUGGGUGAACAGAUGUGCAUGUGUUGUUCCCACCGUAAAGCAUGGAGGAGGAGGUGUUAUGGUGUGGGGGUGCUUUACUGGUGACACUGUCUGUGAUUUAUUUAGAAUUCAAGACACACUUAACCAGCAUGGCUACCACAGCAUUCUGCAGCGAUAAGCCAUCCCAUCUGGUUUGGGCUUAGUAGGACUAUCAUUUGUUUUUCAGCAGGACAAUGACCCAACACACCUCCAGGCUGUGUAAGGGCUAUUUUACCAAGAAGGAGAGUGAUGGAGUGCUGCAUCAGAUGACCUGGCCUCCACAAUCCCCCGACCUCAACCCAAUUGAGAUGGUUUGGGAUGAGUCGGACAGCAGAGGGAAGGAUGUCCCCUGGACAAACCAGGAACUAGACAAAACCUCCAGGUGACCAUGACACAACAUCCCAAGAAUGUUCAGGGGACUUUUUGGGGACCACCCAAAAAUGGGACAAACCGGGAGCUAUAAAAAGGUCACCCAGAGAAUGUUCCCUUGGGACCAUCGCGCGGCGUCCUAAAAACUAGUCAAAUGAAAGUCCUGAACGUCCUAACAAAUCCUGACAUGGUCCUCAGUGACAUCCUGGGAAUAUACAGGGAGCUAGACAAAGUUUCCCCAGAGAACGCUCCCUUGUGAACAUCAUGCAACGUUCUUAAAAUGUCCUCAGUAUGUCAGUGGGAUAACGUCACGCCGCAACCCUUAAGUGAAAUAAUGGGAACGCUGCCGAAUGUCCUCAGGACCCCGCUCCUCUUGGUAAAUGCAUAUCUUUGAUUCUACUUUUAAACAUGAGCUCUGCAGCUCCCAUCUCUGCUUAGAACUCUCAACCAGCCCAGGGCUGCACUGCAAAUGUAGACUACCGUAGUGUAAUCUAUCAGAUCUGAAUUUAGGAAGCAUCAUUUUGUGUUCGAGUUACUGUAUUAAUUUACCACAUUCAUUCAUUAUUUUUAUUUCUGAAUCUCUAAAAAGUUCCCGGACGGGUACACUAAACUAAAUGCCUAGAGAAUGUGUCAAUAUGACCAAACUUACUAACCUUAACUUGCAGCACAUGUGGUGCGCUAAUCAGAAACAAUCUCAUGGUCAGAUUAGUUGAUAUUCUUCUAACUAUUAAGUAUCAAUAAAGUAUGAGAUGUAUCAAUAUGUUUCCAUUCACUGCAUUAUCUCAGCCCCGGGUUCAAACUGCAGUCUCCCAGCCCUAGUUCAUGCACGGGGGGCCAGUAUGAAAAAAUGUAGGCACUCACUAACUGUAAGUCGCUCUGGAUAAGAGCGUCUGCUAAAUGAUCCCCCCCCCCCAAAAAAGAAUGCAUCUCUUACUACUCUUUUUUUCUGUUCUCUUAUAGCUGUCUUAACUCCAGCUGUCGGUCUGACUGUGUCCGUCUUUUGCACUCUCAAUGUUCAUCCUCUCUCUCUCUCCCUCCUUUCUCUAACUCUUUCUCUCCCUCUUUCUCCCCCUCACUCUUUCUCCCCCUCACUCUUUCUUACUGUGGUGUGUUUCCUUACCUGUUCUCUCUACUUACCUGCACUCGCUUUACUCUUCCUCUCUGUGAUGGUGUCCCUGCCUUCAUGUCCUGUGUUUUGCUUUUCUGCCACUGUUUUCCGCUGUAGAUGGUUCUUCAUCACACAGCUUUGCAUAUUCUCAAGAGUGUGUGCACAAAAGCAGUGUGUCCACGGCUGGGCAUGGUUCUGCUCUCAGGCAAAAGGGUGGGUAACAUACAGAAUGCAUGCGUUCUUCAGACUGAACAGUGGGUGUCAGUUACUGAGCCAGUUAAUGCUGAACAACAGGAUACAUGGGGUGGGAAUAAUGUCCCUAGACAGGAUCCAUUCUAAAUACCAAUUAUAUAAUACCUAGCCUAGGGGACAGUGCUGGGCUGGGCUUUUCUCAUCUGUUGCGCAAUGAUCCUUUAGCUACCCCUGUCAAUGUUAGGGGCUUUCAGCAAAUAGAUGGACAGACCUUUCAGACAUGCUUAGGUUGAUUUAGAUAAUUUGGAAGAAGCUCAGUCACUAUUUCAAGGCUCUUCUAGAAUUUCUACCACAAUUAUGUCUUCUGCUGAAUUGCAGUCACUAAAGUGAAUUGGUCGACAACUUUCCACAGUCUGAGGUUUCUUAUUAUUUCUUUUAACAUCAUUUUCUCAGACUUUUCUUCAUUUCCUCCCAUUCGUUGAAUUUUUCCUUCCCUUUCAUAAUCCCUUUUGUUUUGACCCUUAGAUAUUGAGUGUUGUACUCUGAGUAAACUGGAUGUGCUGCCUUUUACAGUAAACCUCUAUGAGUUAUAGUAUAACUGUUUCUAUGUUGUGGCUGUCUACUAGGUAACUCAGGGACACGCCCCAUGUCCCCAGCCUCUAAACACCGACAGGAAAGCCACUCCCCAAAACAGGAGGGGCGCGGUGGUCGCUCCUCGGACCACUCCAAAAGCAAAGACCUGUUGGCCAGCGAGGCACUGAUCCUGCGGUCGGACACAGCCAAGCUGCGGUCAGACUCCCAUAGCCGCUCCCACUCACCCAACCAUAACACCUUGCAGGCGCGGAAGGCCGACGGGCGUGAUCGUAACUCCGAAUCGCCCAACCCUGGCUCCCGCUCCUCCUCGCCCAAGCAGAAGGACCUGUCCUCCUCCUCGGGGAGGUAUAGCCCCUCUAGCACCUCCUUUCCGGGGUCCUCCUCCCCCCAGCAUGAUAAGAACCUUGCUCAGGACAAGAACCAACCAAUUGACAAGAACAUGCCAGAAGACAAGAACCAACCAGUCGAUAAGAACAUGCCACAAGACAAGAACCAACCCCAUGACCAGAACCUCCCUCCCAAAGUCAGCCCCUCCUCCAAGGCUCGGCUGGACCUGCCCAGAGAGAGAUCCAAGUCGGACUCGUACACCCUGGACCCGGACACCCUAAGGAAAAAGGUCCCUCUCACCUCGGAGCCACUGAGGGGAAGGUCCACCUCGCCCAAACCCAAACUACCCCCCAAGGACAGGAGCAGCAAAGGAGGUGACAGGAACACGGAGAACCGCACCCCGUCGCCCCAUGUAACCCAGGAGGACCUCCACAGCGAGGUGGUGGAGGUGUGUGCGUCUAGCACUCUUCUUUCCAAUGAUGAUGAAGGAAACGACGAGAACGUUAAGGUGAGCAACACAGAGGAGGGCUCCUCCAAGGUGCACUUCAGCAUCGGCAAGGCGCCCAUCAAGGAGGAACUGGAGAGCAGCCGCUUGUCGCCCAAAGUCAGCCGCAAGACCUCCAGCCGCCAUGUGCGCCCCAAGAAGGACAAGUCGGGCCUGCUCUUCAAGGGCGAGAGCUCAUCGAGGCUCGCCGAGCCCACCAAGCAGGCUAUGUCGCCCUCGGUGGCAGAGUGCGCCCGGUCGGUCUUCGCUGCGUUCCUCUGGCACGAGGGCAUCGUCCACGACGCCAUGGCCUGCUCCUCGUUCCUCAAGUUCAACCCGGAGCUGACCAAGGAGCACGCGCCCAUUCGCAGCUCUCUGGGUGGCCAGGGCGGCCAAGAGGAGAGGGAGAGCAAGCUGAAGAACCGCCACUCACUGGAGAUAUCCUCGGCCCUCAAUAUGUUCAACAUUGCCCCACAUGGGCCCGACAUCUCCAAGAUGGGCAGCAUCAACAAGAACAAGGUCCUGUCCAUGCUCAAAGAGCCACCACUGCCCGAGAAGUGUGAGGACGGCAAGGGGGAGCCCAUCUCCUACGAGAUGACCUCUCACCCCUUCAUGAGGGCCAAGUCCAUCCUGCCACUCACCCUCCAGCACCUUGUUGCAUUUUGGGAGGACAUCUCCAUGGCGACCAUCAAGGCAGCCACCCAGAACAUGAUUUUUCCCAGCCCGGGCUCCAGCGCCAUUCUGAAGAAAAAGGAGAACGAGAAGGACAGUAAGAAGUCCAAGAAGGAGAAGAAGAAAAGAGAGAAGGCGGAGGUGCGCCCCAGGGGGAACCUGUUUGGGGAGAUGGCCCAGCUGGCCAUGGGGGGACCGGAGAAGGACACCAUCUGUGAGCUUUGUGGGGACUCGCACCCCUACCCUGUCACCUACCACAUGAGGCAGGCCCACCCAGGUAAGACCAACGAUGGGUUUGGCUUUAUUCCAUACGGUUAGAAAUAUAUACAUGCCAUGUUACUGUGCGAGGUUAGCCUACCUCUCACAUAUAAACUUCAGACAUGAAAGUCCUGUGAAAGGCUGUAUUUUGUUUAUUGGUUGUGUGGAAGAAAAGAAAGCUUUAAAGCUGAAAAUGUCUUCAUACCGAGGCGGAUGGUGGCUAACCCCAUGACACUAUCUGCACUGUAUCUCUGCUAGUACAGCAGCACUACUCAAUAUGAUCUUAGCAUAGAGAUAAGUGUAUAUGUGUUCUAUGUACUAUUUAUGUCUGUGGAUCUUAGCGUCAUCUGGUGUGUUUUGUCUUGGGCAGGUUGUGGUCGCUACGCGGGAGGCCAGGGCUACAACAGCAUCGGCCACUUUUGUGGGGGCUGGGCAGGAAACUGUGGUGACGGAGGGAUCGGAGGAAGUACCUGGUACCUGGUGUGUGACCGCUGCAGGGAGAAGUACCUGAGAGACAAGCAGACUGCAGCCAGGGAAAAGGUACUGUACUGCUCAACGCUUCAAGUCUUACAAUGCAUCAUUAUAACUGUAUCAUAAUGCAUUAUGCCUACAAGUGUUUCCCCAAACUUCGACUUGACCUCUUAGCCACCAGUUAACUUUAACCUCCCUCCCUACCCAUCCAGGUGAAGCAGUCGAGGAAGAAGCCCCUGCAGGUGAAGACGCCGCGGGCGCUGCCCACCAUGGAGGCCCACCAGGUGAUCCGUGCCAAUGCCCUUUUCCUGCUGUCCCUAAUCAGCGCUGCCGAGCCCAGCCUGCUGUGGCACCACCCGCCUCGCCCACUUCACUCCACACUGCCCAGCCUCAAGGAGGGUGUCUCCGACGAGAUGCCCAACAAGAUCGGCUGCCUGUACCUGCAGACGAUGGCCAGGUAAAUGAUAGCUAUUGUGAUGAUGAUCAAAAUGAAAAGGACUGUAAAGACUGGGAGUGAAAACAUUUAAGGUAAUCUCUUUUUAUUUUUGCCUCCCAGACAGUCUCCUUCUCUUUUGGUUUUAUGCCCUUUGGGACGGCAUUACACUUAAAGCGCUGUGGCCAUGUUAAUUGAAGUGACGAUCAUACAUUUUGGUUGUGGAUGGUGUCUUAUCCAUAUCUCACGGACAUAUUACACAGUGAAAACAGUCAUUGAAUUCUUAACCUUUAUUUGCUAGGAGGCAGCAUCCACAUAACCUAAACACUAAAUAUUUGAACUACAUAUGUACGUAAAACCUGUCUCCCCUCUUCCAGGCAACACACAGAGAACUUUGGUGGGUACCAGGAUGACAACCUGUUCCAGGAUGAGAUGAGGUACCUGCGUUCCACGUCUGUCCCUGCGCCCUACAUCUCAGUCACCCCCGACGCCUGCCGCAACGUGUUCGAGGAGCCCAAGAGCAACAUGAAGUCCAUGCCACCCAGGUAACACACACACAGACAACACACACACAUCUCUUUUUGAACGUAGAGAUGAGCAGACUGAUUAUGUCUGUGUUUGUUAUACAGUGAGGGGAAAAAAGUAUUUGAUCCCCUGCUGAUUUUGUACGUUUGCCCACUGACAAAGAAAUGAUCAGUCUAUAAUUUUAAUGGUAGGUUUAUUUUAACAGUGAGAGACAGAAUAACAACAAAAAACACCAGAAAAACGCAUGUAAAAAAUGUUAUAAAUUGAUUUGCAUUUUAAUUAGGGAAAUAAGUAUUUGACAUGGCUCCCAGGUGUCUUUUAUACAGGUAACGAGCUGAGAUUAGGAGCACACUCUUAAAGGGAGUGCUCCUAAUCUCAGUUUGUUACCUGUAUAAAAGACACCUGUCCACAGAAGCAAUCAAUCAAUCAGAUUCCAAACUCUCCACCAUGGCCAAGACCAAAGAGCUCUCCAAGGAUGUCAGGGACAAGAUUGUAUACCUACACAAGGCUGGAAUGGGCUACAAGACCAUCGCCAAGCAGCUUGGUGAGAAGGUGACAACAGUUGGUGCGAUUAUUCGCAAAUGGAAGAAACACAAAAUAACUGUCAAUCUCCCUCGGCCUGGGGCUCCAUGCAAGAUCUCACCUUGUGGAGUUGCAAUGAUCAUGAGAACGGUGAGGAAUCAGCCCAGAACUACACGGGAGGAUCUUGUCAAUGAUCUCAAGGCAGCUGGGACCAUAGUCACCAAGAAAACAAUUGCUAACACACUACGCCAUGAAGGACUGAAAUCCUGCAGCGCCCGCAAGGUCCCCCUGCUCAAGAAAGCACAUAUACAAGCCCGUCUGAAGUUUGCCAAUGAACAUCUGAAUGAUUCAGAGGAGAACAGGGAGAAAGUGUUGUGGUCAGAUGAGACCAAAAUCGAGCUCUUUGGCAUCAACUCAACUCGCCGUGUUUGGAGGAGGAGGAAUGCUGCCUAUGACCCCAAGAACACCAUCCCCACCGUCAAACAUGGAGGUGGAAACAUUAUGCUUUGGGGGUGUUUUUCUGCUAAGGGGACAGGACAACUUCACCACAUCAAAGGGACGAUGGAUGGGGCCAUGUACCGUCAAAUCUUGGGUGAGAACCUCCAUCCUUCAGCCAGGGCAUUGAAAAUGGAUCGUGGAUGGGUAUUCCAGCAUGACAAUGACCCAAAACACACGGCCAAGGCAACAAAGGAGUGGCUCAAGAAGAAGCACAUUAAGGCCCUGGAGUGGCCUAGCCAGUCUCCAGACCUUAAUCUCAUAGAAAAUCUGUGGUAGGGAGCUGAAGUUUCGAGUUGCCAAACGUCAGCCUCAAAACCUUAAUGACUUGGAGAAGAUCUGCAAAGAGGAGUGGAACAACAUCCCUCCUGAGAUGUGUGCAAACCUGGUGGCCAACUACAAGAAACGUCUGAUCUCUGAUCAUGUCUUUGUCAGUGGGCAAACUUACAAAAUCAGCAGGGGAUCAAAUACUUUUUUCCCUCACUGUAUGUGGUUGUAGUGUGUGUCAUAUCUGUUGGUCAACAUUUCUCUGUGUUCAUCUCUUGCAGUCUGGAGACCAGCCCAAUCACAGACAGUGACUUGUCCAAGCGGAUGGUGUUCCAGAGGUCUUACUCUGUAGUGGCCUCUGAGUAUGACAAGCAGCACUCGGCCUCCCCGGCCAGGGUCAAAGCCGUGCCCAGACGCAGAGUCCACAGUGGGAAUGCAGGUGGGUAAACCUUCCCCUGAACCACCAGACCAGAGGGCUUUGUGCCUACUUACUAUUAGAACUAAAGGGUUUGGAUGCAGACAAAAAAUAGUUAUUCUACACCUCACCAUUAUCCAAUUAACCUGAUAUUUACUACACAAGUAUUAUGGUAAUGGUCAUUGUAUGAUAAAGACAUUAAAAUAUGUCCUAUUUAGUUUUCAUAUGAUUUAUUGAGUUAUACCACUUCCCCACUGUUAUAACAAAGCAAAUAUCAGUUUCUUUGUAAAUAUCAGGUGAAUUUUAGCUGGAAUAGGGUUGCAAAUUCCUAAGUGUUGCCAAUUACCAUGACAUUUGUAAUACCGUAUUUAAUAAGUAUGGCAUUUUUAUUUAUUGUUUUGUUAUUAGGGGUUCAUGCAGUGAAUCUGAUGAAACCCUAUUGUAUUUGUUGGCGUUCAUUAUUAUAAUUAUUGUUAGGGGUUCAAGCAACAAAGCCAGUGAAACCCUAUUGUAUUUGUUGGUGUUUAUUAUUAUUAUUAUUAUUAUUAUUAGGGGUUCAAGCAGAGAAGCUGGUGAAACCGUAUUGUAUUUCUUGGUGUUUAUUAUUAUUAGGGGUUCAGCAGCUAAGCUGGUGAAACCCUAUUAUAUUUGUUCCAGUUUGUUCCUAGUUUGUUCCUAGUCGAUCUCCAAACAUUUCUGUAGAAAACCCAACGAUAAAGCCUUGCGUUCCUAUAUUUUUUUGGGGUCUUGCGCUGUUGGCAGUAGGUGCACCCAAUUCAGCUUUUCUAAUAUUGAGGAAUAUUUCACUUUCAGUUUUCAUAGGAGUAACAACAUGAAUUUGUACAUGAGGCGUGCGACUUGUUUCGCCAUCAGCUUUAAGACGGUGUCCCUUUUCGGCCAGUGUCAGCGGAGGAAAGGGAGAGCUGAGGGACGUUGAGAGGCGGGCCCUCAGUCUGCUCCUCUCUCCCGCCGCUGAGACUGACCAUCAGAUGCAGGCCCGAUUAGCCCAGUAAAAUAAAAAGCUAAAUAUUUAAAUGUAUGCUCACUCAGCUGUGCCUCACAAGUAAUACGACAACUGAUAAAUAGCCUACCUCCAUUUUUUUAAAUAUAUGAUGUUUAAAAAAUGGUCCGAACAACAAUGCAUUGGCAGGGAAAUUCAAGCAAAGCCACUAUGUGGUGAAAGUGUAUUGGGCCUAUAUCUUACUGCACAAACCUCAUUGCUACAGUACUGCAUAGGCUUACAUUUUAUAAAGUAAUGUAAAAAAUAUAUAUAUAAUAGCGGUAGACCUUGCAUUUUGACUCAGAAAGUGAUCUUGACUCAAAAAUGGUUGAUGACCACUGCCCUAUUAUGUUUCUUCUGGUUCAUUAUUGUUAUUAUUACACCAGUUCUUCUUGCGAGGAAAAUUAACAUGCAAAUUCCUGUGAGAUGGUAAGUCAGAGGAGGGUGCAACUUGACAUGAUAGUAAAGGCCCUUAGUCCACACCCUUUCAUGCAAUGCCGUGCCAAUUGGCCACAAGGUGGUGCUCCAACAGGCGAUUUAAAUUGCAAACUUUGAAGGGUCACGCCCCUCACCCCCUAUGACCUAGAGUCCUGAAAAAGUCAGUGUGUAGGUCCCUCUUCUCACAAGGAACACAUUUUCCUCAUGGACCCAUAAGGUCCGCCAUGAUGAAUUUUCCGCCAUUUAGAAUUUUGUGAAAAUCAUUUAAAACGUUACUCCUCUGUCCAUAAAUGCUACAUACCAAAUUUGGUACCGUCCGGUCCAUCAUUAGAAAUGGUCCAAAAUACACUAUAUAUACAAAAGUAUGUGGAUACCCCUUCAAAUUAGUGGAUUCAGCUAUUUCAGCCACACCCGUUGCUGACAGGUGUAUAAAAUCAAGCAAACAGCCAUGCAAUCUUCAUAGACAAACAAGUGGAAACGUCUAGUAGCAACAACGGCUCAGCUGCGAAGUGGUAGGCCACACAAGCUCACAGAAUGGGACCGUCUUUCCUCGGUUGUAGCACUCACUACCGAGUUCCAAACUGCCUCUUGAAGCAACAUCAGCACAAUAACUGUUCAUCGAGAGCUUCAUGAAAUGGGUUGCCAUGGCUGAGCAGCCGCACACAAGCCUGAGAUCACCAUGCACAAUGCCACGCGUCGGCUGGAGUGGUGUAAAGCUCGCCGCCAUUGGACUCUGGAGUAGUGGAAACGCGUUCUCUGGAGUGAUGAAUCACGCUUCACCAUCUGGCAGUCCGACGGAUGAAUCAGGGUUUGGUGUAUGCCAGGAGAACACUACCUGCCCCAAUGCAUAGUGCCAACUGUAAAGUUUGGUGGAGGAGGAAUAAUGGUGUGGGGCUGUUUUUCAUGGUUCGGGCUAGGCCCCUUAGUUCCAGUGAAGGGAAAUCUUAACGCUACAGCAUACAAUGACAUUCUAGUCAUUGUACUUCCAUCUUUGCGGCAACAGUUUGAGAAAGGCCCUUUCCUGUUUCAGCAUGACAAUGCCCCCGUGCACAAAGCGAGGUCCAUAUAGAAAUGGUUGAGAUCGGUGUGGAAGAACUUGACUGGCCUGCAACUCUAUCAAACACCUUUGGGAUGAAUUGGAACGCUGACUGCGAGCCAGGCCUAAUCGCCCAACAUCAGUGCCCGACCUCACUAAUGCUCAUGGCUGAAUGGAAGCAAGUCCCCACAGCAAUGUUCCAACAUCUAGUGGAAAGCCUUCCCAGAAGAGUGGAGGCUGUUAUAGCAGCAAAGGGGGGACCAACUCCAUAUUAAUGCCCAUGAUUUUGGAAUGAGAUGUUCGACGAGCAGGCGUCCACAUACUUAUGGUCAUGUAGUGUACAUCAAAAGCACAUUGCACAAUCUAUUGGCAAGCGUGGUAAGGAAUACAGAAGUAGCUCAGACUAGGGCAGUGUGCACAAUUUGUCCUGAUGGUGGCACAGUGGGCCCACAUCUUGAACCCUGGCAUUGCUGCUUGCAGCUUUAAUAAUAAUAAUAAUAAUUAUUAUUAUUAUUAUUAUUAUUAUUGUUCCUCUUCUUCCGUAAGGCAAAAUUAAAAUAUACAUUCUCGUGAGAUGGUGAGGCCCAGGAGGGUGCAACCUUGGAUGUUGGUACAGGGCCUUGGGCCACACCUUCGCACGUAAUGCCAUGCCAAUUGUCCACAUGGUGCUGCUAUAACAAUCGAUUUAACGUGCACAUUUUGCGAGGUCACGCCCCUCACCCUGUGUGAGCUAGAGUCCUAAAAAUUGUUACAUAGGUCCCUCUCUUCACAAGGAACAAAUGUGCCUCAAGAACUCAUAAAGUCAGGCAUUAUGGAUUUUCCGGUAUUUAGAAUUUUGUGAAAAACACUCAAAACGCUGAUCCUCUUGCACCGAAUGACCGAUCUGCACAAAAGUUGAUGAAUGGCAUCUAUGGACCAAUGUCUCCCAACGCAAAAUUUUCUAGGCUAGUAUGUCAAACACCAUUAACCAAUGAACUUGGGUGGGGUCUGGCAAAUUUGGUGCCAAUUUGGUGCUCCUGGAGAAAAAUACGUUUAAAGGAGUUAACAUCAUUACAAAUGGUCUAAAAUACAUCAAAGGCAGAUUGCACGAUCUGUUUGAUUAUGAGUUCUGAUAUUUGUCAAGUGUGGUAAGGAGUACAGAAUUAGCUAAUCCUAGGGCGAUGUGUCCAAUUUGUCCUGAUGGGGGCACAGUGGGCCCACAGCUUGAACCGAGGCAUUGCUGCUUGCCUCUUUAAUUUAUAUAAUAUUUGUAACACUGUCCUCCCCUCCAGAAGUGGGUUCUUCUCUGUUGCACCACCCCUCCCCGGAACUGUCCCGUCUCAUUUUGGCCCACGGAUCCCUCAGUAAGGGCGAGAGGAACUUCCAGUGGCCUGUCCUGGCCUUUGUCAUCCAGCACCACGACCUGGAGGGUUUGGAGGUGGCCAUGAAGCACGCCCUGCGCAAGUCCGCCUGCAGGGUCUUCGCCAUGGAGGUAACGUCCGUCAAAGAGAUACUCGUACACAUGACAGUGGACAUUUUAGCAUUUCCCAUCAGAAAAUGUGUCAAGCUGCCUGGGAAUGCUAACUCUAGCUGGCCACGGAGAUACGUCAAAGAUACUCAUACACAAGACCGUGGACAGUUAUCAUUUUCAUAGGAAAAUGUGUCACGCUGCCCGAAGUGCCAAGUUCAUGCUUACACUAGCUGGGCAUUUGUAGUUGUAUACCACAAAUCAACAGUUAGCAGCGUUACCUCAAAUGCUAACGUGAUUAGCCUAUUGGGUAAUCCUCUUUGAGGUACCUCAGUAGUCGCUAGACGGCACUGUUAGAAAGGACAAAAGUGUAGGCAAUAUCUGAGAUGAGAAACUGAUCAGAAAAUGUAUUGUUAAGGUUAAGUUAAGGUUAGGUUAGGGGUUUAGAAAGCACUGUACUUUUUUUAUUUAAUAGGAUCGUCCCUCCCCUCUCUGGCCUAAUGUGAUCUAAUGUGAACUGAUUACCUUCAAACUCUGAAAAAAUCUCACAGAUAACGUUGGUCAACGUUGUACAUUGUUGGUUUUUGGUACUUUUAUAUAAAAGUAAAUUAAUACAUUGCUUCAGGUCUUUGCUGUGAAAUUUAAAGGACUGUUUUCUGAAGUGAGUCUGAAAGCCACCAUCUUACCUCUCUCCCCUUCCUCAGUCAUUCAACUGGCUGCUGUGUAACGUGAUCCAGACCACCUCGCUGCACGACAUCCUGUGGCACUUUGUCGCCUCCCUCACCCCAUCACCCUUUGAAACUGAGGAUGAGGAGGAGCAAGAAAACAAAGCCCCCGGGAACAAGGAAAUCGUGAUGGAGCAGGUGAUGUUUGAUUAAGAAAAAUGGACCGGGGUGGUGGGGGGGUCAUUUUAUUGCUGCUAUCUUCAACAGGUCUCUUGCUAAAUACAUCAUCUCAAUGAGACAAACCUGGAUAAAUAAAGGUUUUUAUUUGAGGUACCGGUACAAUAUAUUCAGAUGGUUUAUUUUUCAAUGUAUACUGAACAAAAAUAUAAACGCAACAUGUAAAGUGUUGGUCCCGUGUUUCAUUAGCUGGAAUAAAAUAUUACAUUUAAUUAUCUUUAAGGAAUACCUGGAAUAGUAUAAAGUAAUCCUUCUACCCCCCACCCCCCCCCCCCCAUAAAAAAAAGAAGAAAAAAAGUGGUUGUCCCACUUGCUAUCAUAAGUUGAAUGCACCAAUUUGUAAGUCACUCUGGAUAAGAGCGUCUGCUAAAUGAUGUAAAUGUAAAUGUACAUUUGUUUACAUCCCUGUUAGUGAGCAUUUCACCUUCGCCAAGAUAAUCCAUCCACUUGACAGGUGUGGCAUAUCAAGAAGCUGAUUAAACACCAUGAUCAUUACAAAGGUGCACCUUGUGCUGGGGACAAUAAAAGGCCACUCUAAAAUGUGCAGUUUUGUCACACAACAAAAUACCACAGAUGUCUCAAGUUUUGAGGGAGUGUGCAAUUGGCAGGCUGACUGAAGGAAUGUCCACCAGAGCUGUUGCCAGAGAAUUUACUGUUAAUUUCUCUACCAUAAGCCACUUCCAACAUCGUUAAAUAGAAUUUGGCAGUACGUCCAACCGGCCUCACAACCGCAGACCAUGUGUAUGGCGUCGUGUGGGCGAGUGGUUUGCUGAUGUCAACGUUGUGAACAGAGUGCCCCAUGGUGGCGGUGGGGUUAAUGUAUGGACAGGCAUUAGCUACCGACAACGGCAAUUGCAUUUUAUCGAUGGCAAUUUGAAUGCACAGAGAUACCGUGAUGAGAUCCUGAGGUCCAUUGUCGUGCCAUUCAUCACCUCAUGUUUCAGCAUGAUAAUCCACGGCCCCAUGUCGCAAGGAUCUGUACACAAUUCCUGGAAGCUGAAAAUGUCCAUGUUCCUCCAUGGCCUGCAUAGACAUGUCACCCAUUGAGCAUGUUUGGGAUGCUCUGGAUCGACGUGUACGACAGUGCGUUCCAAUUCCCGCCAUAUCCAGCAAAUUCACACAGCUAUUGAAGAGGAGUGGGGCAACAUUCCACAGGUCACAAUCAACAGCCUGAUCAACUAACUCUAUGCAAAGGAUAUGUGUCGCACUGCAUGAGGCAAAAGGUGGUCACACUAGAUACUGACCGGUUUUCUGAUCCAUGCCCCUACCAUUUUUUUAAGGUACAGUGGGGGAAAAAAGUAUUUAGUCAGCCACCAAUUGUGCAAGUUCUCCCACUUAAAAAGAUGAGAGAGGCCUGUAAUUUUCAUCAUAGGUACACGUCAACUAUGACAGACAAAAUGAGGGAAAAAAAUCCAGAAAAUCACAUUGUAGGAUUUUUUAUGAAUUUAUUUGCAAAUUAUGGUGGAAAAUAAGUAUUUGGUCAAUAACAAAAGUUUCUCAAUACUUUGUUAUAUACCCUUUGUUGGCAAUGACACAGGUCAAACGUUUUCUGUAAGUCUUCACAAGGUUUUCACACACUGUUGCUGGUAUUUUGGCCCAUUCCUCCAUGCAGAUCUCCUCUAGAGCAGUGAUGUUUUGGGGCUGUAGCUGGGCAACACGGACUUUCAACUCCCUCCAAAGAUUUUCUAUGGGGUUGAGAUCUGGAGACUGGAUAGGCCACUCCAGGACCUUGAAAUGCUUCUUACGAAGCCACUCCUUCGUUGCCUGGGCGGUGUGUUUGGGAUCAUUGUCAUGCUGAAAGACCCAGCCACUUUUAAUCUUCAAUGCCCUUGCUGAUGGAAGGAGGUUUUCACUCAAAAUCUCACGAUACAUGGCCCCAUUCAUUCUUUCCUUUACACGGAUCAGUUGUCCUGGUCCUUUUGCAGAAAAACAGCCCCAAAGCAUGAUGUUUCCACCCCCAUGCUUCACAGUAGGUAUGGUGUUCUUUGGAUGCAACUCAUCAUUCUUUGUCCUCCAAACACGACGAGUUGAGUUUUUACCAAAAAGUUCUAUUUUGGUUUCAUCUGACCAUAUGACAUUCUCCCAAUCCUCUUCUGGAUCAUCCAAAUGCACUCUAGCAAACUUCAGACGGGCCUGGACAUAUACUGGCUUAAGCAGGGGGACACGUCUGGCACUGCAGGAUUUGGGUCCCUGGCGGCGUAGUGUGUUACUGAUGGUAGGCUUUGUUACUUUGGUCCCAGCUCUCUGCAGGUCAUUCACUAGGUCCCCCCGUGUGGUUCUGGGAUUUUUGCUCACCUUUUUUUUUUUUUUUUUUUUUUUUUUUUUUUCACCUUUAUUUAACCAGGUAAGCCAGUUGAGAACAGGUUCUCAUUUACAACUGCGACCUGGCCAAGAUAAAGCAAAGUAGUGCAAUAAAAACAACAGAGUUACAUAUGGGGUAAAAAAAAACAUAAAGUCAGAAAUACAACAGAAAAUAUAUAUACAGUGUGUGCAAAUGUAGCAAGUUAUGGAGGUAAGGCAAUAAAUAGGCUAUAGUGCAGAAUAAUUACAAUAGUAUUAACACUGGAAUGCUAGAUGUGCAAGAGAUUAUGUGCAAAUAGAGAUACUGGGGUGCAAAAGAGCAAAAUAAAUAACAAUAUAGGGAUGAGGUAGUUGGGUGGGCUAAUUUCGGAUGGGCUGUAUACAGGUGCAGUGAUCGGUAAGGUGCUCUGACAACUGAUGCUUAAAGUUAUUGAGGGAGAUAAGAGUCUCCAGCUUCAGAGAUUUUUGCAAUUCGUUCCAGUCAUUGGCAGCAGAGAACUGGAAGGAAUGGCGGCCAAAGGAGGUGUUGGCUUUGGGAAUGACCAGUGAGAUAUACCUGCUGGAGCGCAGACUACGGGUGGGUGCUGCUAUGGUGACCAAUGAGCUAAGAUAAGGCGGGGAUUUACCUAGCAGUGAUUUAUAGAUGGCCUGGAGCCAGUGGGUUUGACGACGAACAUGUAGUGAGGACCAGCCAACAAGAGCGUACAGGUCACAGUGGUGGGUAGUGUAUGGGGCUUUGGAGACAAAACGGAUGGCACUGUGAUAGACUACAUCCAAUUUGCUGAGUAGAGUGUUGGAGGCUAUUUUGUAAAUUACAUCGCCGAAGUCAAGGAUCGGUAGGAUAGUCAGUUUUACGAGGGCAUGUUUGGCAGCAUGAGUGAAGGAGGCUUUAUUGCGAAAUAGGAAGCCGAUUCUAGAUUUAACUUUGGAUUGGAGAUUCUUUAUGUGAGUCUGGAAGUUGAGUUUACAGUCUAACCAGACACCUAGGUAUUUGUAGUUGUCCACAUACUCUAGGUCAGACCCGUCGAGAGUGGUGAUUCUAGUCGGGUGGGCGGGUGCCAGCAGCGUUCGAUUGAAAAGCAUGCAUUUAGUUUUACUAGUGUUUAAGAGCAGUUGGAGGCUACUGAAGGAUUGUUGUAUGGCAUUGAAGCUCGUUUGGAGGUUUGUUAACACAGUGUCCAAUGAAGGGCCAGAUGUAUACAAAAUGGUGUCGUCUGCGUAGAGGUGGAUCUGAGAGUCACCAGCAGCAAGAGCGACAUCAUUGAUAUACACGGAGAAAAGUGUCGGCCCAAGAAUUGAACCCUGUGGCACCCCCAUAGAGACUGCCAUAGGUCCAGACAACAGGCCCUCCGAUUUGACACACUGAACUCUAUCUGAGAAGUAGUUGGUGAACCAGGCGAGGCAGUCAUUUGAGAAACCAAGGCUAUUUAGUCUGCCAAUAAGAAUGCGGUGGUUGACAGAGUCGAAAGCCUUGGCCAGGUCGAUGAAGACGGCUGCACAGUACUGUCUAUUAUCAAUCGCGGUUAUAAUAUCGUUUAGGACCUUGAGCGUGGCUGAAGUGCACCCGUGACCAGCUCGGAAACCGGAUUGCAUAGCGGAGAAGGUACGGUGGUAUUCGAAAUGGUCGAUGAUCUGUUUGUUAACUUGGCUUUCGAAUACUUUCGAAAGGCAGGGCAGGAUGGAUAUAGGUCUGUAGCAGUUUGGAUCUAGAGUGUCACCCCCUUUGAAGAGGGGGAUGACCGCGGCAGCUUUCCAAUCUCUGGGGAUCUCAGACGUUAUGAAAGAGAGGUUAAACAGACUAGUAAUAGGGGUAGCGACAAUUUCAGCGGCUAGUUUUAGAAAGAAAGGGUCCAGAUUGUCUAGCCCAGCUGAUUUGUAGGGGUCCAGAUUUUGCAGCGCUUUCAAAACAUCAGCUGUCUGAAUUUGUGUGAAGGAGAAGCGGGGGGGGCAUGGGCAAGUUGCAGCAGAGGGUGCAGAGUUGGUGGCCGGGUUAGUGGUAGCCAGAUGGAAAGCAUGGCCAGCUGUAGCAAAAUGCUUGUUGAAAUUCUCGAUUAUUGUAGAUUUAUCGGUGGUGAUAGUGUUUCCUAGCCUCAGUGCAGUGGGCAGCUGGGAGGAAGUGCUCUUAUUCUCCAUGGACUUUACAGUGUCCCAAAACUUUUUGGAGUUAGUGCUACAGGAUGCAAAUUUCUGUUUGAAAAAGUUAGCCUUUGCUUUCCUGACUGCUUGUGUAUAUUGGUUCCUAACUUCCCUGAAAAGUUGCAUAUCGCGGGGGCUAUUUGAUGCUAAUGCUGUACGCCACAGGAUGUUUUUGUGCUGGUCAAGGGCAGUCAAGUCUGAGGAGAACCAGGGGCUAUAUCGGUUCUUAGUUCUGUAUUUUUUGAAUGGGGCAUGUUUAUUUAAGAUUGAGAGGAAAUUACUUUUAAGGAACAACCAGGCAUCCUCUACUGACGGAAUGAGAUCUAUAUCCAUCCAGUAUACCUGGGCCAGGUCAAUUAGGAAGGCCUCCUCGCUAAAGUGUUUUAGGGAGCGUUUGACAGUGAUGAGGGGUGGUCGUUUGACCGCGGACCCGUUACGGACGCAGGCAAUAAGGCAGUGAUCGCUGAGAUCCUGGUUGAAGACAGCUGAGGUGUAUUUAGAGGGUAUGUUAGUCAGGAUGAUAUCUAUGAGGGUACCCAUGUUUACGGAUUUAGGGUUGUACCUGGUAGGUUCGUUGAUAAUUUGCGUGAGGUUGAGGGCAUCUAGCUUGGAUUGUAGGAUGGCUGGGGUAUUAAGCAUAUCCCAAUUUAGGUCACCAAGCAGUACAAACUCUGAGGAUAAAUGGGGGGCAAUCAAUUCACAUAUGGUGUCCAGGGCACAGCUGGGGGCUGAGGGGGGUCUGUAGCAAGCGGCAACAGUGAGAGACUUAUUUCUGGAAAGGUGGAUUUUUAGAAGUAGAAGCUCAAACUGUUUGGGCACAGACCUGGAUAGUAUGAUAGAGCUCUGCAGGCUAUCUCUACAGUAGAUUGCAACUCCACCCCCUUUGGCAGUUCUAUCUAGACGGAAAAUGUUAUAGUUGGGGAUGGAAAUUUCAGAAUUUUUGGUGGCCUUCCUGAGCCAGGAUUCAGACACUGCUAGAACAUCAGGGUUGGCAGAGUGUGCUAACGCAGUGAAUAACUCAAACUUAGGAAGUAGACUUCUGAUAUUUAUGUGCAAGAAACCAAGACUUUUGCGAUUACAGAAGUCAUCAAAUGAUAGCGCCUGGGGAGUAGGAGUGAUACUGAGGGCUGCAGGGCCUGGGUUAGCCUCUACAUCACCAGAGGAACAGAGGAGGACUAGAAUAAGGAUACGGCUAAAGGCUUUAAGAACUGGUCUUCUAGUGCGUUGGGUACAUAGAAUAAAGGGGGCAGAUUUCCGGGUGUUAUAGAAAAGAUUCAGGGCAUUAUGUACAGACAAGGAUAUGGAAGGAUAUGAGUAAAGUGGAGGUAAACCUAAGCGUUGGGUAACGAUGAAAGAGAUAGCAUCGCUGGAGGCAUCAAUUGAGUCGGUCUCCGCGUGUAUUGGGGGAGGUGCAAAGGAGCUAUCUAAGGCAGGUUUAGCUAGGCUGGGGGGUCUACAGUGAUAUAGUACAAUUAGAAAUAACCGAAACAACAAUAAACUAACCAUGUUUGGGCUGAGGCUAAACAUAAACAGGAUGUAGUACCGUAAAAAGGAACAGUCCAGCAGAUAUCAGCUGUAUAGCUGAGUUAUCAUAAGGUCCGGUGGUGAAGUACUAGUGAGUAAGAGGCUACAGCUAGCGGGCCAGGGCUAGCAGAUGGAUGGAAUCUUCGUGGUUAACGUCGUAACCACAUCAGACGAUUUCGUCGGCAGACCAGUCGUGUAGGAUCGGCGGGGCUCCGUGUCAAUACUAGGUGGUCCCGUCCGGUUGACAGAGAGGUAGAUAGCCGGGAGAUGGGCCUAGCUCAGGAUAAUUAGCCAGACCACAGCGUCCGUUUUGUUGUAGCUAGCUGGUAGCGACGAAUCCGGAGUUAAAGGUCCAGUGAUUCCAGCGGAAAAACUGAUAUGUUCUGGGUCGAUAACGCGCUGUGCAGACUGGCCGAAUAUCCGGUGAUCAAUGUCCAGUGAUUAAAAUUAAUCCCGCAGAAAAAAAUCCAAUGUUCUGGGUGAAACACCGCUAGCUAAGGCUAAUAGCAAGUAGCUAGUUAGCUGGCUAGCUGGCUAGCUAGUUUCACUGGAGAUUCUAGAUAAAAGGUAAGUCAAUAAUAGAAUCCGUUCCACAUUGAGUGAGGCGGGUUGCAGGAAAGUAUAUUUUGUAGAAGGAUGAAAAGUCUGAUAGGGAAAUAGGUACGAAAAAUACAAAAAAACAAGUUAUUUACAGGCUAUUUACAGGCACACGACAGAAACAGGACUGCACUACUUCGCCAUCACGGGGUGAGAUCUUGCGUGGAGCCCCAGAUCGAGGGAGAUUAUCAGUGGUCUUGUAUGUCUUCCAUUUCCUAAUAAUUGCUCCCACAGUUGAUUUCUUCAAACCAAGCUGCUUACCUAUUGCAGAUUCAGUCUUCCCAGCCUGGUGCAGGUCUACAAUUUUGUUUCUGGUGUCCUUUGACAGCUCUUUGGUCUUGGCCAUAGUGGAGUUUGGAGUGUGACUGUUUGAGGUUGUGGACAGGUGUCUUUUAUACUAAUAACAAGUUCAAACAGGUGCCAUUAAUACAGGUAACGAGUGGAGGACAGAGGAGCCUCUUAAAGAAGAAGUUACAGGGCUGUGAGAGCCAGAAAUCUUGCUUGUUUGUAGGUGACCAAAUACUUAUUUUCCACCAUAAUUUGCAAAUAAAUUCAUUACAAAUCCUACAAUGUGAUUUUCUGGAAUUUUUUUCUCUCAAUUUGUCUGUCAUAGUUGACGUGUACCUAUGAUGAAAAUUACAGGCCUCUCUCAUCUUUUUAAGUGGGAGAACUUGCACAAUUGGUGGCUGACUAAAUACUUUUUUUCCCCACUAUCUGUGACCAACAGAUGCAUACCGUAUCUAUAUUCCCAGUCAUUUGAAACCCAUAGAUUACGGCCUAAUGAAUUUAUUUCAAUUGACUUAUUUCCUUAUAUGAACUGUAACUCAGUAAAAUCUUUGAAAUUGUUUCAUAUUGCGUUUAUGCUUUUGUUCAGUAUACAUGUAUGUCUGUAGUCAUUGUGUCCCUGAUAUGUGUGUUUUUAUCUACUUUUCCAUUAUGUUUUCUUCAUACACACAGGAGAGGGACCUGGGUGUGUGUGAGCACCCGCUGUCUGACAUUGUGAUCGCCGGGGAGGCCGCCCACCCCCUCCCCCACACCUUCCACCACCUCCUCCAGACCAUCUCCGACCUAAUGAUGUCACUUCCUAGUGGCAGCUCCCUGCAACAGAUGGCCCUCAGGUACAGUGGCCCUGUUGCUCAAAGUUCACCUCCACUUUCAACUCAAGCCUGCCCUCAAAUCAAUUAUUUAACCCUAUUAUCCACCAUACACUUGGAACAGAGCAUAUUAUUACAUUUUACAUUUUACAUUUUAGUCAUUUAGCAGACGCUCUUAUCCAGAGCGACUUACAGUUAGCGCAUACAUUAUUUUAUCGAACCCACAACCCUGGCGUUGCAAACGCCAUGCUCCACCAACUGAGCUACAUCCCCUGCCGGCCAUUCCCUCCCCUACCCUGGCAACGCUGGGCCAAUUGUGCGCCGCCCCAUGGGUCUCCCGGUCGCGGCCGGCUACGACAGAGCCUGGAUAAGACUAAAACUAAGGGGAAAAUAUCUCUUCUAAAGGAUCAAAUACUUUUAUAUAUAUAUGAAUAGGCCCUAUAAUGUUCACCACAGCUUUUUUUACAUUACUUUUUAACACUAGAACCGCUGGGCUUUUCAGCAUACAAGUACCCGCUACACUAAAGAAUGCUGUCCGGCAUCACCUUUAGCCUACUCAUCAGAUUAAUCUACAGUGUUGUUAUCAACCUAAAUAAAUACCAACGUAAAUACCAUCGUUCACGGUCCUGUUUCAGGACCGUGAACGAAAGUGAUCUCUAGUGUUCCGCAACAAAACCAUUAUUUUAAAAGCAUGGGAACCAGUUAAUAACGUCCUUUCACAUUCCAAGCAAUUUUUCAGUCCCACAAAAAACGCCAACCAAACACCUGUGCAAAAGCACUCAGAAACAUCUCCUUCCAGGGUCUGAUUUAAUAGUUUUGGUAUAUGAUCGUUUAGCAGACACUCUUUUAUUCAUAGCGACUUGCUACCAACAUGUGACACAGAUAUUCAGGAUACAUGGCCCAUGUAGAAAUUGAACCAACAACCCUGGUGUUGCUAGCACCAUCCUCCAAACAAUUUAGCUACCACUGUACUGAUCAAUGUGAGCGCGUGAUCUCACCCUUGACCCGGAGUGUUUCCCCAUCUGUCUAUCAGGUGUUGGAGUUUGAAGUUCAAGCAGUCUGACCACCAGUUCCUGCACCAGAGCAACGUGUUCCACCACAUCAACAACAUAUUGUCCAAGUCGGAUGACGGCGACAGCGAGGAGAGCUUCAACAUCAGUGUGCAGUCUGGCUACGAGGCCAUGAGCCAAGUGAGACAGAAUCCCAUAAGAGAGCCAUAAUCAUAGGGAUGUUUCACGGGACCCAUAUUAUAUUAAGCCUAGUACUAGACUAAGAAGGUUUAUUUAAAUGGAGAAUCUCCAAGGAGAAUGAUUUUUAAACCAGGACUAGGUUCAAACUAGAUCUGGCUCAUUAAGUUUUGCGGUAGCUAGCUCGACCUUAUGAAAGUUGGUAGAGAAUAGACUAGGUGAUACAUAUACCACAGAUGCUGUCUGAGACCCAAGUGCAGACCAACAGAACAGUCCAACAAAUACCUAAGUCGUGUUCAUUAGGGGAUGCAACGGAAAGCAGUUAAACCUUUUCUGUUAUCCUUGAUGAUUUUAAAUGAAUUGUAUCCACUGAAAUUAGAGGGCUGCAUUCCUGCUGUGUGGUCUGCAUUUUUCAUAUGGAGGGCUGUCAGACAGAGGACUUUGGGAUGAAAAUAUGUUUGUUGUCCAUCAGAUUAUUUGGAAAUGUUUGUCUUUCUGCUUUGUAUGCAUUAGCCUACCUAUUGUAUUAAAAGCACAUAUGUUUCGCUGCUUUAACAGUAGCCUAGUUGGGCGUGAGUUCAAGUGCAGCUAGUAUAUGUGAUGUCAUUGAAAUAGAGUAGGCUGCCUACAUCCGCAGAGAAUCACGUGGCAAUUAACUCAAAUAUGAAAUGUACUUAAAUAUGAUUAGACCGUAGUUUACUACAGUGUCUGUAAAUAAAUAUUGAUAAUGGAAAGAAGUGGAGGGCGCUCAAUCAACGUGAGUCGAGGUGCAAUCAAAAAAAAGUAAUCAUCAUUGAAAAGGAAAAGGCAUAACACGCACAUACUGUAGGUUAGGCUACUAAGGUGAGCGAGCGUUGCGGUAUUGAUUACCCAUUUAUUUGUCUGCCUGCAAAUCGUCCUCCUAAAAAGUAGGCUAUAUUCUAUAUGCAAAACGUAGCAAGUGUCGCUGUCAUCAUUCUUGCUGCUUCAAGUUCAGUAGCCAUAUGUGCGAGAUCAGGUGUGGUCUCAAUUAAAUAGAGUAGGCUAUAGCCUAUGCAUGCGCGGAGAAGCGCGGGGCAGUUAUCAUUCCAAGGAAAUGUACUUCCUAAAUAUGUUUAGGCUAUAGUUUACUACAUUGCUUGUAAAUAAAUAUUGAUCACACAUAUUUAUCCAUUUGAAAAUCUUCCCACUCCUAAAAAGUAGGCAAUAAAAAUAGCUCAAGAGAAAGUGCAAGUCUCGCGAACUAUGCUCUCUUCAAACUACAUCUAGCAUAUUCACUGAUAUAGCCCAGUAAUACAAAUAGCCUAAUAUAAUGGGCCACAUGAGAAUCUUUGGUAAUAUAACCUAUUAUUUUUGCGCAUUUUAUAUUGCAUAUAGGGCGUAAAAUUGCUAGGACCAUGGCUGGCAAGUGAGCUGCGUCACAUACGCCUAAAAUAAAUCAUUGCGGGACUGCGGUUGGGUUUGGGACCAGUUAUUUCAGUAGUGGGUGGGAGUCGGACAGAAACCCAGCUGGGUGCGGUAUGAAAAGCUGCGGGAGCGGGAUGAAGAAAUCAGUACCACGCAGACCUCUAGCUGAAAUUAAAUGUUUAAGAUAGCUAGCAAAAUUGUAAAACCUUGUCUGUUAUCCGCUAUGAUUUUAAAUGAAUUGUAUCCACUUGUGUGGCUGAAAUGGAUAGUUCAAUAUUGUCCAAUCAAAUCGUAUCUAUCUAUAUAGCUGGGAGGUGUUGAACAUCAUUUGACCUUCCAGGAGCUGUGCCUAGUGUCCUGUCUGAAGGACCUGACCAGCGUGGUGGACAUAAAGACGUCCAGCCGUCCGGCCAUGAUCGGCAGCCUGACGGAUGGCUCCACCGAGACCUUUUGGGAGUCGGGCGAUGAGGACAAGAACAAGACCAAGUGCAUCACCAUCAGCUGCGUCAAAGGCAUCAACGCCUCCUACAUCACUGUGCACGUGGACAACUCCCGCGACAUUGGGGUGAGUAGGGAAGGAUUAAAGGGACAUUUAUAUGUUUUAUGGAUCCCCAUUCCUGGGGUCCAGCUAAAUUAAGGCAGUUAUGCAAUUUUAAAAACAUGACAAUACAUUCACAACAUAUUUCACAACACCUUAAGUGUGUGCCCUCAGGCCCUUACUCUGCUACCACACAUCUACAACACAAAAUCCAUGUGUACAUGUGUGUAUAGUGCUUAUGUUAUUGUGCGGCAGGUAGCUUAGUGGUUAAGAGCGUAGUGCCAGUAACGGAAAGGGCGCUGGUUCUAAUCCAGGAGCCGACUAGGUGAAAAAUCUUUCGAUGUGCCCUUGAGCAAGGCACUUAACCCUAAUUGCUCCUGUAAGUCGCUCUGGAUAAGAGCGUCUGUUAAAUUACUAAAAUGUAAAAUGUGUGUGUGUGUGUCUGUGCCUAUGUUUGUUGCUUUACAGUCCCCGCUGUUCCAUAAGGUGUAUUUUUAUCUGUUUUUUAAAUCAAAUUUUACUGCUUGCAUGAGUUACUUGAUGUGGAAUAGAGUUCCAUGUAGUCAUGGCUCUAUGUAGUACUGUGCACCUCCCAUAGUCUGUUCUGGAUUUAGGGAAGUGCACUCCAAAAUCAAAUUUGUCAGAUGCCACAAUCUAAAAUGUAUUGAAAAACGGUCUGUUUUCAUUGAUUUUAAAGCCGCUCUUCUCUAACUCCACAGAACAAAGUCACCUCCAUGACGUUCCUGUGUGGCAAAGCCGGGGAGGACCUCUGCAGGACCAAACAGGUUUGGCCUCUUAUUUGAAUAGACCAGCUCCAGGCAUCUGUAUAGUGCAUUACAAGCCAUGCCUCUGGUUAAAAGUAGAUUACUACAUGUUGUUGUACACUACUAUUUGGGAAAGGUAGUGAGAUACAGCCUGAUAUAGCUAACCACUAUUAGUACAGAAUAUGGCAAACUUACAGCAAUUGAAGCCCUUCUAUACAAUGUGUAUUGUAAUUUACUGUAUGUACAUACAAGCUGUUUUCAAAAGAAAGAACAAAGGAAAAUCUGUACUGAACAUUUUGAUUCACCUCGGCAUCAACACAACCUUCACUAACCAAUCCCUUCCAUCUCCCCACCUCUCUCAAGAUCGACCUCGACUCGCGUCACAUGGGCUGGGUGACCAGUGAGCUUCCUGGCGGGGACCACCAUGUGAUCAAGGUGGAGCUGAAGGGGCCCGAGAACACGCUGCGGGUGCGCCAGGUCAAGGUGCUGGGCUGGAAGGCUGGCGAGAGCAUCAAGAUCGCGGGGCAGAUCUCGGCCAGCGUGACCCAGCAGAAGAACUGCGAGGCCGAGACACUCCGCGUUUUCCGCCUCAUCACCUCACAGGUCGGUUCACCUGUCAAUCAAUCGUACUAUGGGAUCAUAGGACCGGUCACCUGUCAAUCACUCAUAAUAUCAUCUUACUGGUCGGUUGGCCAGCCAGUCACUCAUACUAUGGGGCCAAAAUGUUCAUGUUUUCUUCCUCUACCACUUUAGAUCUAAUAGAAUUGGAUAGGUUCAAGCUUUACCCUUGGUGUGCAUGUGUUGUGUGUGUGUAGGUAUUUGGGAAGCUAAUCUGCGGAGAUGCUGAGCCCACCCCUGAACAGGAGGAGAAGAACCUGCUGUCAUCAUCAGAGGGAGAGGACAAGGUCAGGGGUCAUACUGUAUACCAGUGUUUCCCUGUAUGCCAGUGUUUCACACCUGAAUCUUUUUGCAAAUAAUGACCAGAAAACAAACAGGAUAUUAUAAAAUAUUUUUGUUUACCUGUUAUUGUUUACAUGUCAUCAGGCUCCGUCAGACGCAGACCUGAAGGAACACAUGGUGGGCAUCAUUUUCAGCCGGAGCAAGCUGACCAACCUGCAAAAACAGGUCAGUAGUCUAUGGAAUACCUGGCCAAUAAAGUACAAUUAACUAAAAUAGUACAAUACAACUACAACAACACAAAAUGUGAUCUCUGUCUACAGUAAUCCUCUAUAGAAGGCUUUGAGGGUUCAAGCCCCUGACUCUGCUUCCCCUGUCAAUGUUAUCUUCACACUUGAAAUUGACUUCAUAUAGCUUUAUCACUCUCCCCUCCCCCCUCCAGGUGUGCGCCCACAUCGUCCAGGCCAUCCGCAUGGAGGCGACCCGGGUGCGCGAGGAGUGGGAGCAUGCCAUCUCCAGCAAGGAAAACGCCAACUCGCAGCCCAGCGACGACGACGCCUCCUCGGACGCCUACUGCUUUGAGCUGCUGUCCAUGGUGCUGGCUCUGAGCGGCUCCAAUGUAGGCCGCCAGUACCUGGCCCAGCAGCUGACGCUGAUGGAGGACCUGUUCUCGCUGCUGCACACGGCCUCGCCCCGUGUCCAGAGACAGGUGGGGUGUACCCACAUAAUACAGACUCAACACAUAAUGUAAUAACACAUAAUAGUUAUUUAUAUACUCGUCGCCAAACCCACUGGCUCCAGGUCAUCAAUAAAUCACUGCUAGGCAAAUCCCCGUCUUAUCUUAGCUCACUGGUCACCAUAGCAAAACCCACCCGUAGUCUGCGCUCCAGCAGGUAUAUCUCACUGGUCAUCCGCAAAGCCAACACCUCCUUUGGCUGCCAUUCCUUCCAGUUCUCUGCUGCCAAUGACUGGAAUGAACUGCAAAAAUCCUUGAAGGUGGAGACUCUUAUCUCCCUCAUUAACUUUAAGCGUCAGUUGUCAGAGCAGCUUACCGAUCACUGCACCUGUACACAGCCAUUCUGAAAUUAGCCCACCCAACUACCUCAUCCCCAUAUUGUUAUUUAUUUUGCUAAUUUUGCACCCCAGUAGCUCUAUUUGCACAUCAGCUUUUGCACAUCUAUCAUUCCAGUGUUAAUACUAAAUUGUAACUAUUUUGCACUAUGGCCUAUUUAUUGCCUUACCUCCAUAACUUACUACAUUCGCACAUACUGUAUAUAUAUUUUCUGUUGUAUUUUUGACUUUAUGUUUUGUUUACCCCAUAUGUAACCAUAUGUAACUCUGUGUUGUUUUUAUCGCACUGCUUUGCUUUAUCUUGGCCAGGUCGCAGUUGUAAAUGAGAACUUGUUCUCAACUGGCUUACCUGGUUAAAUAAAGGUUAAAUAAAAUAAAAAAUAAAUGUUAUAUUAUACAUACACAAUAUGCCCAUACACACACAUGGGCACACCUACUCAAUAAAGUAUCAUGGGGUGCUGGUCCAGUAUGAUUUCCUGCCUCAUGACAAUCUUAAAGAGGAGCUGAACUCUAAAACCAACUCAUUAUAAUUAUAAUAAUAAUAAUAAUAAUAUAUGCCAUUUAGUAGACACUUUUAUCAAAAGCGACUUACGGUAAUGCAUGCAUACAUUUUACGUAUUGGUGGUCCCGGGAAUGUGGCAUCAAUAGUAGUCUUAAACAAUUGUACUAUUUGCAAAAGUGGUAGAACUUUGGUCACAAAGUCAGAAUCUUCUAAAACAGAGAUUUGCGAGAUUUAAAGAAUCUAUGGCACGUAAACGUUUUUCUUGGGUUGGGUUUAGAUUUGAAUCCUGCCCACGGCUGUCAGCGCCCGAAUAACCAACCUACAGCCCACCCUUUUUCUUUAUAGACAGCAGAGCUAACCAAUUGAGGCAUUAGCACACAGCGUCUCAGGACAACUUUGAUGAGACUUGUUCAUUAUAAACAGCUUGGGUUUUUCCAACUCAAACAUCCUUACAUUUGUGAGCUAACUUUAGCGUCACAAACACAACUGUCAUAAAAGAUAGGGAAAUGCUCAGAGCUUGAUUCUUGACCAAUCACAUUCAUGUUGUCAUGCGGUUGCUAAGUCAUUUGUCAUGUGUACGGUGGCUGUUUGGAUAGUUAAAGUAAACUGGAACACACAUUUUACAGUUACAUUUUACUCAUUUAGCAGUUGCCCUUAUCCAAAGCGACUUACUGUAGUGAGUGCAUACAUUUUCAUACUUUUUUUCAUACUAAUCCCCCGUGGGAAUCGAAUCCACAACCUUGGCGUUGCAAGCUCCAUGCUCUACCAACUGAACUACACGGGACACACAACAGUAGGCUAUUAGAAAACAUGACACACACUUCAAACUGGCUAAAUCAGUGAAUUCAGCCCCACUUUAACAUCAGUAAAGCUAAAGAGAGUCUCUGCAUGAUGUAUAUCACUCCAGCCGUUUAAUAACAUUGACUACAUGGCUAUCCUUUCUCACCCUUCACCUGUCCCCUCUUUCCCAGGUGACCUCUCUCCUCCGUCGUGUCCUUCCUGAGGUGACACCCGUGCGCCUGGCCAGCAUCAUCGGCAUCAAGGCCCUGCCGCCUGCCGAUAUCAGUGACAUCAUCCACUCGACCGAGAAGGGUGACUGGAACAAGCUUGGCAUCCUGGACAUGUUCCUGGGCUGCAUCGCCAAGGCGCUCACCGUGCAGCUCAAGGCCAAGGGCACCACCAUUGCCGGCACGGCGGGCAUGGCGGCAGGCAAAGGCAUCACAACUGUCACACUGCCCAUGAUCUUCAACUCCAGGUGAGACAACAACUUUGAGAUUUACCUUCAUUAGGCACAAAAUCUAAGAAAAUUGUCCAAAAACGGAGUGAAGUAUGACUAUGUGGACUUGUCCAAUAAGAAAAGCUUGCUUUUGUUUUAUGUUGCAAGACGUUGUAAGAUGUGAGAUGACCCACCUGGAUGGGUCAUCUCACAAAAACGAUUAAUGACUUCGUCGCCAACAUUUUGAGAUAUUCUCAAACCAAUUGUUGUGUGUGGUUGUUUGUAUAUUGACUUUCAGAUGUGAUUUCUCCUGAUUGAACAGGAAUUCCGGAUUUUCAAUAUAAUCUCAUUCAAAUGUAUUUAUAAAACCCUUUAUACAUCAGUGGUUGUACAAAGCCUUUUGUACAUUUUACUGACAUUCUCUUGUAUUCAUACAUUUCUGGAAUUGACCUAACUCCCCGAAACCAAUAUAUAUAUAUUUUUUUACAUUUUUAGUCAUUUAGCAGACGCUCUUAUCCAGAGCGACUUACAGUUAGUGAGUGCAUACAUUAUUUUAUAUUUUAUUUUUCAUACUGGCCCCCCGUGGGAAUCGAACGCCAUGCUCUACCAACUGAGCUACAUCCCUGCCGGCCAUUCCCUCCCCUACCCUGGACGACGCUGGGCCAAUUGUGCGCCGCCCCAUGGGUCUCUUGGUCACGGCCGGCUACGACAGAGCCUGGAUUCGAACCAGGAUCUCUAGUGGCGAUGCAGUGCCUUAGACCACUGCGCCACUCGGGAGCAUAUAUACAGUACUUAUUGUUUUGCUGUUCAUAUCUCUGUUGUAUUGUGUCCCAUAAUGAACACAUUGGUCGAACACUGCCUCUCUCCAUGUGCAGCUACAUACGCCGGGGGGUGAGCCACUGGUGGAUGAAGGGAUCCACUCCCCCUCAGAUCGCUGAGAUCAUCAUCAAGCUGGUCAAAGACAUGGCUGCCGGACACCUGUCGGAUGCCUGGUCUCGGGUGACGAAGAAUGCCAUCGCUGAGACCAUCAUGGCCCUCACCAAGAUGGAAGAGGAGCAUCGCUCGCCAGUCCGUUGCAUUGCCACCACCCGGGUAUGGCUGUUCUCAUAUCACACUACCAUAUUGUGUGUGUGUGUGUGUGUGUGUGAGAGAGGUAGAGGGAAAAGGAGUGUGUGUGUGUGCUUAGCAGACCUGGGUUCAAAUACUAUUUCAAUUACUUUCACAUACAUUUCAUAGUAAGUAUUCAGAUUAAUUUCUUGAAAAUUCAAGUAGUUGAAUACUGGAAUGUAAGUAAGUAUCUAAAAUACAUGUAUUUGAAUCCAGGUCUGGUGUGUGUGUAGUGUGUGGCGGAUGUUUGUAUGUGCACAUGCACGUGUGUUAGGUUAGUGCGUGUGUUUGAGUACAUUUUUAUCCUCUCUGUCCUUUCUCUCUGUACUGUAGUUGUGGCUUGCUCUGGCCUCUCUGUGUGUGCUGGACCAGGAUCAUGUGGACAGGCUGUCCUCAGGCCGCUGGAUGGGCAAAGACGGACAGCAGAAACAGAUGGUAACUUGUCCAUAUUAGCCUCAUAGAACACGUGCAUUUUGGCAAAGCAAUAUAGACUCAAGACUUUCUCUGUUUUUUAUUAUAACCUGUUGAGAUAAUGCAUAAUUGAAUGGAUUUAAUUUAUAGCACGCAAAAUCACAUUCCUUACAAUUUUUACAUUUAGCUAUACACAUUUUAAGUUCUAGGUGGAUGAAAUGAGGGAAAGUUGUCUCGAGGUGUUCGGGUUGUAACCGUAAAGUGUCGUUGUGCUCCUGUCCACAGCCCAUGUGCGAUAACCAUGACGACGGCGAGACGGCAGCCAUCAUCCUGUGUAACAUGUGUGGUAACCUGUGUACCGACUGUGACCGCUUCCUCCACCUGCACCGACGCACGCGCUCCCAUCAGAGACAGGUCAGUAGUACCCACAUUCACCUGUAGGGGGCUAGACUGGGAGCCUGUCGAAGUGUCAAUGCUUCUUUCCACCUUGGUACCACCUGCAAUAAUGUGUAUACCAGGGUUUCCAUUAGGAUAUUUGCCACCGGACAAUGUGACCUGCAAGAUUUACAUUUACUGGACAUUUGAGAAAUAUACCGCAUGCAUUGGGUGCGUAACCCAUUAUAGGGUAUGCCCACGGAGCUCAGAAUGCAGAAAUCACAUUUAGAUUAUGGUAAUUCAAUUUAACAGAAUAGAAAUUAGCCUGUAAAGUUGGUUCAUGUAUACCAACAUGAACCAACAUGUCCCUGAUAAUUUGUCCGGCACCAAUGUUAGUUAUCCGCUUUUCCCUGGUGUAUAUACGCCCAUUUGUGAAGACCUGACCACCUAUAAAUGUUAAAGGGAUGUUCCACUCAAAAUACAAACUAACAUGUUUUUCCACCUACCUUGGCUGUAGUAGUUUCCAAGACAGUUUUUGCUUAUGCAUUUAGCUUAUUAAGGUAUUUGUUAGUCAUGCUUAGGCGUAGGCGGUAUACCAGUUAUAGCGUACACCGGGGUAUUUUGAGAUACUGACGGUACGGUUUUCAAUACCGUAUUAAAAAUAUAUAUAUAUUAUAAUAAUAGAAUACAAAUUUGGGGCGGGGGACUACGCCACUGCUUGUAACUAUAAGUUAACGCAUAAGAGUCUAAGCCCUGUCUAAGCCGGGGGAGGGGUACUACUAAGUUAUAUGGAAUUGUUUUAAGAAAUUCAUAGGAUCAUUUUGCUAUUUGAUUUAGAAUGUUAAGACCCAUUGAAGUAUAACAACAAAAUUAGAAUACAAUUAUUUGAUUAAAACAUGUAUUUGGCCAUAGUGCUAUUAGCCCAUACAAAAGCAUUGAAUAACAGAUUCACUACAUGGAACAACAGAUCAAAAGGAAGUUUGUUCUGAAGUGUCUAUCCUAUAUCCUAUACCCCUUAUUUUUUUCACUAAACAUUCUCCAUAUAUACUUCCAUUAAUCUUUUUGGCUGGUCCCAGGGGACCUUCAGACAAGUCUUGUGAGGCCUGUGGGCGUCCAAGAGUAAACAACAUGUACGUGUUCGUGAGAGACUCAUCUUUCCAUAGAGGGGUCAUAAUAGUGUGUAGGCCAAACCGAUUUUGUGAGAAGACUGAUUUUCGGGAUGUCUCAUUGUCUGGCAAACACCGCCCUAGCUCUGUCACCUUUCACCGCAGAUGCGAAAGUGUUACAGAUGCGGUGGAUUGAGAUGUAUCCAAUGCAAAAAAACUGAUACACUACAUGACCAAAAGUAUGUGGACACCUGCUCAUCGAACAUCUCAUUCCAAAGUCAUGGGCAUUAAUAUGGAGUUGGUCCCCCCUUUGCUGCUAUAACAGCCUCCACUCUUCUGGGAAGGCUUUCCACUAGAUGUUGGAACAUUGCUGCGGGGAUUAGGCCUGAUUCGCAGUCGGCUUUCCAAUUCAUCCCAAAGGUGUUCGAUUGGGUUGAGGUCAGGGCUCUGUGCAGGCCAGUCAAGUUCUUCCACACCGAUCUCGACAAACCAUUGGACCUCGCUUUGUGCCCGGGGGCAUUGUCAUGCUGAAACAGAAAAGAGCCUUCCCCAAACUGUUGCCACCAAGUUGGAAGCACAGAAUCGUCUAGAAUGUCAUUGUAUGCUGUAGUGUUAAGAUUUCCCUUCAGUGGAACUAAGGGGCUUAGCCCGAACCAUGAAAAACAGCCCCAAACCAUUAUUCCUCCUCCACCAAACUUUACAGUUGGCACUAUGCAUUGGGGCAGUUAGCGUUCUCCUGGCAUCCGCCAAACCCUUGGCAUUGUGCAUGGUGAUCUUAGGCUUGUUUGUGGCUGCUCGGCCAUGGAAACCCAUUUCAUGAAGCUGCCGACAAACAGUUAUUGUGCUGACGUUGCUUCCAGUGGCAGUUUGGAACUCGGUAGUGAGUGUUGCAACUGAGUUCAGAUGAUUUGUACGCGCUACGCGCUUCAGCACUCGGCAGUCCAGUUCUGUACCACUUUGUGGCUGAGCCGUUUUUGCUCCUAGACUUUUCCACUUCCCAAUAACAGCACUUACAGUUGACUGGGGCAGCUCUAGCAGGGCAGACAUUUUUCAAACUGACUUGUUGGAAAGGUGGCAUCCUAUGACGGUGCCACAUUGAAAGUCACUGAGCUCUUCAGUAAGGCUGUUCUACUGCCAAUGUUUGUCUAUGGGGAUUGCAUGGCUGUGUGCUCGAUUUUAUACACCUGUCAGCAACAGGUGUGUCUGAAAUAGCCAAGUCCACUCAUUUGAAGGGGUGUGCACAUCCUUUUGUAUAUCUCUAUCUUAAACUGACAGAUUGUUAUGGGGAUUUCUUUAUUAUGCUAAUUAGAUUUCCGCGGGGUGUGGACAUCAACCAUAGGGGGUUAACUAUCUAAGAUGUGCCAAAUAAAAUAUCUCCAGCUCGGGUAUCCAACUAUGCAUUUGGUUUGCUAACUUGCUAGCUAAAUGGCUAGCUUGCAAGAUCAAGCUUGGUUACAGCAGAGACAAUUAAUCCCCUCCUGGAUCAAGAUCCCUACUGCUUACAUUUGUUUUGUCCCCAAGAAUUAUAAUAAAAUGUUUUUUGUUGUUGUAGUUGUUUUGUUUGAAAAAAUAAAUAGUGCCCCUUGUGUGCACCCCGGUAAUACCAUAUACUCCCGUAUCAGAAAAGGUAGAAAGGUAUGAAAAUCUGGAUAUCGCCUAACCCUAGUCAAGUUGUUUUUUCAGUAUUACCAUUAAUUCUGAAAAUAUGUCUACAAUCCAACUCAUAUUACAUCAUCCCUUUCUGACAGGCAUGAUGUGUAAUUCAACAUGGCGGUAACCCUGGUCUCCCUGCUGUUUCUCUACAGGUGUUUAAGGAGGAGGAGGAAGCAAUCAAGGUGGACCUCCACGAGGGCUGUGGGAGGACAAAGCUCUUCUGGCUCAUGGCUCUGGCCGACUCCAAGACCAUGAAGGCCAUGGUGGAGUUCAGGGAACACACGGGUAAGAGAACUUAUUCAGAUCAUUUUCUGGCCCUGUCAAGAAAAACCCCUUAGCUAGCCAUUACCCCCUAGACACUUGUGUAGAUCUGAGAGGGACUGGAUAGAUUUAAGCAAUAUGAUGACAUUUCCACCUAGCCUAUUACCUUUCUAAUUCUUUGCAAUCAUAAGAAGUCACCGACUGUCAUGACUGUUAAUAGCAUCUGCCGUGUGAUGUUUAUGACAGAGUUAUGUAUUCCUUAUGAGCCUUCUCUCGUGCGUAGCUAAUGCUCUGCCUCUGUGUGCAGGGAAACCAGCCUCCAGCAGCUCAGAUGCCUGCAGGUUCUGUGGCACCAGGAACGGCACCGAGCUCUCGGCCGUGGGCAGUGUCUGCUCUGACCCAGACUGCCAGGUACCAAACACUCACAACAUCAGUCAUAAUGAUCAUAGUUCUGGAUUGCAUUGAUAAAACUUUUUUCAAAUUCAGGUGUUCAGAGCGCUAAACCUAAUCCAUGUACUUACCACCCACAACAUCAGUCAUAAUGAUCAUAGUAACAGAUUGGAUCUAUUAAAAGAGCUAGCUAUAGUGUUCAAAACACUUAGGCCAUACAAAUGUAAUGUAAAAAAAAAAAAAAAAAAAAAAUGUAUUAUAGUUUUUGGGGUAUUUUACCCCCUUUUACUCCCCAAUUUCGAUCUUGUCUCAUCGCUGCAACUCCCCAACUUGCGCGGGAGGCGAAGGUCGAGUCAUGCGUCCUCUGAGACAUGACCUGCCAAACCACGCUUCUUAACACCCACCCGCUUAACCCGGUAUGCAGCCACACCAAUGUGUCGUAGGAAACACAGUUCAACUGACGACCGAGGUCAGCCUGCAGGCGCCCGGCCCGCCACAAGGCGUUGCUAGAACGCGAUGAGCUAAGUAAAGCCCCCCCGGCCUAACCCGGACAACGCUGGGCCAAUUGUGCGCCGCCCUAUGUGAUUCCCGAUCACGGCCGGUUGUGAUACAGCCCGGGAACGAACUCGGGUCUGUAGUGAUGCAUAGACCGCUGCACCACUCGGAAGGCCCCACAAAUAAAAUCAUUUUUAAAGAGAGGUGAGCGAAAAAAAGAAAAAAAACAUGUGGACCCUUUUGUUAAAAUCCUAUAACGACCUUAGUUCAACACCUAGCGACCUAGUACAGAAAUUGUAGCCUCUUGGGGAGGCUAAAAGAGGCAUAGUUCAACCAUAAUCAGAGAGGGAGUUCUGUAUCUCUUUAUUGGAAGCUUGAGAACAUUAUUUUUUCUAUAAUCGUGCAAUUUAUUGUUACAACUUUUCAUAUAUGUAUAUAUUUUUUAUAUUUCAGAAAAGUGAAAACGUGCAUCCUUUAAACCAGGGGUUUGGAUCUACAUUCAUACAGUGUCCAGCUCGUGUCCAGCUCGCUAAUAAUCACCUAAAUGAAAGCUAGACAGUCAGGGACAAUGUUGGGGAACAUUAUUUUUAAAAGUAGUUACAACAUUACUUACUAUGGAAAGAAACUGGUUACAUUAUUUUUGUGUUACCAAAAACAGAAAACCCUCAUGUUGGUCAUUCAUUCCUAUGCCCAGUAGAGGGGGCACACUACCUAUGAAUGGCUACCCUCUGUAGGUUUCUCAAACUUGGUCCUGGGUGUCCCCCCCCCCACCAAUUUGUGCACAAAUUUGUUUACAUCCCUGUUAGUGAGCAUUUCUCCUUUGCCAAGAUAAUCCAUCCACCUGACAGGUGUGGCAUAUCAAGAAGCUGAUUAAACAGCAUGAUCAUUACACAGGUGCACCUUGUGCUGGGGAUAAUAAAAGGCCACUCUAAAAUGUGCAGUUUUGCCACACUGAGGAGUAUUUCUGUCUGUAAUAAAGCCCUUUUUUUGGGAAAAACUCAUUCCGAUUGGCCGGGUCUGGCUCCUCAGUGGGUGGGCCUGGCUCCCAGGCCCACACAUGGCUCGCCCCUGCCCAGUCAUGUGAAAUCCGUAGGUUAGGGCCUAAUUUAUUUAUUUUAAUAUACUGAUUUCCUUCUAUGAACUGUAAAUCAGUAAAAUCUUUGAAGUUGUUGUAUUUAUAUUUUUGUUCAAUAUACAUUAUUUAGUUUAAUUAUUUGCACACAAGUAAAUACAUAUAUAAAACCAACUGGGCACAGUAAAAGAAGAAGCUAAAAUACAAGGGCAACUGGCUACCAGUGUUGUAUUAUUUUACACACAGAUACGAACGGGGAACAGAGAUUCUAUGUAAAACUAGAUUAUAAUUUAUAUUGUCUAAUUGUAGUGACCUUUCCUUUAUGUUUAUGGCAAAGACGAGCUGGAGAAAUGUACGUUCUUAUCAACUGAGCCUAACUUGAUCACCUACGCUGUUUGCUUUAUUACCAGACAAUAAAUGGGGCACUUGCCUGAACCCGAUGAUCCUGUGUUUGUGCUUGAAUCCUGCAAGUAGCGUCGGUUAAGAUUCAAGGAGUAACAUCUGUCCUUUUCUUCUACCAAUUCAAAGUACUGUGAAUACUUCCACGAUAAAGGCUAUUGUCUCUGUCAUCUCGCUAGCUAUCUAUCUACUAGCUGCCAUGCCAGCUACCCACCACAAUGUUCGUGCAGAAAUAGGAAGCAGGAACGUAGCCUAGGGGGAGGGAUUGUUGUUUGACACCCCUGCUUUAAACAUUAAAUUACAUUUGUAUGGCCUUAGCUUACCUCAUCUGCCACAAUUGUGAAAACCCCAACUCGGUAAUAAUGAUCAUAGUAAUGGAUUUUCAAAGUGUCUAAACUUACCUUACCAGCCACCAGUGGGAAACACUCAACUUCACCUGGUUUAGGCUUGAGGUCCAUUUCAAUUCAGUCCAUUCAAUAUAUUGACAUUGAAACUCAAUAUAAGAAUUGAAAAGUGUAAUUUAUUUUAAAUUGUACUAUUCAUUAAUUUAAUUCCUCGUCACUCACUCAAUUGACCCUGACCCUGCUGUACAGUAUUGCACUGCAAAGGGUGUUGCGAUUUUAAAUGCACUUUGAAUAAAGUGGAUUUGAUUAUAUGUAUUGGGUAAAGCGCAUCAUCUGACCCUCACUCCCCUCCAUGCCCUCUGUAGGAGUAUGCCAAGCUGGCGUGCAGUAAGACCCACACGUGCGGCCACCUCUGUGGCGGGGUGAAGAACGAGAAGAGCUGCCUGCCCUGUCUGCACGGCUGCGAGAAGAACACAGGCUGCCUGAAACAGGACGCCGACGACAUGUGCAUGAUCUGCUUUACUGAGGCGCUCUCUGCCGCUCCCGCUGUCCAGGUACACUAUACUCUACACAGAAUUACAUUUUAUUUCACCUUUAUUUAAGCAGGGAGUCAUGCUGAGACCACAUUCUCUUUUGCAGAUGAGCCCUGCAUGAACACAUCAAUGAACAUCAAAUUACACAAUACAUGAAAAGCAAACACAAAACACGAAAAGCAAAACACAAUCAUAUGAAACAAACACAUUCUUCAGUAAAAAGGCCCUCUAACAUUGGCCUGAAUUGCGCUAGAGGUACCAACAACCAACUUAAAGGAGUUUUGGAGAUCUCCACUGAGUUAGGUAAAUAUGCUUAAAAAUAAAAUAAAAAAUUGCCGAUUUACGUAACUCGGUGGAGAUGGAAGGGAUCUCCAGGUUUAGCCAUCCCUGAUUCCGGGUCUGCGACCUUAUAUGUCUGAAGCUUAACAAUUUUGUAUUUGUAUUUAUUAAGGAUCCCCAUUAUCUGCUGCCAAGGCAGCAGCUGCUCUUCCUGGGGUCCAGCAACAUUAAGGCAGUUAUAUAGUCCCGUGUAGCUCAGUUGGUAGAGCAUGGCGCUUGCAACGCCAGGGUUGAGGGUUCGUUUCCCACGGGGGGCCAGUAUGAAAAAAAUAAAAAAAAUAAUUAUGCACUCACUAACUGUAAGUCGCUCUGGAUAAGAGCGUCUGCUAAAUGACUCAAAUGUAAAUGUAAAUAUACAAUUUAAAAUAUUGCAUGACAUUACAUUACAUAACACUUUUCACAACACAUUAAGUGUGUGACCUCAGACCACUACUCUACUACCACAUAUCUACAAUACAAAAUCCAUGUGUACGUGUGUGUGUAUAGUGCGUUAACAAUGACGUAAGGUACGGCAGAAGUUUAUGCAAGAGGGCUUUAUAGACAAAAAGAGCAUAAUGCAUUGAUCUAUGAGACGUCAAAGAGGGCCAGCCUACUUUCUAAUGCAAAAUGCGAAAUGAUGUGUAAUGAACCUAUCGCCCUUACUAAAGGGAAAUGCGCUAUGAUAAACUGCGUCCAAUGGCUUCAAUACUGUGGUAACUGUAUUUACAGUAUAUAGAUGAAACAAAUACUAUUAUUGAUAGUAUUAUAUUGUAUCUCUAUGAUACUAGCUUGAAUCAGACAGGGACUCGCACCUGGGUUAAAUUAGUAUCUGUUUUCUUUCAAAUACUUUUGAGUGUUUUUUUUGCCUGCCUGGAGUGCAAGAUGGGUGGAAUUUGAACUUGUGGGACUAUUAUAUUGGUUUCAAAAUAAUACAAAUACUAUUUGAACCAAGGAUUCUUGUUUGUCUUUAGGCCACAGAUGUGUUCAAGGUCAGGUUCCAAAGGUUCUGUGUGUGGUUCUGUUCUGUUCCUCAGCUGGACUGCAGUCACGUGUUCCACCUCCAGUGUACCCGUCGUGUUCUUGAGAACCGCUGGCUCGGGCCCAGGAUCACCUUCGGCUUCAUGUCCUGCCCCAUCUGCAAGGUACUAUUCAACUUAUGUAGCCCCACCCACUUGACCUGAGCCAUUUCGAAAGCGGUUGUCUUUCAACAUCCGGCCCAUUGACACACAAGCAAAACCAUAAUUAAAUAUGAGCUAAAUGUCUCAUUUCCACGUAGUAUAAGCACUUGGAAACCAACGUUAGCAUAAUUAGCAUUCCCAUAGACUUAACAUGGCGGGUUAGCUAGACUAGCUUAUUAGACUGUAUCUGAUGGUCGUUAUCCAUACAGGCUGUAUUCCUUUUCAAUCGAAGAUCAAUGCUUGAAAGGGCAAUGUUGUUAGACACAGAAUACCAAUGGGAAUAGAGAAACAGUGCUGAAAUGUUUUUAUGUAGAUAACAUGAGGAUAUUUGCAAUCUGUUGUGCUACAAAGUUAACUAGCUAACCCGCCAUUUUGAGUCUAUGGGAAUGCAAAUUAUGCUAACGUCGGCUACCGAGUGGUUAUACUACUUGAAAACGCACGUUUACAUUUUUUCAAUAUUUUUUCUGAUAAAAGCAAUUGAUGAAGGCUAGAACAUGAAGGUUUAAACAGUUACUUAAAUAAAAUUUAGUUUUUAAUAGUGAACAAGCGUUGAGCCUUGUCUUUUUCAAUAACAUUUCUCACCAGAUAAUUACCAUAUCAUUCAAAUGAUGUGCAAGUUAUUUAAUUAUUUUGACAAAUGUAAUUUAUAUCUAACAACAUCACCAGCUGUGUGUCAAUGCGCCGGAAGUUGAAAGACAACCGCAGAAAAUUGUCUGCGCCCUUGUUGCCAGGCUAUGGUGGAUAUAAACCAAUCUCCAGCAGUGGCCCCCUGGAACAUCUAGUAAUACACAGCUUCAAAUAUGGUCUAGAACAGCAGUAGUGGGAGAACAUCCCACCCAUUUUCAUUGGUUUAUCUUCCAUCUAGCCCCUCAUAAAUGCACUAAGUAUGGAUUUAAAUCUGUUUAUUGUUUCGCUGGUUUAGUUCACCAGUUUGGUUGCUUUGUAUAGAGGGCUGGCCCCUUUUCAGGUUUUUAGUCUGUUUUACUGAAAUGUACUUGUCACUAGUCUUGCACACCAGGCAUUUCUAGCCGUGUGUUUAGCAAAAAAUAAUAACUGACAGUGGUUUGAACUAACUAACAUUGUGCCAACCGAGUUAAGAAAGGAGAGAGAAUUGACUCAGACUCUUACCUGACUGGGCUGUUUUUCCUCCCAGAACAAGAUUAACCACUCGGUCAUCAAGGACCUGCUGGACCCUAUCAGGGAGCUGUUUGAGGACGUACGGAGGAAGGCUCUGAUGAGGAUGGAGUACGAGGGGCUGCACAAGAGCGAGGCCAUCACCAUGCCCGGUGCCCGCUUCCACAACGACCCGGCCGGCUUCGCAAUGAACCGAUACGCCUACUACGUCUGCUACAAGUGCAAAAAGGUAGGCACUAGGGGUGUAACGGUUCACCAAACCAAUGGUUUGGUACAUAUUGCGGUUUUAGGGUCACGUUUCGGUUACGAUACACCAGGAAAAUGAAAUGCCAACAGUUACUGUAGGUAAUUUUUGUUUAUCUAAGAAAAUGAUUACAUAUAUGAUCAUGAGUCAUAUAAAGCCUGAUAAGAAAACAUACGAUUACUCAUCAACAACACUAAAAUAAAGUGCAAUAUGCGUGUGCCAUCAAUAUGUAGACAUGGCUCAGACAUUGUGUAGGCCUAUGCUAUAAUGUUUUCUUACAAAGAGAAAAAUAGGCGCACUUGUGUGACUCUGUCAUAAAGGGGGCGUGUCUGUAGCACGGUACUUCUCAUUUCCCACUCUGUGGUAAUGUGACGGGCUGUCACUGUAAAGUAGCUCUCUGUAGCCAUGGCGGUCCAUCCAUCUGUAGAAAGUGCAAAACAGGGUGCAUUGGCCAAUUCAUUGACAACGUUGGCUUUAGCUUGCUUAUAUAGAGCGGGUACUACCUGUUUGCUGAAAUGCGUGCGAGAAGGCAAAGUGCGUAACGCGGCUCUAGCACUUUCACAAGCUUAUUCUUCUCAACCAUCGAGAAUGGGCGCAUAUCCGCGGCUAUAAACAUGUUCAUGUUUUGUAUUGAUAUGUGUAUUUGUAUUGUGCAGGGCUCCUUUGAAAAAGAGACUUGGUCUCAAUAUGACACCCUGUUAAAAUAAAGGUUAAUAAAUAAAGAUCUAAUCACAUUUUAUUUGUCACAUGCGCCGAAUACAACAGGUGUAGACCUUACCGUGAAAUGCUUACUUACAAGCCCUUAACCAACAAUGCAGUUCAAGAAAGAGUUAAGAAAAAGGUAAAAAAGAAUAAAAAAUAACACAAUAAAAUAACAAUAACGGUACCGAGUCGAGGUAAUUUAAUAAAUACCUAUCGCUCUUGUAAUUUCUUUGGCCCGGUCAGAAUCAGCUUGCGAAGGGCUGCUUGAAUGCAGAGAGGAGACUAAGUUGUGUUUUUUAUUUUUUUAUCCUUUGUUAGGAAUACUGUGUUGAUGUCGGCGUAAACGUCUCAACAUGUUUGAGGUGUUGGCAGCUGCGUAGGCUAUUCUAGUUGAGCAGUGGCAAUAUACUCUCUCUGUCUAUCUCCGUUGUAAUCUACUGGGAAGCCAAAAUGUUCCCAAACUGGAGAUUUAAACGAUGAUGGAGAAUCCUCCUGGUUUAUCGACCCCACCAGUCGCCAUCGUACAGAACUAGUUCCCGGCUGCACAAAAGGACAGUUUGAAAUGCGCCAAUUAAAGAUUUUAAUUUUGAUUACAACGUACACAUAGGCUCUAGUUGUUUUAACGGAAUAGCCUGAAAUGUUUUUUGAGCUCAGAUUUACUCAAGAGGCAUACAGCGCAGCUGGUAUAGCCUAUAGGCCUAGUGUUUUUAUAAAAAUGUAUUCACAGUGUGGACCGAACCGAGGUCCCCGUACCGAACGGUUUGGUAUGAAUACGCGUACCGUUACUCCCCUAGUAGGCAGAAUUCUGGGGCGUAUUCAUUAGGCCGAUUCUGUUGCAAAAUGUUUCUUAAAUGGAAGAAAACUAAAUGAAACAGAGGUUUUAGUUGCAAAACUGGAUGUAUACUUAAUUAGUGGUGUUUAUGGAUUUAAUACAAUUUGUGGACAGAAUGGGUCCCACUUUAAAUGACGUUCAGCUUAUAAAGGCUUCUUAAAGCCUUCAUAAUGCCUUCAUAUGUUACAAAGCAUCUAUAACCGUAUGUCAUGCUUUAAAAAGGGUUCAUAAAUGUGGCAUAACUGUGUGACACAAUCACCAAUGUCAAAUGUGACAUAACCCUUUAUAAAGGGUUGACAUGUUCUGCUGAAGGAUGGAAUACACUCUAAAGUGAUGUCAUGUUAGUCACAUUACAUUAAAAUCACAUUUUAAGAUAAAUUGUGGAAAUGGCCAUAAUUAUGACUUUUUUACUAUGUUAAAUAACACUAAUAUGUGAGAACAAUAUUUUCUGUGAAGAAAUGUUUAAUUUUGGCGUUAUAAUAAGGUUGGUAGCAACAUGUUGCAGCUCAAGUCGACCACAAAAUCCACAAUGCAAUGCUCUCUCUAUGGGCUGGCUAGCUAACUAGCAAACGUAGCUACACACAAUAAUACCAAAGACAAUAUCAGCAUGUGAAGUAGCUAGUUACAUUGACAUUACAUUUUCGUCAUUUAGCAGACGCUCUUAUCCAGAGCGAAAUUGGUGCAUUCACCCUAUGAUAGCCAGUGGGACAACCACUUUACAAUAUAUAUCUUUUUUUGGGGGGGUGGGGUAAGGGGGGGUAGAAGGAUUACUUUAUCCUAUCCCAGGUAUUCCUUAAAGAGGUGGGGGUUCAAGUGUCUCUGGAAGGUGGUGAGUGACUCCGCUGUCCUGGCGUCGAGAGGGAGCUUGUUGCACCAUUGGGGUGCCAGAGCAGCGAACAGUUUUGACUGGGCUGAGCAGGAACUGUGCUUCCGCAGAGGUAGGGGGGCCAGCAGGCCAGAGGUGGAUGAACGCCCUCGUUUGGGUGUAGGGACUGGUCAGAGCCUGAAGGUACGGAGGUGCCGUUCCCCUCACAGCUCCGUAGGCAAGCACCAUGGUCUUGUAGCAGAUGCGAGCUUCAACUGUAAGCCAGUGGAGUGUGCGGAGGAGCGGGGUGACGUGAGAGAACUUGGGAAGGUUGAACACCAGACGGGCUGCAGCGUUCUGGAUGAGUUGUAGGGGUUUAAUGGCACAGGCAGGGAGCCCAGCCAACAGCGAGUUGCAGUAAUCCAGAUGGGAGAUGACAAGUGCCUGGAUUAGGACCUGUGCCGCUUCCUGUGUAAGGCAGGGUCGUACUCUGCGAAUGUUGUAGAGCUUGAACCUACAGGAUCGGGUCACCGCCUUGAUGUUAGCGGAGAACGACAGGGUGUUGUCCAGGGUCACGCCAAGGCUCUUUGCACUCUGGGAGGAGGACACAACGGAGUUGUCAACCGUGAUGGCGAGAUCAUGGAACGGGCAGUCCUUCCCCGGGAGGAAGAGCAGCUCCGUCUUGCCGAGGUUCAGCUUGAGGUGGUGAUCCGUCAUCCACACUGAUAUGUCUGCCAGACAUGCAGAGAUGCGAUUUGCCACCUGGUUAUCAGAAGGGGGAAAGGAGAAGAUUAAUUGUAUGUUGUCUGCGUAGCAAAGAUAGGAGAGGCCAUGUGAGGAUAUGACAGAGCCAAGUGACUUGGUGUAUAGCGAGAAUAGGAGAGGGCCUAGAACUGAGCCCUGGGGGACACCAGUGGUGAGAGCACGUGGUGCGAAGACGAUUCUCACCACGCUACCUGGUAGGAGCGACCUGUCAGGUAGGACGCAAUCCAAGAGUGAGCCGCGCCGGAGAUGCCCAACUUGGAGAGUGUGGAGAGGAGGAUCUGAUGGUUCACACUAUCAAAGGCAGCAGACAGGUCUAGAAGGACGAGAGCAGAGGAGAGAGAGUUAGCUUUAGCAGUGCGGAGAGCCUCCGUGACAGAGAGAAGAGCAGUCUCAGUUGAAUGACCAGUCUUGAAACCUGACUGGUUUGGAUCAAGAAGGUAAUUCUGAGAGAGAUAGCAAGAGAGUUGGCUAAAGACUGCAUGCUCAAGAGUUUUGGAGAGAAAAGAAAGAAGGGAUACUGGUCUGUAGUUGUUGACAUCGGAGGGAUCGAGUGUAGGUUUUUUGAGAAGGGGUGCAACUCUCGCUCUCUUGAAGACGGAAGGGACAUAGCCAGCGGUCAAGGAUGAGUUGAUCAGCGAGGUGAGGUAAGGGAGAAGGUCUCCGGAAAUGGUCUGGAGAAGAGAGGAGGGGAUAGGGUCAAGCGGGCAGGUUGUUAACAAUAAAUGAGUGUGGAGAGGAGGAUCUGAUGGUUCACAGUAUCAAAGGCAGCAGACAGGUCUAGAAGGACAAGAGCAGAGGAGAGAUAGUUAGCUUUAGCAGGGAGGAGAAUGUGGCAAAGAGCUUCCUAGGGUUAGAGGCAGAUGCUUGGAAUUUAGAGUGGUAGAAAGUGGCCUUAGCAGCAGAAACAGAUGAAGAAAAUGUAGAGAGGAGGGAGUGAAAAGAUGCCAGGUCCGCAGGGAGUCUAUUUUUCUUCCAUUUCCGCUCGGCUGCCCGGAGCUCUGUUCUGUGAGCUCGCAAUGAGUCAUCAAGCCACGGAGCUGGAGGGGAGGACCGAGCCGGCCGGGAGGAUAGGGGACAUAGAGAGUCAAAGGAUGCAGAAAGGGAGGAGAGGAGGAUUGAGGAGGCAGAAUCAGGAGAUUGGAGGGAGAAGGAUUGAGCAGAGGGAAGAGAUGAUAGGAUGGAAGAGGAGAGAGUAGCGGGAGAGAGAGAGCGAAGGUUGCGACGGUGCAUUACCAUCUGUGUAGGGGCAGAGUGAGUAGUGUUGGAGGAGAGGGAGAGAGAAAAGGAUACAAAGUAGUGGUCGGAGACUUGGAGGGGAGUUGCAGUGAGAUUAGUAGAACAACAGCAUCUAGUAAAGAUGAGGUCAAGCGUAUUGCCUGCCUUGUGAGUAGGGGGGGACGGUGAGAGGGUGAGGUCAAAAGAGGAGAGGAGUGGAAAGAAGGAGGCAGAGAGAAAUGAGUCAAAUGUAGACGUAGGGAGGUUGAAAUCCCCCAGAACUGUGAGGGGUGAGCCAUCCUCAGGAAAGGAACUUAUCAAGGCGUCAAGCUCAUUGAUGAACUCUCCAAGGGAACCUGGAGGGCGAUAGAUGACAAGGAUAUUAAGCUUAAAUGGGCUAGUGACUGUGACAGCAUGGAAUUCAAAUGAGGAGAUAGACAGAUGGGUCAGGGGAAAAAUGUAGAAUGUCCACUUGGGAGAGAUGAGGAUUCCUGUGCCACCACCCCGCUGACCAGAUGCUCUCGGGGUAUGCGAGAACACAUGGUCAGACGAGGAGAGAGCAGCAGGAGUAGCAGUGUUUUCAGUGGUAAUCCAUGUUUCCGUCAGCGCCAAGAAGUCGAGGGACUGGAGGGUAGCAUAGGCUGAGAUGAACUCUGCCUUGUUGGCAGCAGAACAGCAGUUCCAGAGGCUGCCUGAGACCUGGAACUCCACGUGGGAGAUGCGUGCAGGGACCACCAGGUUAGAGAGGCAGCAGCCACGCGGUGUGAGGCGUUUGUGUAGCCUGUGCAGAGAGGAGAGAACAGGGAUAGGCAUAGGCAUAGUUGACAGGCUGCAGCAGAUGGCUACAAUAAUGCAGAGGAGAUCGGAAUGAAAUGAACUAAACAUCUGGGAAAGGAGAGAGUGGGGCCUCCCUUACCACAACUCCCAAAUAUAACUCUCCCAACUUCCACCUCAGAAACUAUAAUUGUUGUAAACUACAGCGGUUCAAUGUUUUCUAGGAAUAGACUAACUUAGUUUAUUCAGCUAGCUAACUAGGUGCAGUAUUAUUCCGUGAAAAACGUCCGGGCACCUCGUCAUAAGACGCCACAGCCAGCUAGCAUGCCGGACUCCAACAACACGGUUUAGCGCCAAUACUCGGCCACAACAAACCACCAGUGUAUCAACACGCAAGCAGAUCGUUCGUGUCCGUGUCUAACGUUGUGGGUUAGUCCCGACAGCUUGAGCGUGUCCGUCGUCGACUUAUUCAGCCAGUUAGUUAGCUAGAAUAGUUAGCAAACUAGCUAGCCAUUGCUUUCAGACAAAGAAGAACCCCUCCUUUCACGGCACGAACACACAGAGAGAGCCAAACUAACGUUAACUAGUCACCCAUGUCCCGAAUUCCUUGAACGACUCAGGCUAUCAAUAUGUAAAAAACAAAAAAACACAAAUGUAGGUUAUGACUUACCCCUAGCAGCUACUGUUAGCUAGCCAAGUGCAAAGCUAGCCACUGAAUUGACCCAGCCAGUUCGCGUCUGUUCGCUCGGUCGUUCCAGCUAUUGUUUUGUCGAUUUAGCAAGAGUGUUGUCGUGUGAAUUUUAAAUUGUAAAAAUAAUGAAAAACUUCUAAAUAGUGAGCUAUACCAUUGAGAAUACAGUAGCAGCCGGCAUACAUUUUCCCUACAUGGAAUGUUUCGGAAAGUAAUAUCUUUCACAGAUGUCUGUCAGUCAGUUUCACUUGUCUCUAAUAAACUUCUUUCGGGAGGCUUAUUCCCUGACCCCUUCCCUUCCUUCCUCUGUUGCAGGCGUAUUUUGGGGGAGAGGCACGCUGUGACGCGGAGGCAGGACAGGGAGACGAUUAUGACCCCAGCGAGUUGAUCUGUGGAGCAUGCUCAGAUGUGUCCAGGGCACAGGUGGGUGGAGGGAAAGGUCCAGAGAAGGCCUUAGGGCAGCGUAUCCCAAACUCAGUCCUCGGGACUCCAAGUGGUGCACGUUUUGGUUUUUGCCCUAACACUACACAGCUGAUUCAAAUGAUCAAAGCUUGAUGAUUAGUUGAUUAUUUGAGUCAGCUGUGUAGUGCUAGGGCGAAAACCAAAACGUGCACCCCUUAGGGUCCCGAGGACCGAGUUUGGGAAACCCUGCCUUAGGGCGUUAACUGCAUUGGGCUGUGUGACAUCAUCCACACUAGCAUACUGCUUAGUAUGGCCAAUACGUUGCUGAAUACUUGGUAAUAUCCGAGUUUGAAUAGUGGGACACAUCUUGACACUCCUGAACUCCUGACAGUAUCACUUAAUAUGAGGACAUUGUAUGACAAUUUUUUUUCCAAUACUAGGUUGUUUAUUGUCCAUUUCAAUAGAAAUUCAUUUUGUGACCUCUGCAAAACAUUUAAAUACUAAAUACACAAAAUCAAUACAAUAUAAUAUGUUACAAUACAAUUGACACACUAUCCCUGAAAAGUGAUAUACAGUGCAUUGGGAAAGUAUUCAGACCCCUUCCACAUUUUGUUACGUUACAGCCUUAUUCUAAAAUAGAUUAAAUUAUUUGUUUUCUCAUCAAUCUACACAGAAUACCCCAUAAUGACAAAGCGAACACAGGAUUUUAGAAUUUUUUUCUAAUUUAUUUAAAAUAAAAAACUGAAAUAUCACAUUCACAGUGCAUUCGAAAAGUAUUCAGACCCCUUGACUUUUUCCAAAUGUUGUUACCGUUAUAGCAUUAUUCUAAAAUUGAUUAAAUAAAAACAUUUCAUCAUCAAUCUACACACAAUACCACAUAAUGACAAAGCGACAACAGGUUUUUAGACAUUUUUGCAAAAAUAAAAUAAAAAUAAAUAAAAAACAGAAAUAGCUUAUUUACAUAAGUAUUCAGACCCUUUGCUAUGAGACUCGAAAUUGAGCUCAGUUGCAUCCUGUCUAUAUAAGGUCCCACAGUUGACAGUGCAUGUCAGAGCAAAAACCAAGCCUCUGAGACAGGAUUGUGUCGAUGCACAGAUCUGGGGAAGGGGACCAAAAAAUGUCUGCAGCAUUGAAGGUCCUCAAGAACAGUGGCCUACAUCAUUCUUAAAUGGAAGAAGUUUGGAACCACCAAGACUCUUCCUGGAGCCGCCGCCUGGCCAAUUUGAGCAAUCGGGGGUGAACGGCCUUAGUCAGGGAGGUGACCAAGAACCCAAUGGUCACUCUGACAGAGCUCCAGAGUUCCUCUGUGGAGAUGGGAGAACCUUCCAGAAGGACAACCAGCUCUGCAGCACUUCACCAAUCAUGCCUUUAUGGUAGAGUGGCCAGUUGGAAGCCACUCCUCAGUAAAACGCACAUGACAGCCCGCUUGGAGUUUGCCAAAAGGCACCUAAAGACUCUCAGACCAUGAGAAACAAGAUUCUCUGGUCUGAUGAAACCAAGAUUGAACUCUUUGGGUUCUUGGUCACCUCCCUGACCAAGGCCCUUCUCCCCCGAUUGCUCAGUUUGGCCGGGCGGCCAGCUGUAGGAAGAGUCUUGGUGGUUCCAAACUUCUUCCAUUUAAGAAUGAUGGAGGCCACUGUGUUAUUGGGGAUUUUCAAUGCUGAAGAAAUGUUUUGGUACCCUUCCCCAGAUCUGUGCCUCGACACAAUCCUGUCACGGAGCUCUACGGACAAUUCCUUCGACCUCAUGGCUUGGUUUUUGCUCUGACACGCAAUAUCAACAGUGGGACCUUAUAUAGACAGGUGUGUGCCUUUCCAAAUAAUGUCCAGUCAAUUGAAUUUACCACAGGUGGACUCCAAUCAAGUUGUAGAAACAACUGAUGGAUGAUCAAUGGAAACAGGAUGCACCUGAGCUCAAUUUCGAGUCUCAUAGCAAAGGGUCUGAAUACUUCUGUAAAUAAGCUAUUUCUGUUUUUGAAUGUUUAUAAAUUAGCAAAAAUGUCUAAAAACCUGUUGCCGCUUUUUCAUUAUGGGGUAUUGUGUGUAGAUUAAUGAGGAUUUUUAUUUAUUUAAUCCAUUCUAGAGUAAGGCUGUAACGUAUCAAAAUGUGGGAAAAGUCAAGGGUUCUGAAUACUUUCCAAAUGCACUGUAUACUGUAAUAUUAAUAUAACACAUCCAUGUUCCAUCUGCAGAUGUGCUCCAAACACGGGACAGACUUUCUGGAGUACAAAUGCCGGUACUGCUGCUCGGUGGCCGUGUUCUUCUGCUUCGGCACCACUCACUUCUGUAACGCCUGCCAUGAUGACUUCCAGAGGAUGACCAGCGUGCCCAAGGAGGAGCUGCCUCACUGUCCUGCAGGUACAGACUUACUGUGCAAAAUGCAUCAUCAUGGCAGUUUUUGCUCUGUACUGAAAGUGCUCCAUCUUGAAGACUUGGCUGCUGACAUCCACACUUUUUUGGGAUUGUAUUUAACAGUGAACAGAAUUAACUAAAUACUGAACAAAAUACUAAAAUAUGAAAUUCAAAUAAAAUCAACGUUUAUUGAUCGCGUACACAGUUUUGCAGAUGUUAUCGCAGUUGCAGCGAAAUGCUUAAGUUUCUAGCUCCAACAAUACAGCAAUAUCUAGCAUUACAAUAACAAUAGGGAAAUGGGAUACCUAGUCAGUUGCACAAUUGAAAGCAUUCAACCAAAAUGUGUCUUCCGCAUUUAACCCAACCCCUCUGAAUCAGAGAGGUGCGGGGGGCUGCCUUAUUGGACGUCCACGUCAUCGGCGCCUAGGGGAGCAGUUGUUGUUAACUGCUUGCUCAAGGGCAGAACGGCAGAUUUUUCCACCUUAGCUGCUCGGGGAUUCGAACCAGCAACCUUUCGGUUACUGGCCCAACGCUCUUAACCGCUAAGCUACCUGCAUACACACAUAACAUUUAAAAAAGGACAAGAAAUUAAGACAUACUGUAUCAAAACGAGCAAUAUCAGAACGAGUCCGGAAUAUAAAUACAUAUACAUUAUAUGUACAGUGCAUUUGAUUAAAUAAAUAAAAAUCCUCAUCAAUCUACACACAAUACCCCAUAAUGACAAAGCGAAAACAAGUUUGUAGAAAUGUUUGCAAAUAUAUUAAAAAUAAAAACCUGGGGUUAAGCUGACCUGGGGGUACCUGACCUAUCCACAGGGGGGUACUCAUAAGAACGUUGGCUUUAUGAUCAGGGGGUUCUUCAGGCAGAGCAAAAUAAGAUUGGAGGUUCACAAAGAGGUGGAAAACCACUGGUUUACAACAGCGACCCGGGAAGCGUUACAGUGGAAAAGAGAAGGGAUGAAUGAGCCAAUUGGUGGCAGGGGAUGAUUAGGUGGCUCCCUGUGAAGAAAAUAAAUAAAUCUCCCUUUGAAUCAUUCAGACCAAGGGUCUGUUUCGAAGGUCUGUUAAAAUAGUGAUGACAUUGUAAUUCCAAGCUGAUGUUGUUCGAUGCUCUUUGACAUACUGUAGUUCAGAGGUGCUGCUCAGUGCUUAGCUCAAGUCGUUGAGGGCUGCCACAGCGUCUGCUGAUUUGACCCUGUUGGCAAUAUCAUUGAUUGGCCAGAGUCAGACCUCUGGCCUCCACAUCUAAAUCAGUGACUGGGAACCAACAGAGGUUCUUCAAAUACAAUGAAUGGAAUGACAAACAAUUUCAAAGGGGCAAAUUUUCACUUUGUCUCCCAUUGACAUCAAUGCAUGACUAAGGUGGAAUCAAGCCAAACUCCUCAUUGUUCUCCUUGCGUUCCCAGGUCCAAAAGGCAAGCAGUUGGAGGGGACGGAGUGCCCCUUGCACGUGGUUCACCCACCCACCGGCGAGGAGUUUGCCCUGGGCUGUGGAGUGUGCAGGAACGCCCACACGUUCUAA
Coregonus sp. 'balchen' is the source of this 89729-nucleotide messenger RNA. The record is from the annotation of a GenBank genome assembly. NCBI's taxonomy places the organism in Eukaryota, Metazoa, Chordata, Actinopteri, Salmoniformes, Salmonidae.